GAGCAGUCGUGCAUUCCCCGCCUCGCCUCGGGUGUAGGGAUUGCAAAAAACAAAACUACACCGUCAAGACUGUGUAGUUUUGUUUUUAUGAUUAGAGGCUCUUCAAUUCUCAUGCUGGGAUUGUCUAAAAAAACCUUACUCUGGAUAAGGACGUCGUUCAAGAAGAUUUCGUUGGGCUUAGCCCACUCUUGCAGGCACUUUGAGAGAUCAGAGUGCCUGUAAAGAUGACGACGAAAGCUCCAACAUUUACACAGCCCUUACAAAGUGUUGUGGCACUGGAGGGUAGUGCCGCAACCUUUGAGGCUCAUAUUAGUGGUUUCCCAGUUCCUGAGGUGAACUGGUAUCGGGAUGGCCAGGUUCUCUCUGCUGCAACUCUGCCCGGUGUGCAGAUCUCGUUUAGUGAUGGCCGCGCUAGACUGGUGAUCCCCACCGUGACAGAAGCCAACAGCGGGAGAUACACUGUGCAAGCCACCAAUGGAUCUGGGCAAGCGACUAGUACUGCUGAGCUGCUUGUCACAGCUGGAACAGCACCACCAAACUUCUCACAACGACUACAGAGCAUGACUGCAAGACAAGGAAGUCAAGUUCGACUUGACGUGAGAGUGACUGGAAUCCCUACACCUGUGGUGAAGUUCUAUCGGGACGGAGUAGAAAUUAAAAGUUCCCCCGAUUUUAAAAUUUUACAAGAAGGAGACCUUUACAGCUUAAUAAUUGCAGAAGCAUAUCCUGAAGACUCCGGCACCUAUUCUGUAAAUGCCACAAAUAGUGUGGGACGUGCGACUUCAACAGCUGAAUUGCUAAUUCAAGGCGAGGAAGAAGCCGUUCCUGCUAAAAAGACAAAGACGAUUGUUUCGACUGCUCAGAUUUCACAAACAAGACAAGCCAGAAUUGAAAAGAAGACUGAAGCCCACUUUGAUGCCAGAUCACUUACAAGUGUUGAAAUGAUUGUAGAAGGUGCAACCACCCAACAGCUCCCACACAAGGCACCUCCACGAAUGCCUCCUAGACCUACAUCAAAAUCACCAACCCCGACAACUGCGGCAAAAGUACAAAUGGCACGACAGCAAUCACCAUCGCCCGUCAGACAAUCACCAUCACCUGUAAGACACGUCAGAGCACCAACACCUUCACCAGUAAGGUCGGUUUCUCCUGCUGGGAGAAUCUCCACCUCACCUAUUAGACCAGUGAAAUCUCCAUCUCCAAUCCGUAAACCACAUGUAGUGACAACUGGGACUGACGUCCCUCCUCCAUGGAAGCAGGAAGGGUAUGCUGCAACCAUGGAAGCCCAGAUGAAGGAAACAAGAGUAUCUACGAGCACUACCCAAGUGACUGAAGAAAGAUGGGAGGGGAGAUACGGGGUCCAAGAACAAGUUACUGUUACUGGCGCUACGGCUGGCGAGGCGGCCCCUGGUGCUAGAGAGGUGAGGAAGGACAGUGAAAAAACAGCAGCUAUUGCUACAGUUGUUGCUGCUGUGGAUCAAGCCAUGGUGAGAGAACCAGCUCCAGGUGUUGUAGAGCAAGCUGCUAAAAGGACAGCAAUGACUGCAGUCCACGUUCAGCCUGUUCAUGAGCAGAUGAAAAAGGAGGCAAUGGUAGUAGUUACCAGUGAUAAAGCCACAAAACAAACAGUGAUAUCGAGAACUAGAGAAGGCAUUGUAACUUCACAAGAACAAAGACACAUCUCUCCUGAAAAGGUGAGAAAAGAACCAGAGAAAACUCCAGUACAGACAGUAAUAAUUGCCACAGACAAAGCCAAAGAACAAGAAAGAAUAACAAGAGCCAGAGAAGAAAUAUCUACCAGACAUGAGCAAGUGCACAUUGCUCAUGAACAGAUAAGAAGGGAAGAUAUGAAACCUUCUGUACCUAAGGUAGUAAUUUCUACUGAUAAACCUAAGGCACCGGUCAUAAUAUCGAAAAGUACAGAAAGAGUUGCCACCAAACAAGAACAAGUGAGCAUAACACGUGAAAAGGUUCAAGCUGGAAAAAAGGCUGAAGCUGUAGCUACAGUCGUUGCAGCAGUUGAUCAGGCACGUGUUCGAUCACCCUGGCAGCCAGAACAAGCAGAUGAAGCUUAUGUAAAGGAGAAAACUUUGGAAUAUGGUUAUAAAGAGCACACUGUUACAGACCGUGGUUCUGAGGUCCCAGCAGAACGCCAUGUUGUCACUAAAGAAGUCAAAACUGUCUAUAUUCCUCCUGAGAAACAUAUAUCAGCUCCUGAAAAGCAGGAAUUUCAUAUAUCAAAAGAGAUAAAAAGAACGACAGAACUUGAGAAAACAAUUCAUGUUGAACCGCCGCGACCUCGCACAGCAAGUCCUCACUUCACGGUCUCCAGAGUUGCUGUUCCUAAACAAGAUCAUACGUAUGAGGUUUCAAUAGCUGGAUCUGCCAUGGCUACUCUGGAAAAAGAGUUAUCAGCUACUUCUGCUGUGCAAAAGAUCACCAAGCCUGUAAAACCACCUCAGCUAAAGCCUCAUGAAGUCAGGACAAAAACAGAGCCAGUUGCCCCUCCAGAGUUCCCCUUUGGAGAGGCUGCUGAGACGUAUAAGAGUCACUAUGAUGUUGAGACUAAAAAGGAGACAAGCAUUAGAAGUGAAGCAGUGAGGACAGAACACUUGAUGCUGCAUAAAGAAGGUGAAGCAAAGGUGACAGAAACUGCCAGAGUUCCUGUGCCUGCAGAAAUCCCUGCUACUCCACCCACCUUAGUCUCAGGCCUCAAAAAUAAGACUGUGACUGAAGGUGAGUCUGUCACUCUGGAGUGCCAAAUAUCUGGUCAUCCUCAGCCUACAGUGACAUGGUACAGGGAAGACUACAAAAUUGAGAGCUCAAUGGACUUCCAGAUCACCUUCAAAGCAGGACUUGCUCGCCUUGUGAUUCGUGAAGCCUUUGCAGAGGACAGUGGAAGAUUUACCUGUACUGCUACCAAUAAGGCUGGCAGUGUCAGCACUUCUUGCCACUUACAUGUGAAGGUUACUGAAGAAAUUGAGACUCGAGAAACCAUUUCAGAGAAGACUGUUGCAGAAGAGAAACGCUAUGUGGAGACAAAGGACAUUGUAAUGGAAGAUGUCUCUGCUGCAGCAGAGGAAGUAUCGGGAGAACCCAUACCUCCUUUCUUCAUAAGAAAACCCAUGGUGCAUAAAUUAAUUGAAGGUGGGAGCAUUGUUUUUGAAUGCCAAGUAGGGGGCAACCCAAAGCCACAUGUCUACUGGAAAAAAGGCGGAGUUCCUCUAACGACUGGCUACAGAUACAAAGUGAGUUACAAAAAAGAAACCGGGGAAUGCAAACUUGAAAUUUCCAUGACUUUUGCCGACGAUGCCGGAGAAUACACUAUUGUUGUUCGUAAUAAUCUUGGAGAAGCUUCUGCAACGGUCUCCUUACUAGAAGAAGCUGAUUACGAAGCCUACAUAAAAUCGCAACAAGAAAUGAUGUACCAAACUCAAAUGACUGCAUAUGUACAAGAACCUAAAGUGGCUGAGGUAGCCCCACCCAUUUCCUAUGGUGACUUUGAAAAAGAGUAUGAGAAAGAACAAGCUCUAAUUAGGAAGAAAAUGGCAAAAGAUACAGUGAUGGUCAGAACUUUUGUAGAAGAUGAGGAAUUCCAUAUUUCUUCUUUUGAAGAAAGACUUAUCAAGGAAAUUGAACUCAGAAUUAUUAAAACUACCUUACAUGAACUUCUUGAAGAAGAUGGAGAGGAGAUGAUGGUUGACAUUUCUGAAUCUGAAGCUGUAGAAGCAGGAUUCGAGUUAAGAUUAAAAAAUUACAGAACCUUUGAAGGGACAGGAGUUACCUUCCACUGCAAGACAUCUGGAUAUCCAUUGCCAAAGGUGGCAUGGUACAAGGAUGGCAAACGUAUAAGGCAUGGAGAGCGCUACCACAUGGAACUUCUGCAAGAUGGCAGCGCCACUCUGCGUUUACCUGUUGUUUUACCUGAAGAUGAAGGAAUUUAUACUGUCUUUGCCAGUAAUAUGAAAGGAAAUGCCAUUUGCUCAGCAAAGCUCUAUGUUGAGCCAGUUGCACCUACAGCAACUCCAGGUUAUAUGCCAGGACCUGAAGUUAUGAGAAGAUAUAGGUCUAUCUCUCCACGGUCUCCAAGCCGGUCUCCUGCCCGCAGUUCUCCUUCUCGUUCUCCUGCCCGGAGAUUAGAAGAAACGGAUGAAGGCCAACUAGAGAGACUAUAUAAGCCAGUUUUUGUGCUGAAACCGACAUCAUUUAAAUGUUCACAGGGGCAGACAGCACGAUUUGACUUAAAAGUUGUUGGCAGACCUAUGCCAGAGACAUACUGGUUUCAUAAUGGCCAACAAGUGAUUAAUGACUACACCCAUAAAAUCGUGAUUAAAGAAGAUGGUACUCAGUCAUUGAUCAUUGUCCCUGCAAUGCCUGAAGACUCCGGAGAAUGGGCUGUCAUUGCUCAGAACAGGGCAGGCAAAGCUUCAGUCUCAAUGACACUGACUGUAGAAGCUAAGGAAGACCUAGUCAGACCACACUUUGUGGAAAGGUUGAGAAAUGUCAGUGUGAAGGAGGGCUCUAGACUGGAGAUGGCAGUGAAAGCUACUGGUAACCCUAAUCCUGACAUUGUAUGGCUCAAGAACAGUGACAUCAUUGUGCCCCAUAAAUACCCCAAAAUAAAGAUUGAGGGAACCAAAGGGGCAGCUGCCCUUAAAAUUGAAUCUACUGCCAGACAAGAUGCUGCAUGGUAUACUGCUACUGCUAUCAAUAAAGCUGGGCGGGACACUACCCGCUGCAAAGUAAAUGUUGAAGUUGAACACACAGAACCUGAACCAGAAAGGAAAUUAAUAAUUCCAAAAGGAACUUACAAAGCCAAGGAGAUUGCAGCACCAGAGUUAGAACCUCUCCAUCUGCGUUAUGGUCAAGAGCAAUGGGAGGAAGGAGAUCUCUAUGACAAAGAAAAGCAACAGAAACCAUUUUUUAAGAAGAAGCUCACAUCUUUAAGGCUCAAACAAUUUGGACCAGCACACUUUGAAUGCAGGCUUACACCAAUUGGCGACCCAACCAUGGUGGUGGAGUGGCUGCACGAUGGCAAACCCUUGGAAGCAGCUAACAGACUCCGCAUGAUCAAUGAGUUUGGAUACUGUAGCCUGGACUACGGGGUAGCCUAUUCCAGAGACAGUGGAGUGAUCACUUGCAGAGCAACUAACAAAUAUGGUACAGACCAUACAUCUGCUACUCUGAUUGUGAAGGAUGAGAAAAGUCUUGUGGAAGAAUCCCAGUUGCCAGAAGGCAAAAGGGGACUCCAGCGAAUUGAAGAGUUAGAAAGAAUGGCCCAUGAGGGUGCUCUACCUGCUGUUGCUCUGGACCAAAAGGAAAAACAGAAACCAGAAAUCGUUUUGGUUCCUGAACCUGCAAGAGUCCUUGAAGGUGAAACAGCACGAUUCCGCUGCCGUGUGACAGGCUAUCCUAUGCCCAAGGUCAAUUGGUACCUCAACGGACAGCUCAUCCGUAAAAGCAAAAGGUUUAGACUCCGUUAUGAUGGAAUCUACUACCUGGAUAUUGUGGACUGCAAAUCAUAUGACACAGGAGAGGUGAGAGUCACCGCAGAGAAUCCAGAAGGCUUUAUUGAACAUAAGGUGAAACUUGAGAUCCAGCAGAGGGAAGACUUCAGAUCUGUUCUUCGUCGUGCUCCUGAACCCAAACAUGAGCCUGUAGUUACAGAACCUGGGAAACUUCUGUUUGAGGUACAGAAGGUAGACAAACCUGCAGAGGCAACAACCAAAGAAGUGGUGAAGCUGAAAAGGGCUGAAAGAAUCACUCACGAAAAGCUUUCAGAGGAAUCUGAAGAGCUGCGUAGUAAAUUCAAGCGCAGGACAGAAGAGGGCUACUAUGAAGCCAUUACAGCUGUGGAACUCAAAUCUCGCAAAAAAGAUGAAUCAUAUGAAGAAAUGUUAAAAAAGACGAAAGAAGAACUUCUUCACUGGACCAAAGAGAUCCCAGAGGAAGAGAAGAAAGCACUUCCUCCUGAAGGCAAAAUCACCAUUCCAACAUUCAAACCAGAGAAGGUGGAGCUUAGUCCAAGCAUGGAGGCUCCCAAGAUACUUGAACGAAUUCAAAGCCAGACUGUAGCCCAAGGAACAGACGUACACUUCCGUGUGAGAGUGGUGGGAAAACCUGAUCCUGAAUGCCAGUGGUUCAAAAAUGGUGUUCAGAUUGAAAGAACUGAUCGUGUGUACUGGUACUGGCCUGAAGAUAAUGUUUGUGAAUUAGUUAUCAGAGAUGUGACUUCUGAUGAUUCUGCCAGCAUCAUGGUGAAAGCAGUCAAUAUAGCUGGUGAAACUUCUAGCCAUGCUUUCCUGUUAGUACAAGCCAAGCAGUUAAUCAGCUUCACCCAGAAGUUACAAGAUGUUGUUGCUAAAGCAAGAGACUCCAUGGCAACAUUUGAAUGUGAAACAUCAGAGCCCUUUGUCAAAGUGAAGUGGUUUAAGGAUGGAAUUGAGAUUCAUUCUGGAGACAAGUACAGGAUGCACUCAGACAGAAAGGCUCAUUUCCUUUCUGUAUUAACAAUUGAUAUGUCUGAUGCUGAUGACUACAGCUGUGCACUGGUCGAAGAUGAAUCCAUAAAAACCACUGCAAAGCUUACUGUUGAAGGUGCUGCAGUUGAGUUUAUUAAAGAACUUGAGGAUGUUGAAGUACCAGAAUCCCUCUCAGGUGAACUUGAAUGUGAGGUUUCCCCAGAAGACGUGGAAGGGAAAUGGUAUCAUGGUGAUGUUGAACUCACUUCUAGUCUUAAGUAUGUGAUUGCAUCCCGCCGUGGUCGCCAGAUCCUCACCAUUAAAGAUGUUAAUAAAGAUGAUCAAGGAGAGUAUAGUUUUGUUGUUGAUGGAAAAAGGACUCAAUGCAAACUUAAGAUGAAACCUCGUCCCAUGGCAAUUCUUCAAGGACUUACUGAUCAAAAAGUCUGUGAGGGAGAUAUUGUGCAACUUGAAGUCAAAGUCUCCCUAGAAAACGCAGAAGGUGUCUGGAUGAAAGAUGGCCAAGAAAUUCAAUCAAGUGACCGUAUUCACAUUGUGUUGGAUAAACAGUCACAUAUGUUGCUCAUAGAAGAUGCCACAAAGGAAGAUAGUGGAGCCUACUCUUUUAGUGUUCCUGAUCUUGAGCUGUCAACCACUGGACAGAUCACAGUGUACAGUGUGGAAAUAGUAGUGCCUCUAGAAGAUGUUCACGUAAUUGAAGGGACAAAAGCCAUCCUUGAAUGCAAAGUUUCAGCACCUGAUGUGUCCUCCUCCAAAUGGUACCUGAAUGAGAAUCAAAUAAAGCCUGAUGAACGUGUGCAAGCCGUAUGUAAAGGCGCUAAACAGAGGCUAGUGCUCACCAGAACCCAUGCAUCAGAUGCAGGACGUUAUAAGCUGAUGGUUGGCAAAGUGGAAACAAGUUGCAAUGUCACAGUUGAAGAAAUUGAGAUUAUUAGAGGUCUUCAUGACAUCACCUGCACUGAAACACAGAAUGUGUCCUUUGAGGUCGAGCUCUCCCAUUCAGGGAUUGAUGUAAUUUGGCAUUUCAAAGGCCAACCCAUUAAGGCUGGUCCUAAAUAUAAAAUUGAAGCACAUGGCAAAAUAUAUAAAUUGACAGUGGUGAAGAUGAUGAAAGAUGAUGAAGGAGAAUAUGUCUUUUAUGCUGGAGAGAAGAAAACAUCUGGGAAGCUUAUAGUAGCAGGCGGUGCCAUUUCAAAGCCUCUCAGUGACCUGACUGUGGCCGAGUCCCAGACAGCUGUUUUUGAAUGUGAGGUGGCAAAUGCUGACUCAGAGGGCCAGUGGCUACAAAAUGGUAGACCAUUAGCUACAACAGAUCAGUACCGCGCUGAAUCUGAUGGUGUAAAGAGAAGGCUUGUUAUCCCUGCCACGAAACUGGAAGAUAUGGGUGAAUACAGCUAUGAAAUAGCAAGCUCAAAGACAACUGCCAAACUGAAGGUCGAAGCUGUUAAGAUAAAGAAAACACUAAAAAACUUGACUGUGACAGAAUCACAGGAGGCAGUUUUCAGUGUAGAAUUGACCCAUCCUGACGUGAAAGGAGCUCUAUGGAUUAAAAAUGGUGUUGAACUUGAAUCAAGUGACAAAUAUGAAAUUACAGUGAAAGGAACGGUUCACACACUGAGAAUCAAACACUGUGUUGUCACCGAUGAGUCUGUUUACAGCUUUAAACUUGGAAAAAUAGGAGCAAAUGCCAGACUUCAUGUGGAAACUGUCAAAAUCAUCAAAAAGCCAAAGGAUGUGACUGCUUUGGAAAACGCUGUUGUCUCGUUUGAACUGAGUGUUUCCCAUGAUACUGUACCAGUCCGGUGGUUUCAUAAAAAUAUUGAGCUUAAGCAAAGUGAUAAAUACAAGAUGAUCUCUCAAAGGAAAGUUCACAAGCUUAUGCUGCAUAACAUAUCUCCCGAAGAUGCUGGGGAAUACACAGCUCUUGUUGGGCAAAUUGAGUGCAAAGCAAAACUGUUUGUGGAAAGCAUACACAUCACAAAGACCAUGAAAAAUAUUGAGAUCCCUGAGACCAAAACUGCCUCUUUUGAAUGUGAAGUUUCUCAUUUCAAUGUGCCUGCUGUCUGGUUGAAAAAUGGUGUGGAGAUUGAAAUGAGUGAAAAGUUCAAAAUAGUUGUCCAAGGGAAACUCCAUCAGCUCAAUAUCAUGAAUACAAGCAGUGAAGAUUCCGCAGAAUACACAUUUGUCUGUGGAAAUGAUAGAGUCAGUGCUACCCUGACUGUAAAACCCAUCCUAAUUACCUCCAUGUUAAAAGACAUCAAUGCUGAAGAGAAAGACACAAUAACAUUUGAAGUAACUGUUAAUUAUGAAGGCAUCUCAUAUAAAUGGCUAAAGAAUGGCAUAGAAAUAAAAUCAACUGAUAAAUGCCAGAUACGAACAAAGAAGCUUACGCACUCCCUCUCCAUAAGGAAUGUGCAUUUUGGUGAUGCAGCAGAAUACACUUUCGUUGCCGGAAAAGCAGCUUCAUCAGCCACUUUAUAUGUGGAAGCUCGUCACAUUGAGUUUAGGAAGCAUAUUAAAGACAUCAAAGUGGUGGAGAAGAAGAGGGCUAUUUUUGAAUGUGAAGUUUCAGAACCUGACAUUCAGGUCCAGUGGAUGAAGGAUGGGCAAGAACUCCAGAUUGGUGAUAGGAUGAAAAUUCAGAGAGAGAAAUAUGUCCAUCGUCUCAUCAUUCCUUCCACAAGGAUGUCUGAUGCUGGUCAGUACACUGUAGUAGCAGGUGGAAACACAUCCAGUGCCAAUUUGAUAGUGGAAGGCCGUGACAUUCGUAUCAGAAGUGCCCAUAAAGAUAUUCAGGUCAUUGAGAGACAAAGAGCUGAAAUUGAAUUUGAAGUCAAUGAAGAGGACAUUGAACCACAGUGGUACAAGGAUGGUAUUGAGAUCAAUUUCCAAUACGAGGAAAGAUACAAGUAUGUGGUGGAAAGGAGAGUUCAUCGAAUGAGCAUCUUUGAAACCACUUACUCCGAUGCUGGGGAAUAUACUUUUGUUGCAGGACGGAAUAGGAGUUCUGUUAUUCUUUAUGUGAAUGCUCCAGAGCCACCCCAGAUUAUUCGGGAGUUAGAGCCAACUACUGUGGAGUCUGGCAAACCUGCCCGCUUUUGUGCUAUUGUGUCAGGGAAACCCCAGCCCAAAAUUUCCUGGUACAAAGAUGAUCAACAGCUUUCUCCAGGUUUCAAGUGCAAAUUUCUUCAUGAUGCACAAGAAUAUACUCUAUUGCUGAUUGAAACUUUCCCUGAAGAUGAAGCAGUGUACACCUGUGAAGCAAAAAAUGACUAUGGAGUAGCUACAACUUCAGCUUCACUUUCAGUUGAAAUCCCAGAAGCUGUCUCUCCCGAGCUAGAAAUGCCAGUGUAUCCGCCUGCUGUCAUAAUACCACUACGUGAUACUGUUACAUCUGAGGGACAUUCUGCUUGUUUUCAGUGCAGAGUUACCGGAACAGAUCUGAAAGUGUCUUGGUACAGCAAAGAGAAGGAGAUCAAGCCGUCACGGUUUUUUAGGAUGACUCAAUUUGAAGACACUUACCAGCUGGAAAUUGCUGAAGCUUAUCCAGAGGAUGAAGGAAUCUAUACUUUUGUGGCUAGUAAUUCUGUAGGCCAAGUGACCAGCACUGCUACCUUGAAGUUAGAAGCUCCUGAAAAAAUUGUCCAUGAGAAGCUAGAGGAAGAGGUUGAAGUGGAAGUGAAAGUUGCACCAAUCCUGAGGAGAAGGCUUGAACCCUUGGAAGUGGCUGUAAAUCAUGUGGCCAAGUUUACCUGUGAGGUAGAGAUGGCUCCCAAUGUCAAGUUCCAGUGGUACAAAGCCGGACGAGAGAUAUAUGAUGGGGACAAAUACUCCAUUCGCACCUCCAACUACCUCUCCACACUGGAGAUCCCAAGACCUCAGGUUGUUGACUGUGGGGAAUAUAGCUGUAAGGCUUCCAACCAACAUGGCAGUGUAAGCUCUACAGCUGUUUUAACAGUAACUGAGGCAUUUCCGCCAACGUUUCUUACCAGACCUGAACCUAUUACUACCUUUGUUGGCAAAAGUGCCAAGUUCCUGUGUACUGUUUCGGGCACUCCAGUCAUCGACAUCACCUGGCAGAAAGAUGGAACAACGAUUUUGCCGUCAGACCACCACAAGAUCUCCAAAGUGGAAAAUAAACAUGUUUUAGAAAUUUCCCUUCUUACCGCUAGUGACAGAGGGGUUUACACUUGCAAAGCUUCCAACAAGUUUGGGGCUGAUAUUUGCCAGACUGAAAUGGUCAUUAUAGAUAAGCCCCACUUCAUUAAAGAUUUGCAGUCAGUACAGUCAGCAGUUAAUAAAAAGAUACGCCUUGAAUGCCAAGUAGAUGAAGACAGGAAAGUAACUGUAGGGUGGACAAAGGAUGGAAACAAAAUCCCUCCAGGCAAAGAUUAUAAGAUUUACUUUGAAGACAAAAUAGCCUCACUUGAGAUUCCUCUGGCUAAGCUCAAGGACUCAGGCCACUAUGUGUGUACUGCUUCAAAUGAGGCAGGAAGCAGCUCCUCUUCUGCCAGCGUCACAGUCAGAGAACCACCAUCCUUUGUGAAGAAGGUCGAUCCAUCUUAUUUAUUGACCCCAGGAGACUCUGCACGCCUUCAAUGCAAAAUCAAAGGGUCCCCUGAAAUCCAAGUUACUUGGUUCAAGAACAAUAAGGAAAUCCAUGAAAGUAACAUGCACAGGAUGUCUUUUGUCAAUUCUGUGGCUGUAUUAGAUAUUUUGGAAAUGAAAGUUGAUGACACUGGGACCUACUCAUGUGAAGCUGUCAACGAGGUUGGAAGUGACAGUUGCACUACCGAAGUGGUUGUCAAAGAACCUCCAUCUUUCAUCCGAACACUUGAACCUGCAGAGCUAGUGAAGGGAACAAGCCCCAUUCUUCAGUGUGAGGUUGCGGGCACUGGCCCCUUUGAGAUUAGCUGGUACAAAGACAAGAAGCAGAUUCGCAGUAGUAAAAAAUACAGGUUGACCUCUCAGAAGGCUGUUAUUUCUUUGGAGGUGUCCUCAUUUAAUAGUGCAGAUGUCGGUGAAUACGAGUGUGUGAUAGCUAAUGAAGUCGGGAAGUGCAUGUGCAGUGCCACAUACAUCUUGAAAGAACCACCAUCUUUUGUUAAGAAAAUCGAAAAUGUGACAGCUCUGGCUGGAGAUAGUGUUACAUUACAGGCCGUAGUGAAAGGGUCAGAGCCUAUUUCUGUGACAUGGAUGAAGGGCAAAGACAUUAUUAAAGAUGAUAACAAUGUGAGAGUAACAUUUGAUCAUGGUCUAGCAACGCUGCAAAUUACUGGAGUCCAGCUGAGCUCUGGUGGCAAAUACACCUGCGUGGCUGAGAAUGAUGCAGGAAGUCAGUCCUGCUUUGGUGAACUAGCAGUGAAAGAACCUGCCAAAAUAAUUGAAAAAGCUGAAAUGAUCCAGGUUACAGCAGGGGAACCAGCUAUUUUGGAGUACACUGUCACAGGCACUCCAGAGCUAAAAACCAAAUGGUUCAAAGAUGGAAAGCCACUACCUGCCAGCAAAAAAUAUAGGAUCAGCUUCAAAAAUAACAUUGCCCAGCUCAAGUUUUAUGCCACUGAAAUGCAGGACAGCGGUGAAUACACCUUUGAGAUAUCCAAUGAUGUGGGCAUCAGCUCUUGUACUACCAGCUUCACUGUGCUAGAUCGCACUAUCCCUCCCUUCUUUACCAAACCACUGAAGAAUAUUGACAGUGUCAUUAGCGCCUCGUGCCGCCUAGACUGCAAAAUUUCGGGCUCUCUCCCUAUGACUGUCUCAUGGUUUAAGCAGGAUACUGAGAUCACUUCAAGCGCCAAGUACACAGUACAUUUUGCAGAAGGCUCAGCAUCUUUGGAAAUAAAACAUCUAGAUGCAAAUGACGCUGGGGUCUACAUUUGCAGAGCUACAAACUCUGCUGGUAGCAAAGAAAGCAGUAGCACUUUGUUUAUAAAAGAGCCACCCAGCUUCACUGUGGAACCAGAGUCUCAAGAUGUAUUGCCUGCAUCAACUGUACAUUUCAAAGGAAUGUUUAAAGGCACAACACCACUGACAGUGAAAUGGUUUAAAGGUGAUACUGAACUGCAGACAGGAGGAGCCUGCUACAUUAUGACAGAAGCAUUAGCAAGUUACUUGGAGCUUUAUGCAGUCAAACCAUCUGACUCUGGGAAAUACACCUGCAAAGUCUCCAAUGUAGCUGGUUCAGUAACAUGCAGUGCAAACUUAUUUGUGAAAGAACCUGCUGCUUUCAAGGAGAAGCUAGAGCCAGCUCACCUGGUAAAGAAAGGUGGAUUUGCUGAACUGACCUGUGAAGUCACUGGUACUCCUGAGAUUAAAAUCACAUGGUUCAAGGAUGAUAGAGAGCUGAAAGAGAGUGACAAAUACAGGAUAUCUUUUACAAAAUCUUUGGCAAUACUCCACGUUUCAGAGGUUGAUACUGAAGACAGUGGAGAAUACAUUUGUGAAGCCAAAAAUGACGCUGGGAAAGAUAUCUGCAGUAGUGUUGUUACAGUCAAAGAGUCACCUUAUUUUAGCAAGGAGUUUCAAUCCAUGGAAGUCCUGAAGGAUUCUGAUGUGGUUUUGGAGUGUGAGGUGCUUGGCACUCCUCCCUUUGAAGUGUUUUGGGUGAAAGAUGAUAAACCCGUGCGGAGCAGUAAGAAGCACAGAAUAAGCAUUGAGAAAUCUUUGAUUAGCCUCCAUAUUUUCAGGUUUGAUGCUUCUGAUGUUGGCGAGUAUCAGUGUAGAGUAACAAAUGAUGUUGGGAGCUGCCUCUGCCAUUCAGAGGUCACGCUGAAAGAGCCUCCGCAGUUUUUGAAGAAGAUAGAAAACAUUAGCUCCCUUCGAGGGGGAACAGUUGUGUUUCAGGCUGCUAUUAAAGGUUCCUUGCCCAUCACUGUGUCCUGGUUAAAAGACAAUGAUGAAGUGAUUGAGGACAACAAUAUCAAAAUGACCUUUGUGAACAAUGUUGCCACUCUUAUGGUGAGAUCUAUUGAGCUGAAACAUGAUGGGAAAUAUUUCUGUCAGGCUAAAAAUGAGGCAGGAAUUCAGAGGUGUUCUGCUCUGCUGACUGUCAAAGAACCUGCUACAAUUGUGGACAAGGCUGUGUCAAUAGAUGUGACUGAGGGGGACCCAGCAACAUUGCAAUGUAGAUUUUCAGGAACAAAACCCAUUACAGCCAAAUGGUUCAAAGAUGGCAAGGAGCUGACAUUGGGCCCAAAAUAUAAGAUCAGUGUUACGGAUACUGUCUCAGUCUUAAAGGUGCUUUAUGCAGAUAAGAAAGAUAGUGGAGAAUACAUUUUUGAAGUUCAAAAUGACGUUGGGAGCAGUAGCUGUUCUGCCAGCAUUAAUGUCCUAGAUCUCAUUAUACCACCUAAAUUCACCAAAAAACUCAAGAAAAUGGACAGCAUUAAGGGGUCUUUUGUCCACCUGGAGUGCAUAGUGUCUGGUUCACAUCCCAUAAGUAUCCAGUGGUACAAGGAUGGCCAAGAAAUAACAGCAAGUGAAAAGCACAAAUACUCUUUCCAUGAUAAUACUGCAUUUCUGGAAAUAAAUAAACUGGAAGGCACAGACAGUGGCUCUUACACUUGUGAAGCAACAAAUAAAGCAGGAAGCAACCAAUGCAGUGGGUUCUUAACAGUCAAAGAACCACCAUAUUUUGUGGAAAAACCCCAGUCUCAAGAGGUUGUGCCCAAUGCUAGGGUUCAGUUCAAAGCACUGGUGAAAGGGUCUACUCCUCUGCAGAUAAAGUGGUUUAAAGACAGCCAGGAGCUCCUGUCUGGAGCCAGUCGAUCUGUCUGGAAGGAUGACACUUCUAGUGUUCUGGAGCUCUUCUCAGCUAGGACAUCUGAUUCUGGGAACUACACUUGUCAGAUAAGCAAUGAUGUGGGCACUGCAACCUGCAAAGCAACUCUGUUUGUAAAAGAGCCCCCCAGAUUUAUUCAGAUGCCAACUUCUGUAGUAGCUUUGCGUGAAGGACAGUCCACCACUUUUGAGUGCCAGGUAGUAGGCACACCAGAGAUCCACAUUACAUGGUACCUGGAUGGGAAUGAAGUGACUGAUCAAGCUAAGUACAGCAUCUCCUUCAUAGAUGGUUUAGCCACUUUGAGAGUCACUCAAGCUAGAGUGGCAGAUAGCGGGAUUUAUGUUUGCGAAGCCCACAAUGAUGCAGGUAGUGAGAGCUGCAGCGUCGAGCUGAAAGUGAAAGAGCCUCCAACCUUUGUUCGGGAGUUGCGUCCCACCGAGGUAGUGAAGGGUUCAGAGGCCACACUAGAGUGUGAGGUGACUGGUACCCCUCCAUUUGAGGUGAAGUGGCUGAAGAACAAUAGGGAGAUGUUCAGCAGCAAGAAAUACGCCAUCUCCACCAAAGAAUCAGUCUUUACUCUUAAUGUGACUAACUGUGACAUCUCGGAUGUUGGUGAAUAUCAGUGUAUUAUAUCAAAUGAAGGGGGGAGCUGUUCUUGCAGCACAAGACUCAGCUUAAAAGAACCACCAUCCUUCGUCAAGAAGCUGGAGAAUGUCACUAGCAUUUUGAAAGGUGAUGCGUUCUUUCAGUGCGUCAUAGCAGGUGCUCAGCCCUUAUCUGUGUCAUGGAUAAAAGAUGAGAAAAUACUAGAAGAUGAUGAGCACCACCACAUUACCUUUGAGAACAGGGUGGCCACACUGAAGCUUACUAAUGUUGACCUCAGCCACAGAGGGAGAUAUACCUGUCAGGCAAAGAAUGAAUCUGGCAUGGAGAAGUGCUUUGCUUUGCUUUUUGUACAAGAGCCUGCACAGAUCAUAGAAAAGGCUAAAUCACUUAAAGUCACUGAAAAAGACCCCGUGACUUUGGAGUGUACUGUGGCUGGGACACCAGAGCUCCGAAUAAGAUGGUACAAAGACGGCAAGCAGCUCCUGCCCAGUAGAUACUACACAAUGAGCUUUGAAAACAAUGUGGCCAGUUUCAGGAUCGAACCCGUAUCAAAGGAGGAUAGUGGUACAUACAGUUUUAAGGUUGAAAAUGACUUUGGAAGUAGCACCUGUGAAGCUGUUCUGACCGUGCUAGAUCAAUCAAUUCCUCCUGUAUUUAUCAAAAAACUAACCAAAAAGGAUACCAUUCUGGGAUCUUCUAUCCAAAUGAAGUGCAAAGUCUCUGGGUCACUACCCAUUGCUGCAAAAUGGUUUAAGGAUGGAAAAGAGAUAACUGACAGUGCAAAAUAUAGAAGCCUGUGCCAUGAGAAUACUAUGUCACUCGAGAUUGCUAAUCUAGAGCUGGCAGACAGUGCAAAUUACACAUGCAGUGUCUCUAAUAUUGCUGGAAAUGAUUCUUGCAGUGCCGUCCUGACUGUGAAAGAGCCACCAAGCUUCUUAGUAAAACCUGAAAGCCAGCAAGCCAUACCAGAUUCCACAGUGGAGUUCAAGGCCACACUGAAAGGAACACCACCUUUUACAGUGAAGUGGUUCAAAGAAGACUUAGAACUUGUAUCUGGUCCAACUUGUUUCAUUGGGAUUGAAGGUUCAACUGGGUUCUUAACCCUCUAUUCAGUGGAUUCUUCUAGGAGUGGGCACUACACUUGCCACGUUUCAAAUGACGUUGGCAGUGACUCUUGCACUGCAACACUGAUGGUAACAGAACCCCCCAAGUUUGCUAAGAAGCUAGAGGCAGCAAAAGUAGUCAAGCAGGGUGAUUCAGCCCGGCUUGAAUGCAAAGUAAGUGGAUCUCCAGAGAUGAAAGUGGUGUGGUUCAGAAAUGACCAUGAAAUUGUUACCAGUGAAAAAUUCCGGACAUCAUUCAUUGACUCUGUGGCUGUGCUUGAAAUGAAUCAUCUCAGUACUGAUGAGAGCGGUGACUACAUCUGUGAAGCUCACAACCCUGCCGGCAAGGCCAGCUGUAGCACCAAAGUCACAGUGAAAGAACCUCCUGUCUUUAGCAGGAAGCCUUCUCCAGUAGACAUUGUCAAAGGAUCUGAGGUUAGCCUGGAAUGUGAGAUUUCAGGAACACCUCCAUUUGACGUUGCCUGGUACAAAGAUAGGAGACAAAUCCGCAGUAGUAAGAAGUACAAGGUUACAGCCAAGAACUACCACACAAGCGUUCACAUUCUUAAUGUCGAAGCUGCAGAUGUUGGUGAAUAUCAGUGCAAAGCACAGAAUGACGUAGGAAGUGACACUUGUAUUUGCACUGUGAAGCUGAAAGAACCACCAAAGUUCUUGACUAAAAUAAACAGCAUGACUGUUGUUGUUGGUGAACCAGUAGAGUUACAAGCAAGAGUGGAGGGCUCCCAGCCAAUUUCUGUGCAGUGGCUUAAAGACAAAGAGGAAAUUAUCAGAGAAAGUGAGAACACAAAGAUCACGUUUAUGGAAAAUAUUGCAACUUUGCAAUUUGUGCGCACAGAGACAGGCAGUGCUGGAAAAUACACCUGCCAGAUCAGAAAUGAUGCUGGAAGUCGCGAGUGUAUGGCUACCUUAACUAUUCUAGAGCCUGCAGUCAUUGUAGAGAAAGCAGAGCCCAUGAAAGUUACUAUAGGAGAUGCCUGUACUUUGGAAUGCAAAGUAGCAGGCACACCCCAGCUUUCCACUGGGUGGUUCAAGGAUGGCAAAGAACUGACCAGCAGCCAAAAAUACAGAAUCACUUUCCUCAAUAAUGUAUCUACACUUAAAAUUAUGGAUGCAGAAAAGGAAGAUGGUGGAUUGUACACUUUUGCUGUGCAAAACGACGUGGGGAAAAGCAGUUGUACGGCAUCGGUUGAUGUUUUAGAUCGAAUCAUUCCUCCUUCUUUUACAAGAAAACUAAAGGAAACCCCUUGUGUUCUGGGUUCCUCAGCACUGUUGGAAUGUAAAGUGUCAGGUUCACCUCCUAUUUCUGUUGCCUGGUUCCAUAAUGGACUUAAGUUAGUCAGUGGAGAAAAACAUCAAAUCUCCUUUUCAGAUAACCUAUGUGUUUUAGAAGUUAAUUUACUGAACCACUCAGAUACUGGCACUUACACUUGCAAAGCUACCAACACGGCUGGCUCAGAUGAAUGUAGUGCUGCAUUGACUGUACAAGAGCCACCUUCUUUUGAGAGGACCCCAGAGCCUCUGGAUGUAUUGCCAGGCACAAGCAUCACUUUCACAUGUGUUGUGAGAGGAACCCCUCCUUUUAAGGUUAACUGGUUUAGAGGGGCCAAUGAACUUGUGCCAGGGGACAAAUGCAAUAUCUACUUGGAGGAGUCCAUUGUGGAGCUUGAGUUAUUUGAUGUAACUCCUCCCCAAAGCGGAGAGUACACUUGUCUAGUGACUAAUGAUGCUGGCAGGGUAAAUUGUACAACACACCUUACAGUAAAAGAGCCAGCUGUGUUUGUGAAGAAGCUGAGUGAUCAGUAUGUGGAGCCUGGCAAGCCCAUCAUCCUUGAGGGCACUUACACAGGCAGCCUGCCCAUCUCUGUAACAUGGAAGAAGAAUGGCCACACCAUCACACAAUCUCAGAAGUGUAGCAUCACCACCACAGAGAAAUCCUGCAUCCUGGAAAUACUUGACAGCACCAAAGAAGAUGCAGGAGAAUACACUUGCCAUGUUGAAAAUGAGGCAGGAAGAGAUGUUUGUGAGGCUGUAGUCUCUACCCUAGAACCUCCCUACUUUGUUACACACUUGGAACCUCUUGAGGUGUCAGUUGGGUCUUACACAACAUUGCAAUGCCACAUUGCUGGAACACCAGAAAUUACUGUGUCUUGGUACAAAGGUGAUACAAAACUCAGGUCUACUCCUGAGUAUAAAGUGUUCUUUAAAGACAAUGUUGCUACACUUAUUUUCAACAAAGUGGCUAGCAACGACAGUGGAGAAUAUACCUGCAAGGCAGAAAACAGUGUAGGAACUGCAUCUACAAAGGCUCUCUUAACAGUUCAAGAACGCAAACAACCACCUUCCUUUGCAAGAAAAUUAAAGGACAUCGAGCACCCCGCUGGUUUACCCCUUAAGCUUAUGUGUCGGCUCAACGGCUCAGAGCCUAUUACUGUCACUUGGCACAAAGAUGGUGUGCUGCUAAAGGAUGACCACAAUGUGCACACAUCCUUUGUAGAUAACGUUGCAGUGCUGCAACUGGUGCGAACCGAGAUGAAUCAUACUGGGCAAUACUCCUGCACAGCCUCCAACUCUGUGGGCACUGCCACCUCAAGCGCUAGGCUCACAGUGGCAGAACCCAAGCAAGCACCUGUCUUCGACAUCAAACCAGAAUCUAUUGAUGUGCCUUUUGGAGAAAGUGCUGAUUUUGAAUGUCAUGUUACGGGAGCCCAGCCCAUACACAUAACGUGGUCCAAGGAUGGUCGGGAGAUCCGAACUGGAGGGAAUUUCAAUAUUACAUUCACAGCCAACACAGCUCACCUUCGAGUGCUCAGAGUGGGUAAAGGAGACUCUGGCCAAUAUACUUGCCAAGCUAGUAAUGAAGCUGGGAAAGACUUCUGCUCAGCACAACUCAGUGUCAAAGAGCCUCCCAAGUUCAUCAAGAAGCCUGAAGCUUUGCGCUUCGUGAAGCAGGGGGACACAGUUCAGCUUGAAUGUAAAAUCAGUGGCACACCAGAGAUCAGAAUCGUGUGGUACAAAAAUGAUCAGACACUCCAGGCAAGCGAUAGGCUGCACAUGUCCUUUGUAGACUCCAUGGCAACGUUGACCAUCUUGGGUGCCAGUGCUGAAGAUGCUGGGGAUUACAUCUGUGAAGCCCACAACUCUGCUGGCACAGCCAGCUGCAGCACUUCAGUCACAGUGAAAGAACCACCUGUUUUUAGCAAGGUGCCAAGCCCUGUCGACACUCUUAAAGGCUCAGAUGUUAUCCUUCAGUGCGAGAUAUCAGGGACCCCACCCUUUGAGGUGGCUUGGUUCAAGGACCGGAGGCAGGUCAGGAGCAGCAAGAAGUUCAAGGUGACAACAAAACUCUCCGUUGCCAGUCUUCAUAUUCUCAAUUUGGAAUCUCAAGAUACUGGAGAAUAUCAAUGCAAAGCUAUGAAUGAAGUGGGAAGCGACACUUGCACCUGCCCAGUGAAAUUCAAAGAACCUCCACGGUUUGCCAAGAAGCUGAGUGACACUGCAAUCUUCAUCGGGGAGCCAACAGCCCUGCAGGCAGUAGUGGAAGGAUCCCCACCAAUUUCUGUUGUCUGGCUCAAGGAUAAGGGUGAAGUUAUUAGGGAGAGUGAAAAUGUUCAAAUGUGGUUUAUGGACAACAUUGCAACUCUUGAGAUUGCCAGUGCAGAGGGAACUGACGUUGGAAAGUACAUCUGUCAGAUCAAAAAUGAUGCUGGCAUGCGGGAGUGCUCUGCCUUUUUACAGGUCCUAGAACCAGCAGUCAUCUUAGAGAAGACCGAGCCCAUCACAGUAAUGGCUGGCAAUCCUUUUACCUUGGAGUGCAAAGUAGGAGGAACACCUGAGCUUAUCACCAAGUGGUACAAAGACGGCAGAGAACUAAAGAGUGACCGCAAAUACCAAAUUAACUUUUUCAACAAUAUAUCCACUUUGAAAGUCUUUUCUGCAGACAGGGGAGACAGGGGCUUGUAUACUUUUGAGGUGCACAAUGAAGUGGGGGACAGCAGCUGCACUUCUUCAGUUGAUGUCUCAGAUCGCCUUGUUCCUCCUUCAUUCUCAAGAAAACUAAAGGAGACGAAUGGGGUGCUAGGUUCCUCUGUGCUGCUGGAGUGCAAAGUGUCUGGCACAGCUCCUAUAUCUGUGUCUUGGUUUCAAGAUGGGAAUGAGAUUGUUAGUGGAGAAAAAUAUGAAAUCUCAUUCUUGGAUAAUGUUUGUGCUUUGAAGUUGAAUGCCCUAGAUGUCACAGAUACAGGGACAUAUACAUGUGUGGCAGCCAACGUGGCUGGAUCUGAUGAAUGCAGUGCCUUCUUGACUGUACAAGAACCACCUUCUUUUGUGAAGACACCUGAUCCUCAGGAAGUUUUGCCUGGAUCAAAUGUGACAUUCACCAGCUACAUCAAGGGCAGUACUCCCUUCAAAGUGACCUGGUUCAGAGGCAUCAGGGAGCUGGUGCCAGACAGCAACUGCUCCAUCUCUCUCAAUGAGUCUGUGGCACAGCUGCAGCUGUACAACGUGGAGCCGGGCCACAGUGGGGACUAUGCCUGUGUGGUCACAAAUGAUGCUGGCAGUGCCUCAUGUACAACACAGCUCUUUGUGAAAGAGCCUGCAGUUUUUGUGAAGAAAUUAAGUGAUUUCAGUGUGGAGCAGGGGAAGUCCAUUGUGCUAGAAAGCAGCUACAUUGGCACCCCUCCCAUCUCUGUUACCUGGAAGAGAAACGGCAUGCCCAUUGCUCAGUCUCAACGCUGCACUGUUACAACUACUGAAAAAUCUGGCAUUCUUGAAAUCUUCAACAGCACAAAGAAUGAUGAAGGCGAAUAUACCUGUGAGGUGGCAAAUGAGGCGGGUGGGGAUGUUUGCCACAGCCUUGUAUCCAUCUUAGAACCACCUUAUUUUGUCACACAUCUGGACCGUGUGGAGGUGAAGCUUGGUGAGCCCUUGACCUUAAAAUGCCAGAUUAGCGGUUCACCAGAAAUCAAGGUGUCCUGGUACAAAGAUGACACCAAGCUCAGAUCAACGCAGGCUUACAAAAUGCACUUCAAGAACAAUGUGGCAACACUGGCAUUCUCUGCUGUAGAGGACAGCAACAUCGGAGAAUAUAUCUGCAAAGCAGAAAAUACCAUCGGCUUUGCCACCUCCACAGCUUUGCUUGUUGUUAAAGAACGUCAACUUCCCCCUACAUUCACCAGGAAACUUAAAGAUAUUCAGGAGGUGGUUGGUGCCCCAGUGACAUUUGACUGCCGCAUAACUGGCUCAGAGCCUAUCCAGGUGUCUUGGUACAAGGAUGGGGUUCUCUUAAGUGACACUGAUAACAUGCAAUCAGCCUUCUUAAAUAAUGUUGCAACCUUACAGAUCUUAGAAACUAGUAUGGAUUACUGUGGCAAAUAUACUUGCUCAGCCCAAAAUGCUCUGGGGACUGCCUCUUCCAGUGCCAAACUUCUCCUUACAGAACACCUACAACCUCCCUUCUUUGACAUCAAGCCGGUAUCUAUCGAUGUGGCACUAGGGGAAAGUGCAACCUUUAAGUGCCACGUGACUGGCUCUGCUCCCAUGAGGAUUACUUGGACCAGAGACAACAGAGAGAUUCGUCCAGGUGGCAACUACAAAAUGACACUGGUGGAAAACACAGCCAGCUUGACAGUUCUAAAAGUUGGUAAAGGGGAUGCUGGACUCUACACGUGUACUGCCAGCAACAGUGUUGGAAAGGAUGCGUGUGCAGCUCAGCUGGCUGUACAAGAACCACCAAGGUUUAUUAAGAAACUAGACUCCUCAAAACUUGUGAAACAGCACGAUUCCACAACGUAUGAAUGCAAAAUAGGUGGAUCUCCAGAAAUCAAAGUCACCUGGUACAAAGGUGAAACUGAAAUCCAUCCCAGUGAAAAAUACAGAAUGUCCUUUGUGGAUUCAGUGGCAGCCAUUGAAAUGCACAACCUCAGUGUUGAAGACAGUGGUGACUACACCUGUGAAGCUCAGAAUCCAGCGGGUAGUGCAAGCACUAGUACUACACUGAGAGUAAAAGCACCCCCCAUUUUUACCAAGAAACCCCAUCCAGUUGAGACCUUGAAAGGGUCUGACAUUCAUCUGGAAUGUGAGCUUCAGGGCACUCCUCCAUUCCAGAUUUCAUGGUAUAAAGACAAACGAGAAAUUCGGAGCAGCAAGAAGUAUAAGGUCAUGUCAGAGAACUACACAGCUAGUCUUCACAUUCUCAGUGUGGAUACUGCAGAUGUUGGUGAAUAUCACUGUAAGGCUGUAAAUGAUGUGGGAAGUGACUCCUGUGUUGGCUCUGUAACACUUAGAGCACCACCAACCUUUGUGAAGAAGCUGAGUGAUCUCACUGUCGUUGUUGGGGAGUCGAUUGAACUGCUGGCUGCAGUACAAGGAUCACAGCCCAUUUCUGUUCUGUGGUUAAAAGACAAAGGGGAAAUCAUCAGAGAAAGUGAUAAUCUUUGGAUCUCCUACUCAGAAAACAUUGCAACUAUGCAGAUUGGAAAUGCAGAACCAACCAGUGCUGGGAAAUACAUUUGUCAGAUAAAAAAUGAUGCUGGAGUUCAGGAAUGCUUUGCAAUGGUGAAAGUGCUAGAACCUGCAGUGAUUGUAGAGAAGCCAGGCCCAGUCAAAGUUACAGCUGGAGACUCUUGUACUCUGGAAUGCACAGUGGAUGGCACACCAGAGCUUACGGCUAGGUGGUUUAAGGAUGGUAGUGAACUGUCCACUGACCAUAAAUAUAAAAUCAGUUUCUUCAACAAAGUCUCUGGGCUUAAGAUCCUCAAUGCAACACUAGAAGACAGUGGAGAAUAUACUUUUGAGGUGAAAAACAGUGUUGGUAAAAGCAGCUGCACAGCUUCAGUGCAUGUUUCAGAUCGUAUUAUACCUCCUUCUUUCACAAGAAAAUUGAAAGAAACAUAUGGUCAGCUGGGUUCUUCUGCUGUACUGGAGUGCAAAGUUUAUGGGUCACCCCCCAUUCUGGUUUCCUGGUUUCAUGAUGGACAAGAGAUUAUCAGUGGAGAGAAAUAUCAGGCUACUCUUACAGACAAUACCUGUUCUCUGAAAGUGAAUGGACUUCAGGAGUCUGAUAUGGGAACGUAUUUGUGCACAGCUACUAAUGUAGCUGGGUCUGAUGAAUGCAGCGCAUUUUUGAGUGUUAGAGAACCACCAUCUUUUGUGAAGAAACCUGAACCACUGGAUGUUUUGUCAGGGGCAAACAUAACCUUUACUAGUAUCAUAAAAGGUUCCCCUCCACUGGAAGUUAAAUGGUUCAGAGGCAGUGUUGAGCUAGUACCAGGACCCAGAUGCAAUAUCACCUUGCAAGAUUCAGUUGCAGAACUGGAGCUCUUUGAUGUAAAUCCACUUGAGAGUGGAGACUACACCUGCCAUGUCUCUAACGAGGCAGGGAAAAUUUCUUGCACUACACAUCUUUUUGUCAGAGAACCAGCCAAAUUUGCAAAGAAGUUGAAUGAUUUAAGUGUAGAGAAGGGGAAAAAUUUAAUCUUGGAAUGCACAUAUAUGGGUACUCCACCGAUUUCAGUGACAUGGAAGAAAAAUGGACUGAAAAUAAUGCACUCUGAAAAGUGUAGCAUCACCACUACAGACACAUCUGCCAUACUGGAAAUCCCUAGUAGCAGACUAGAAGAUCAGGGGCAAUAUUCUUGUCAUAUUGAAAAUGAUUCUGGGAAAGAUACUUGUCAUGGUACAAUCACAAUACUAGAACCACCUUACUUCAUUACACCCUUGGAGCCAGUGCAGGUGACUGUUGGGGAUUCUGCAUCCUUACAGUGCCAGGUUGCUGGAACACCAGAAAUGAUUGUGUCAUGGUACAAAGGUGAUACAAAGCUGAGAGGAACUGCUACUGUGAAAAUGCACUUUAAGAACCAAAUUGCUACUCUGGUUUUCAGCCAGGUAGACAGUAGUGACAGUGGGGAGUACAUCUGCAAAGUAGAAAACUCUGUUGGGGAGGCUUCUUCAUCGUCUCUGCUUACAGUUCAAGAGCGUAAACUUCCUCCUUCUUUUACACGAAAAUUAAGAGACGUUCAUGAAACUGUUGGCUUACCAGUUGUGUUUGAUUGUGUCAUUGCUGGCUCAGAACCCAUCGAAGUAUCUUGGUUUAAAGACGGCGUGCGUGUAAAAGAGGACUACAAUGUUCACACAUCCUUUGUAGAUAAUGUAGCAACUCUCCAGAUUUUGAAGACAGAUAGGACCCUUAUUGGGCAAUACACCUGCACAGCUGUCAAUGCUAUUGGGACUGCUUCUUCUAGUGGCAGGCUUGUCCUUACAGAAGGGAAGACUCCUCCAUUCUUUGACAUCCCACUUACACCUGUGGGUGGCAUUAUUGGAGAAAGUGCUGAUUUUGAGUGUCACGUUUCUGGAACACAGCCUAUUAGAGUUACUUGGGCAAAAGAUAACCAAGAAAUUAGAACAGGAAAGAACUAUCAGAUCAGUUAUGUAGACAACACAGCCCAUUUGACCAUCUUGAGAGUUGACAGGGGAGAUUCUGGAACAUAUACAUGCUAUGCUAGCAACGAAGUUGGAAAGGACUCUUGCACAGCUGAACUGACUGUUAAAGAACGAAAAACUCCUCCUACUUUUACUAAGAAACUGUCUGAAGCAGUAGAAGAAACAGAAGGGAAUGAACUUAAACUUGAGGGUCGUGUUUCCGGCUCUCAGCCUUUGACUGUUGCUUGGUAUAAAAACAAUCAGGAAGUCCAUUCAAGUGCUCACUGUGAAAUAUCUUUCAAAAACAACACCUUGCUUUUGCAUAUAAAGACCGUAGAGCAAUCAGAUGCUGGUUUAUAUACCUGUAAAGUGUCCAAUGAAGCAGGAAGCGUGUUGAGUACAUCUUCUGUUGUUAUCAGAGAACCUAAAAAGCCUCCAGUUUUUGACCAGCCACUUCAGCCAGCAGCAGCAGAGGAAGGUGAUACCCUACAGCUUAGCUGUCAUGUCCAGGGAUCACAGCCAAUCCGGAUCCAGUGGCUGAAGGCAGGAAGAGAAAUAAGAGCUUCAGACAGAUGCAACUUCAGCUUUGCUAAUGGAGUAGCUCUUCUAGAACUUGUUGCAGUUACCAAAUCAGAUUCAGGAGAAUAUGUAUGCAAAGCUUCAAAUGCAGCUGGCACUGAUACUUGCAAAUCUAAAGUGACAGUCAAAGAAAAACCGGCAGCUGCUCCAGCAGCUAAGAAAGCAGACGUGGAAGGCAAACUUUAUUUUGUGUCAGAACCUCAGAGUAUCAAAGUCAUGGAAAAGACCGUUGCAACAUUUAUUGCAAAAGUUGGAGGAGAUCCAAUUCCAAAUGUUAAGUGGAUGAAGGGAAAAUGGAGGCAACUCAACCAGGGAGGCCGCAUUAUAAUCCAGCAGAAAGGAGAUGAAGCCAAACUAGAAAUAAAGGACACAAUAAAAACUGAUUCUGGCAUGUACAAAUGUGUAGCUUUUAACCAACAUGGUGAAAUUGAGAGGAGUGUGAAUCUGCAAGUUGAAGAAAGAAAGAAAGAAGUUGUUGAAGGGGAUCUCAGGGCAAAACUAAAAAGCACUCCAACAAAAAGAAAAGAAGAGGAAGAGCAACCUAUUGAUAUCUUGGAGCUUCUCAAAAAUGUAGAUCCCAAAGAAUAUGAGAAAUAUGCUCGCAUGUAUGGAAUUACAGAUUUCCGUGGCCUCCUGCAAGCCUUUGAGUUACUAAAGCAAACUCAAGCAGAAGAAAGCCAUAGAUUGGAAAUUGAGCUCACAGAGAAAGCUCAAAGGGAAGAUCAGGAGUUUGAUGAACUUGUAGCUUUUAUUCAGCAACGACUCACACAAACAGAGCCUAUUACUCUGAUCAGAGACAUUGAAAAUCAGACGGUUUUAGCAGAUGAGGAUGCUAUCUUUGAAUGUGAGAUUAAGAUUAACUAUCCAGAAAUUAAACUGUCAUGGUACAAAGGAACUCAGAAACUGGACUCCAAUGACAAAUAUGAAAUUAGAAUUGAAGGUGAUCGCCACAUACUGAGAAUUAGAAACUGCCAGCCUGAAGAUCAAGGAAAUUUCAGAAUAGUAUGUGGACCACAUAUUGCCAGUGCUAAACUAACUGUGAUUGAACCUGCAGUUGAGCGGCACCUUCAUGACACCACUUUCAAGGAAGGAAAAACAUGUACACUGACUUGUCAGUUCUCUAUCCCAAAUGCCAAGUCUCAGUGGUAUCGAAAUGGGAGACCCAUUAAGAUAGGAGGGAGAUAUUCAACACAAGUCUCUGACAAAGUGCACAAACUCAUCAUCAAGGAUGUUAGAACGGAAGAUGAGGGACAGUAUACCUGCAAACUUGACAGUCUAGAAACAACAGCAGAUCUGGCCAUUGAAGCGGAACCAAUUCAGUUCACCAAGAGCAUACAGAACAUCGUUGUGAGUGAACACCAGUCCGCAACCUUCGAGUGCGAGGUGUCUUUCGAUGAUGCAGUUGUGACAUGGUAUAAAGGCCCCACUGAACUGAGAGAGAGCCCCAAGUACAGCUUCAGAAGUGAAGGUCGUUGUCAUUAUAUGACUAUUCACAAUGUUAAUGCAGAAGAUGAAGGUGUGUAUUCUGUAAUUGCUCGUCUUGAACCAAGAGGAGAAGCAAGAAGCACUGCAGAGCUCUAUCUUGUAACUAAAGAAAUCAAACUGGAGUUGAAGCCACCAGAUGUUCCUGAUGCCAAGGUUGCAGUUCCACCUCAAAAACCAGCUGAAGCUGCCCCUAUUCCCAUUCUUCUGCCUCUUGUUCCACCUCCAGAGGAGAAAAAGCCAGCAGAGAAAAAGGUUCCAUUAAAGAAAGUCCCUCAAAAAGUGGUUAAAAAACCUCCCGAAGAAGUCGCACCACCUAAAGCUCCUGAGGUGCCACCAGAGAAGCCCAAAGAGAUCAAAAUAACAUCCAUGGCAAGGAGAGAAGAGAUACAUGAAGAAAAGAAAAUACAUGAAAUGCCCAAAGACAUUUAUGAAGAAUGGGAAGAAGAUUAUGGUGAAGACCAUGACUAUUAUGUCAAAGAAGAGGGCUAUGAUGAAGGGGAAGAGGAGUGGGAAGAAGCUUAUGAGAAAAGAGAAGUGACUUAUGAAGAAAAAAGAGUAAUUCGUGAAGAAGUGACUGAAGUUCCUAAGAAACCCAUGCCUGAGAGAAAACCACCAGCCAUUAUAACUGAAAAGAAGGAAAAGAAGGAAGUAACUGUUCAAAAAGUUGUCAAGAAACCUGUUGAUGAAAAGGUGGAGGUAACCACUCAGAAGGUUGCAGAAGAAAAAGUCAAAAGAGCUGAGGUUACCAAGAAAGUUCUCCCACCAAAACCUACGCCAAUGCUCGUUGAGGAGAAAGUUAUGAAAAAAGAAGUACCAACAGUAGAAACAUGGACUGUUUCAGAAGAAAAGAUGUCAGUUUCUGUCCACAGAGAAGAAGAGUAUUCAUAUGAUGUUACAGAGCCAACAGAGCAUGAGAAAACAGUUGAAGAAAGAUUCUUUGAAGCUGUUUACCCCAUUGAAGCACAUAGAGAGGUUGAGGAGGAGGAAGAAGUCAUUUCUACAGAGCUGGAGAUCUCUCACGUUGAAGUGCCUGAGAUACCAAAGAGGCGUGUUCCAGAAGAAAGAAAGCCUGUUCCUGUCCCUAAAACAGAGGCUCCAUCAGCUAAAGUGCCCGAAGUUCCUAAGAAACCUGUUCCAGAAAAGAAAGUUGCUGUUGCUAAAAAGGAAGAAGUGGCUCCCCCAGCAAAAGUGCCAGAAGUUCCUAAGAAAGCUCCCCCAGAGAAAAAGGUUGCUGUUCCAAAAAGAGAGGAAGCUCCAACACCUAAAGUGCCUGCAGUUCCUAAGAAACCUGUCCCUAAAGAAAAAGUAUCUCCUGCUGUUCCUAAAAAAAUUGAGGCUCCUCCAGCUAAAGUGCCUGAAGUGCAGAAGAAAGCCACUUUUGAAGAAAGAGUACUUAUUACAGAAGAAAGAGUAUCUGUUGCCAUUCCAGAGGAAAUCCCAUCACCUGAAGAGCCAACAGUUGAAGAAUGGUCUGAAGAAGAAAGAGAGGAAGUAUCUAUUUCCAUUCACAGAGAAGAGAUUUCUGAAGUGACUGAAGAAGAGUCUUACUACAUAGAGGAGACAGUAACUGCUCCAAAAAGAGAGGAAGCCCCACCAAAAAAAGUGCCUGAGAAGCACAGGAGAGUUGUCCCUGAGCCAAAAGUCCCAGCUGCUCCUAAGGAAGCUCCAGGAGUUAAAGAACCUGCAGAAGCAUUGGUGCCCACUUUUGAGGCAGAAUUUGAAGAACCUCCAACAACCAAAGUGACUGAAGUGCACAGGAAAAUUAUCACAGAAGAAAAAGUUGCAGUUGCUAAAAAAGAAGUGGCUCCACCAAAGAAAGCAGUGCCCAAGAAGCCUGUGCCAGAAGACAAAGUACCUGUUCCAAUUUCACAGAAAGUGGCAGCUCCACCAGCUAAAGUGCCAGAAGCACAGAGGAAAACUGCCAGAGAAGAAAGAGUAUCUAUGGCUGUUCAAAAGAGAAAAGUGUCUCCACCACCAGAAGUACCAACAGAAGAAGAACAUUGGGCUGUGUCAGAGGAAAUAUCCGUUUCUCUCCACACAGAAAAGGAGAUUUCAUACACAGUGCCUGAUGUACCAGAGAGGGCUAUCAUUGAAGAAAGAGUGCCAAUUUAUCCUCCUAAAAAAAUUACAAGACCAUCAGCCAAAGUGCCUGAAGUACGCAAGACAGUUGUCCGAAAAGAAAAAGAGUACAUUGAAGUUCCUCAGUAUGAAGAGGAAGAAGAGAUUCCAAGAUACGAGGAGGAAGAUACCACCAGAUACGAGAAGGAGGUAAUCCGUUACAAGGAGGAAGUUCGCCAUUAUGAAGAAGUUAGUCACUAUGAGGAGGAAGUUCCCCCGUAUGAAGAGGAAGAAGUUCCUCAGUAUGAAGAGGAAGAAGUCAUCCAUUAUGAAGAAGAAGCUGCUUAUUAUGGAGAGGAAGUUGCUGAAUAUGAGGAGGAGGAGCCACAGAUUCCUCAGUAUGAAGAGAAGGCUCCUCUACCAGCUAGAGUGCCUGAGGUUCCCAAGAAGCCUGUUCCAGAGGAAAAAAUACCUAUUCUGAAGAAAAAAGAACCUCCUCCAGCAAAAGUGCCUGAGGUGCCAAAGAAACCUGUACCUGAAAAGAAAGUCCAAGUGCCGAAGAAGGAAGCUCCCCCAGCUAAAGUUCCAGAAGUGCCAAAGAAACCUGUGCCAGAAGAGAAGGUUCCUGUUCCUGUCCCAAAAAAGAAGGAUGUUCCACCAGCCAAAGUGCCUGAAGUACCAAAGAAACUCGUGCCAGAAGAGAAGGUACAUGUCCCAGUGCCUAGAAAAGUGGAAGAGCCUCCACCAGCCAAAGUGCCUGAAGUGCCCAAGAAGGUUCCAGCAAAGGCAGUACCUGUACCUGUCCCUGUCCCUGUACAUAAAAAGCCAGAACCUCCACCAGCCAAAGUGCCAGAAAUACCAAGACAUCCCAGUGAAGAGGUAUCUAUGUUUGUUCCUGAAGAAGAGGAAGAGGUUCCAGAGAUGCCAGCAAGAGUGCCAGAGGUGCCCAAGAGAGCUGUCCCAGAAGAAAAAGUACCUGUUGCAGUUCCUAAAGUAAAGAAAAUUCCACCAGCUAAAGCACCUGAGGCUGCAAAGAAAGUUGUGUCUGAAGAAAAGGUGCCCAUUUAUGUUCCUGAGGAAGAAGAAGAAGAAUUUAUUCCAGAGGAAAUUGUACCAGAAAGAGAGCCAGAGAUUCCUAAGAAACCUGUCCCAAAGGAAAAAGCACGUGUACCUCCACCUGAGAAACUGGAACUUCCUCCAGCAAAAGUUCCUGAGAUGCCUAAGAAACCCAUUCCUGAAGUGAAAGAACCAGUUCCUAAAAAGGUGCCAGCUCCACCAGCCAAAGUACCCAAGAUGCCUAAGAAGGUUGCUUCUGAAGAGAAGGUGCUGGUUGCUCCCGCUGAAAAAGUGGAGGUUCCAGCUGCAAAAGUCAUGGAGGUGCGUAAAAGAGCUAUGGCAGAAGAGAAAGUGCAAGCUGUUGUGCCCAAACCCAAAGAACCAGCACCAACCAAAGUUCCUGAAGUAUCCAAGAAACUUGUACGGAAAGAAAAAGUCCCUGCGCCUGUGGUGGAGAAAUAUGAGUAUGCCUAUGAAGAAUAUGAGAAAUAUGAGACAUACGAAAGCAUUGAAGAGUUUGAGAAGAUUCAGGAAGCUGAAGAAAUUGAGGCGUAUGAGGAACCUGAAGAACCUGAGGGAUAUAAGAAAAUUCUGGAACAGGAAUAUGAAGCAGAGGCUGAGGAGAAAGACGCCUAUGAAAAGUAUGAGUUUGAGAAGGAAGAGAUCUAUGAGAAAUAUGAGGAGGUGUAUGAGGAGGCUUAUGAGACCAAACCAGCGAUAGUGCCUGAGUUGCCCAAAAGACCUCUGCCAGAAGAAAAAGUACCUGCUCUUAAAAGAGAAGCUCCACCAGCUAAAGUGCCAGCAGUGCCGAAGAAACCUGUUCCAAGAGAAAAAGCACCACCUGCUAUUCCUAAAAAGGAAAUGCCUCCACCAGCUAAAGGGCCAGAUGAUAUCAAAAGACCUGUCCCUGAAGAAAAGAAACCUACACGUACACCUGAAAUAGAAGUUCCACCAAUGAAAGUUCCUGAGUUUCAUAAGAGAGCUGUCCUUGAAGAGAAAGCACCCACCAUUAUCCCUACAGAAGAGGAGCCUCUUUUUUAUGAAGAACAUGAAGGUUAUGGAGAAGUUCCAACAGAAGAAAAGAUGCCUUUUAUUACUCCUAGUGAACCAGAAGCUCCACCAGCUAAAGUAUCUGCAGUGACAAAGAAAACUGUCCCACUUAAGAAAACACCUGUUGCUGUACCUACAGAAGAAGCUCCUCCAGCUAAAGUUUCUGAAGUACGAAAGAAAGCAGUCCAGAAAGAAAAAAUACCUCCUGCUGUACCUAAAGAAGAACCUUCACACUUUACAGUGCAUGAAGUUUAUGAGGAGAUUCACAUAGAAGAAGAAAUUUCUACUGUUCAUAGGAAAGAGGAGGCUCCAGCAUCUAGAGUGGCUGCAGCCAUUAGGAAACCUGUUCCGGAAGAAAAAGUACCAACUGCUAGGCCUAAAAAACCAGAACCUACUCCUGUGCCUAGAAGACCAGAAUCUCCACCAUCUAAAGUGCCAGAGGUGCCCAAGAAAAUUCCUGAAGAAAAAGUGCCCAUCGCUGUCCCUAAAAAACCAGAACCACCACCAGCAAAAGUGCCUGAGGUGCCCAAGAAAGUGAUUUCUGAAGAAAAAGUACACAUUGAAGCUCCUAAAAAACCAGAACCUCCACCACCCAAAGAACCUGAGGUGCCGAAGAAAGUUGUUCCAGAAAAGAAAAUACCUGUGCAAAAAGUACCAGAACCUGUGGUUGCCCCAGAACCAGAGGCUGCACCUGAAGAACCGGAACUCCCACCAAAGGAAGUGCCGCAACCUGAAAAGAAGAUCCCUGAAAAGCGAAAACCACAACCGCCACCACCACCUGCUCCAACAGAAGAUAUUAAACUGGCAAAAGAUCUACUUAAAGCUCCUGAGGCAAGGAAGAAAGCCGUGGCUGCAAAACCUGGUGAGCCUCCGAAAUUGGAACCCCCACCUGCUAAAGUGCCUGGACUUGUAAAGAAACCUCGCAAAGUAAUUCCUGAGGCUACUCCCCCACCAAAAGAAGAAGUUGUUUUGAAAAGAGUUCUUAAAAAGAAACCUGAAGAGGAAGAGCCUAAACCAGAAAAAGAGCCUAAACCAGAAGUUAAACCAGUACCUACACCACUAGAAAAAAUUAGGAAACCUGAAGUCCCAGAAGUUCCUACGAAGAAAACUGAGAUACCAGCCAUAAAAAAAGAAGAGAAACCUGAACCACCAAAAGCUCUAAAAUCUCCAAAACCAGCUGAAGAACCAGCUCCCACUGUUACUGCUCCUGUGACAGCUCCAGUUGUUGGAAAGAAAGCAGAGGCCAAGCCACCAAAAGAGGAAUCUCCGAAGGGUAUCAGUCCAGUCAAAGCCAAGAAGACACCUUCACCAGCAGAUGCAGAGAGAAGGAAGCUCAGGCCAGGCAGUGGUGGUGAAAAACCUCCUGAAGAGCCUCCAUUUACUUACCAACUCAAAGCUGUACCACUGAAGUUUGUCAAGGAGAUGAAAGAUAUAGUGCUAAAAGAAGCUGAGUCUGUUGGGUCUUCUGCAAUCUUUGAAGUCCUUAUCUCACCAUCCACUGCAAUUACCAGCUGGAUGAAAGAUGGCAGUAACAUCCGAGAGAGCCCAAAACACAAGUUUAUUGCUGAUGGCAAAGAUAGGAAGCUGCAUAUUAUUGAUGUCCAGCUGUCUGAUGCUGGUGAAUAUACUUGUGUAUUACGACUGGGGAACAAAGAGAAGACUUCGACUGCCAAACUCAUUGUUGAAGAACUCCCAGUGCGGUUUGUGAAAACCCUUGAAGAAGAAGUGACUGUCAUUAAAACCCAGCCACUGUACUUAACAUGUGAGCUUAACAAAGAAAGAAAUGUGGUCUGGAGAAAGGAUGGUAAAAUCAUCAAAGCCAAGCCUGGGAAGUUUGCUCUGGGUGUUAUUGGUUUGUCACAUUCCCUCACAGUCUCUGAUUCAGAUGAUGCUGAUGCUGGCACUUACACGGUUACUGUGGAAGACUCUGAGCUAUCAUGCUCAUCUUGUGUUAAGGUAGUAGAAGUUAUAAGGGACUGGUUAGUAAAACCCAUAAGAGACCAGCAUGUUAAACCAAAAGGAACAGCUACUUUCAGCUGUGACAUUGUCAAGGAUACACCAAACAUUAAGUGGUUUAAAGGAGAUGAGGAAAUCCCUGCUGAACCCACUGACAAGACAGAAAUCUUGAAAGAAGGAAAUAAAAUUUUCCUGAAAAUCAAGAAUGCUGGUCCUGCUGAUAUUGGAGAAUAUGCAGUAGAAGUUGAAGGUCGCAGAUACCCAGCUAAACUGACCCUUGGUGAACGUGAAGUUGAGCUUCUGAAGCCAUUAGAGGAUGUUACAGUUUAUGAAAAAGAAACAGCAAAUUUUGAUACAGAAAUAUCUGAAGAAGAUGUUCCUGGUGAAUGGAAGCUGAAAGGAGAAAUCCUGAGACCUUCACCUACAUGUGAAAUCAAAGCUGAAGGAGGAAAACGCUUCCUAACCUUACACAAAGUCAAGCUGGAUCAAGCUGGUGAAGUCCUUUACCAGGCGCUUAACGCCGUCACGACAGCUAUCCUGACAGUAAAAGAAAUCGAAUUGGACUUCGCUGUGCCCCUUAAAGAUGUCACUGUUCCUGAGAAGCGCCAAGCGAGGUUUGAAUGUGUGCUUACCAGAGAGGCCAACGUUAUAUGGUCUAAGGGCACUGAUAUACUCAAGAUCGGAGAAAAAUUUGACAUCAUUGCAGAUGGAAAGAAGCACAUUCUUGUUAUCAAUGAUUCACAGUUUGAUGAUGAGGGAGAAUACACUGCUGAAGUUGAUGGCAAGAAGAGCACAGCAAGACUGUUUGUGGAAGGUAUAAGGCUGAAGUUUAUAUCACCUCUGCAGGAUCAAACAGUGAAAGAGGGGGAAACAGCUCACUUCCAGUUUGAGCUUUCUCAUGAAGACAUGCCUGUGAAAUGGUUCAAAAAUGACAAAAGACUUCACACAAGCAGAACAGUUUUAAUUACUUCAGAAGGCAAAGUUCAUAAACUAGAAAUGAGAGAAGUAACACUUGAUGAUAUUUCAGAAAUAAAGGCCGUAGUCAAGGACUUGAACACACAAGCCAACCUGAAAGUCUUAGAGGCUGAUCCAUAUUUCACUGUGAAAUUACAAGACUACAGUGCUGUAGAGAAGGAUGAUAUUACUCUGGAGUGUGAACUUAGCAAAGAUGUGCCAGUAAAAUGGUACAAAGAUGGUGAAGAACUAAUAGCUUCCAACAGAAUUUCCAUAAAAACGGAUGGCUUGCGCCGUAUCCUGAAGAUCAAGAAGGCUGCAGAGGGUGAUAAAGGUGUUUAUGAGUGUGACUGUGGAACUGACAAGACGAGUGCCAAUAUCAGCGUUGAGUCUCGCCUAAUUAAAGUGGAGCGCCCACUGUAUGGGGUGGAAGUAUUUGUUGGUGAAACAGCACGCUUUGAAAUUGAAAUUUCUGAGCCAGAUGUCCACCCUGUAUGGAAGCUAAAGGGAGAAACCCUAACACCUUCACCUGACUGUGAAAUCAUUGAAGAUGGGAAGAAGCAUAUUCUUGUCCUUCAUAACUGCAAACUUGACAUGACUGGAGAAGUGUCUUUCCAAGCUGCCAAUGCUAAAAGUGCUGCUAAUCUGAAAGUGAAAGAACUGCCUCUUAUCUUUAUCACUCCACUAAGUGAUGUGAAGGUCUUUGAGAAGGAUGAAGCUAAGUUUGAAUGUGAGGUAUCCAGAGAACCCAAGACUUUCCGCUGGUUGAAAGGAACAGAAGAGAUCACUCCUGAUGAAAAAUUUGAAAUUAUUGCAGACGGAACAAAGCAUGCUCUGAUUAUUAAAUCUGUUGCCUUUGAGGAUGAAGUAAAAUACACAUUUGAAGCUGAGGAUAAAAGAACAAGUGCCAAGCUCAUUAUUGAAGGUAUCCGCCUGAAAUUCAUCACUCCUCUCAAGGACGUAACAAAGAAAGAGCGAGAAACUGCAGAGUUCACUGUGGAACUCUCCCAUGAAAAUAUCACUGUGGUCUGGUUCAAGAAUGACCAACGAUUACAUACCAGCAAAGUGGUUUCAAUGACAGAUGAUGGCAAAUUCCAUACACUCACAAUCAAAGAUCUUACUAUCGAUGAUACUUCUCAGAUAAAAGUGGAAGCUAUGGGCAAAUCCUCAGAAGCUAAACUCACUGUUCUUGAGGGAGACCCUUAUUUCACUGGGAAGCUGCAAGAUUACACUGCUGUGGAGAAAGAUGAAGUAAUCUUACAAUGUGAAAUCAGCAAAGCAGAUGCCCCAGUGAAAUGGAUGAAGGAUGGCAAUCCAAUUACUGCAUCAAAGAAUGUCGUUAUUAAGGCUGAUGGUAAAAAGAGAAUCCUUAUUCUCAAGAAAGCUUUGAAGAAAGACAUUGGACAGUACACUUGUGACUGUGGUACUGAUCAAACCUCUGCUAAACUUGAUAUUGAAGACCGGGAUAUUGAGAUUGUACGACCACUCUACAGUGUGGAGGUGAUUGAGACAGAGACUGCCCGUUUUGAUAUUGAAAUCUCUGAGGAAGGUGUCCAUGGCAAUUGGAAGCUAAAAGGAGAACCCCUGACUGAAUCAUCUGAAUGUGAAAUCAAGGAGGAAGGAAAAAAGCACUUCCUUACACUGUACAAUGUACGCUUAGAUCAAGCUGGUGGAGUAGAUUUCCAAGCAGCAAAUGCCAAGUCUGGUGCUCACCUUCGAGUGAAACCUCGAGUAAUUGGCUUGCUGAGACCCCUCAAGGAUGUAACAGUGACAGCUGGGGAAUCAGCAACCUUCGAUUGUGAACUCUCUUAUGAGGGAAUCCCAGUAGAAUGGUUCCUGAAAGGAAAGAAACUGGAGCCCAGUGACAAGGUUGUGACCCGUGCUGAAGGGAGAAUUCACACACUUAUUCUUAGAGACGUCAAGUUAACAGAUGCAGGAGAGGUAUCACUGACAGCAAAAGAUUUCAGAACUCAAGCAAAUCUUUUUGUGAAAGAACCCCCAGUUGAAUUUACUAAACCACUUGAGGACCAGACCGUUGAAGAGGAGGCCACUGCAGUACUGGAAUGUGAAGUUUCCAGGGAAAAUGCAAAAGUUAAAUGGUUCAAAAAUGGAGAAGAAAUUCACAAAUCAAAGAAGUAUGAUAUCAUUUCUGAUGGCAGGGUCAGAAAACUCAUCAUCCAUGGCUGCACACUGGAUGAUGCAAAAACAUACACCUGUGAUGCUAAGGAUUUUAAGACAUCAUGUUUUCUCAAUGUGGAGCCUAUUCGUGUUGACUUCCUGAAACCUCUAACUGACCUUGAGGUUAAAGAAAAAGAAUCUGCUCGGUUUGAAUGCGAAAUUUCUCGUCCAAAUGUCAAGGUGAAGUGGUUUAAGGAUGGCAUGGAAAUUAGAAAAGGCAAAAAGUAUGACAUAAUUUCUAAAGGUGCAGAACACAUUCUUGUCAUCAAUAAAUGUGUCUUUGAUGAUGAAGCUGAAUAUUCCUGUGAAGCAAAAACAGCUCGAACUUCUGGCCUACUUACAGUGAUAGAGGAAGAGGCUGUUUUCACAAAAAAUCUUCCUGAUCUCGAAGUAAAUGAAAAUGACACUGUAAAAUUGAUCUGUGAAGUUUCAAAGCCUAAUGCUGAAGUUACUUGGCUUAAAGGAGAUGAAGAGGUGCCUGAUGGUGGUAGAUUUGAACACAUUUCCGAUGGUAGAAAGAGAAUUCUUGUUAUACAUAAUGCUCAUCCUGAAGAUGCUGCCAAAUACACUUGCAAGCUCCCAAGCUCUAGUACAACAGGAAAACUUACUGUACAUGAACUUGCAGCAGAAUUUCUUACUAGACCACAAAACCUUGAGGUGCUUGAGGGAGAAAAAGCUGAAUUUGUCUGUUCAGUAUCCAAAGAAGCCAUUACAGUACAGUGGCUGAGGGAUAACACAGUCCUGGAGCCUGGUGAUAAGUACGACAUCAUUUCAGAUGGCAAAAAGAGAACACUUGUGGUUAAAGACUCUAUUCUAGGAGACACAGGAAUGUAUACUGUCAUGGUUGGUGAAGCUAAAGCUACAGCACACUUAGCAGUGAUUGAAAAACUCAAGAUUAUAACUCCUCUUAAGGACCAAGAAGUUAAUGAGUGUCAAGAAAUUAUCUUCAACUGUGAAGUCAAUAAAGAAGGUGCCAAAGAGAAGUGGUACAAAAAUGACGAGGCAAUAUUUGAUAGUGCAAAGUACAUUAUUGUUCAGAAGGGUGUAGUCUACACUCUCAGAAUCAGAGAUGCAGAGUUGAAAGAUCAAGCUACCUACACCAUCUCACUGACAAACCAGAGAGGUGAACACGUUAAAAGCUCUGCUGCCUUAAAAGUAUUAGAGGAGGAUCUCAGAAUUGUUGAGCCCCUUGAAGAUAUUGAGACCAUGGAAAAGAAAACUGUCACAUUCUGGUGCAAAGUCAAUCGCCUUAAUGCAACUCUCAAAUGGACAAAGAAUGGAGAAGAAAUCACAUUUGACAGGCGCAUUUUGUACAAAAUUGAUAAAUUUAAGCACUCAUUGAUCAUUAAAGACUGUGGGUUUGUAGAUGAAGGUGAAUACACUGUUACUGCUGGACAAGACAAAUCAGUUGCAGAGCUUCUCAUCACAGAAGCACCAGCAGACUUCACUGAACAUCUUCAGGACCAGACUGUCACUGAAUUUGAUGAUGCUGUCUUUACAUGCCAGCUUUCCAAAGAGAAAGUCAGUGUGAAAUGGUACAGAAAUGGAAGAGAAAUCAAAGAAGGCAAAAAAUACCAGUUUGAAAAGGAUGGAAAUCUGCACAGAUUAAUCAUAAAAGAUUGCAGACUAGAUGAUGAGUGUGAAUAUUCCUGUGGAGUGGAUGACAGGAGAUCUAGAGCGAGACUUUUUGUUGAAGAAAUCCCUGUUGAGAUUAUUCGACCACCACAAGAUAUUUAUGAAGCUCCUGGUGCAGAUGUCAUCUUCAUGGCUGAGUUGAACAAAGAUGGUGUGGAGGUCAAGUGGUUGAGAAACAACAUGAUUAUCAUCCAAGGUGACAAACAUCAGAUGAUGAGUGAAGGAAAGGUCCACAGGCUGCAGGUGUGUGACAUAAAACCCCGUGACCAAGGGGAAUACAGAUUUAUCGCCAAAGAUAAGGAAGCUAGAGCUAAGCUUGAAUUAGCUGCUGCACCUAAAAUCAAGACUGGUGAUCAAAACCUUGUGGUUGAUGUUGGGAAACCUUUAACUAUGACUGUUCCAUAUGAUGCCUACCCAAGAGCAGAAGCUGAAUGGUUGAAAGCAGGGGAAAGUCUGCCCACAACAACUGUUGAUACAACAACUGACUGCACUACCUUCAAAAUCUAUGAAGCAAAGAAAUCAGAUAAGGGCAGGUACAAGGUUGUGCUUCGAAACAAACAUGGCCAGGCAGAAGCAUUCAUCAAUGUAGAGGUCAUUGAUGUUCCAGGUCCAGUAAGAAACUUGGAAGUCACAGAAACUUAUGAUGGUGAAGUUGGUCUCGCAUGGCAAGAGCCAGAAAGUGAUGGUGGAAGUAAAAUCAUAGGCUACGUUGUUGAAAGACGUGAUAUCAAGCGUAAGACCUGGAUUGUGGUCACAGAUCGUGCUGAAAAUUGUGAAUACACUGUUACUGGACUUCAGAAAGGAGGAGUUGAGUACCUCUUCCGUGUUAGUGCACGGAACAGAGUGGGCACUGGUGAGCCAGUGGAAACAGACACACCUGUGGAAGCUAAGAGCAAAUUUGAUGUUCCUGGUCCUCCUCAGAAUGUGGAAGUUACUGAUGUGAACAGGUUUGGAGCCACACUUAGCUGGGAACCACCUGAGGAUGAUGGAGGAUCCCCAAUUACUGGUUACGUUAUUGAACUGCGUAACAGAGCUACCAUCAGAUGGGAGCCAACUAUGACCACAGGAGCUGAUGAACUGUCAGCUGUCCUGACUGAUGUUGUGGAAAAUGAAGAAUAUUUCUUCAGAGUAAGAGCUCAAAACAUGGUUGGAGUUGGGAAACCAAGUCCUGCUACACGUGCAGUAAAAAUCAUGGACCCGAUCGAGAGACCAAGUCCUCCCAUUAACCUUGAGCAUUCAGAUCAAACGAAGUCAUCAGUUCAGCUCACAUGGGAACCCCCUCUUGAAGAUGGAGGAAGUCCAAUUUUAGGCUAUAUUAUUGAAAGGCAAGAAGAAGGAACAGACAAGUGGAUUCGUUGUAACCCAAAACUAGUACCUGCUCUUACUUUUAAGGUAACUGGAUUAAAACAAGGAUCCAGUUAUUACUACAGAGUCUCAGCAGAAAAUGCAGCUGGUGUGUCUGAUCCAGCAGAGGCUAUUGGACCAUUAACUGCAGAUGAUACUUUUGUUGAACCUACAAUGGACCUAAGUGCAUUUAAGGAUGGGCUGGAAGUAAUUGUACCAGAGCCAAUCAAGAUCCGUGUUCCCAUCACUGGGUACCCUGUGCCAACUGCCACAUGGUCUUUUGGUGACCAAGUCUUAGAAGAGGGCGAUCGUGUGAAAAUGAAGACCACUGCCUCCUUUGCAGAACUUGUAAUUACUCCGAGUGAGCGCCCAGACAAGGGAAUUUAUUACUUAACACUGGAAAACCCUGUGUCAUCUGUUUCGGGAGAAAUUAAUGUUAAUGUCAUUGCUUGUCCAAGUGCACCAAGAGAACUCAAUGUUUUAGAAGUACUCAAGAGUACAGUGCAGCUCGCAUGGGAACCUCCAGAAGAUGAUGGUGGAAGUCCAGUUACUGGCUAUAUAAUUGAAAAACGUGAAGUAAGCCGGAAAACAUGGAGCAAAGUUAUGGAUCAUAUUGUUGACCAAGAGUUCACUGUACCUGACCUUGUCCAAGGGAAAGAAUAUUUAUUUAGAGUUUCUGCAUGCAAUAAAUGUGGCCCUGGAGAACCUGCCUAUAUUGAUGAACCUGUAAAUAUGUCAAUACCAGCAACGGUACCUGAUCCACCAGAAAAUGUUAAAUGGAGAAAUCCAACAUCAAAAGGAAUCUUCCUAACAUGGGAGCCUCCCAAAUAUGAUGGUGGUGCACGCAUUAAGGGUUAUCUGGUGGAAAAAUCCCAACGUGGCACAGAUAAGUGGGAGAUAUGUGGGGAGCCUGUUAUUGAAACAAAAAUGGAAGUAACAAAGCUCAAGGAAGGAGAGUGGUAUGCUUAUCGGGUUAAGGCUUUGAACAGAAUGGGAGCAAGUAGGCCAAGUAAGCCAACUGAUGAUAUUCAGGCCAUUGAUGUAAAAGAGGCUCCAGAAAUUUUCUUAGACGUGAAGCUUCUUGCUGGACUUACUGUGAAAGCUGGAACUAAAAUUGAGCUGCCAGCAAAAGUAACUGGAAGGCCUGAGCCCCAGAUUACUUGGACCAAGGCUGACAAAAUUUUGAGACCUGACAACAGAAUCACCAUUGAAAGCCAGCCUAAUCAUUCUACAGUCACUAUUACAGACAGCAAGAGGAGUGACAGUGGAACCUAUAUUAUAGAAGCUGUAAAUUCCAGCGGACGUGCUACUGCUGUUGUUGAAGUUAAUGUUCUUGAUAAACCUGGUCCACCAGCUGCAUUUGAUGUAUCAGAAAUCACAAACGAAUCCUGCCUUCUAACCUGGAAUCCUCCACGAGAUGAUGGGGGUUCUAAAAUUACAAACUACGUCCUUGAGAAAAGAGCUACAGACAGUGAAAUAUGGGACAAGUUGUCAUCAACUAUUAAAGAUACAAAAUUCAGAGCUACCAAUUUAACUCCUCAUAAAGAAUAUGUGUUUCGAGUCAGUGCUGAAAACAUGUACGGUGUUGGGGAGCCAGCACAGUGUAGCCCCAUCAUUGCCAAAUAUUCAUUUGAUCCACCAGGCCCUCCAACAGGUCUCAAGCCUACAGAGGUCACUAAAGAUUCAGUCACUUUAACAUGGAAUGAACCAGAUGAAGAUGGUGGCAGCCCCAUAACUGGCUACUGGGUUGAAAGAUAUGAUCCUGAGCAGGAUAAAUGGAUAAAAUGCAAUAAAAUGCCAGUGAAAGAUACAACAUUCAAAGUUAAAGGUCUUACAAAUAAGAAGAAAUACAAGUUCCGCGUCUUGGCAGAAAAUCUUGCAGGACCUGGAAAACCAAGCCGGGAAACAGAGCCAAUCUUAGUGAAAGAUCCAAUCGAUCCACCAUGGCCUCCUGGAAAGCCAACUGUUAAAGAUAUUGGCAAGACAUUCCUUACCCUGAACUGGACAAAGCCAGAACAUGACGGAGGGGCAAAAAUUGAAUCUUAUGUAAUCGAGCUGUUAAAGACAGGAACAGAUGAAUGGGUGAGAGUGGCUGAAGGAGUUCCCACAACUGAACACUUCCUCAAAGACCUUAUGGAGAAACAAGAAUAUUCAUUCCGUGUAAGAGCUGUGAACAAGGCUGGCGAGAGUGAGCCCAGUGAGCCCAGUGACCCUGUGCUGUGCAAGGAGAGGCUCUAUCCUCCUUCACCACCCCGAUGGCUUGAAGUUAUUAAUAUUACUAAAAAUACAGCAGAUCUUAAAUGGACAGUACCAGAAAAAGAUGGAGGUUCCCCAAUUACCAACUACAUUGUUGAAAAAAGAGAUGUAAGGCGGAAAGGUUGGCAGACAGUUGAUACAACAGUGAAAGAUACCAAGUACACAGUGAGCCCACUGACUGAAGGCUCAUUGUAUGUGUUCCGUGUGGCUGCUGAAAAUGCCAUUGGACAGAGUGACUACUGUGAAAUUGAAGACUCAGUGCUUGCUAAAGAUACUUUCACAACUCCUGGGCCUCCGUAUGCCCUUACAAUAGUUGAAGUGAAAAAAGGCCAUGUAGAUUUGAAAUGGGAACCACCUAAAAAUGAUGGUGGCAGACCGAUUCAAAGAUAUGUUAUUGAAAAGAAAGAAAAGCUAGCUACUCGCUGGGUAAAAGCUGGGAAGACAGCUGGUCCAGACUGCAAUUUCAGAGUGACAGAUGUCAUUGAAGGUACAGAUGUACAGUUCCAGGUUCGUGCAGAAAAUGAAGCUGGUUGUGGUCAUCCCAGUGAACCAACUGACCUCGUUCACAUUGAAGAUCCAACAAGUCCUCCUUCACCUCCUCAGGAUUUACAUGUCACAGAUGCAGGCCGAAAACACAUUUGCAUUGCAUGGAAACCUCCUGAGAAGAAUGGUGGAAGUCCUAUUAUUGGAUACAAUGUUGAGAUGUGUGAAGCAGGAACGGAAAAAUGGAUGCGAAUCAAUUCUCGUCCAAUUAAAGAUCUAAAGUGUAAAGUGGAGGAGGGUGUUGUUCCGGACAAAGAAUAUGUGCUGAGAGUCAGAGCUGUCAAUGCUGUUGGAGCUAGUGAGCCCUCAGACAUCUCAGAAAAAGUUGUUGCCAAGGACCCAGACUGUAAUCCAACCAUUGAUCUGCAAACUCGUGACAUUGUUGUUGUUAAAGGACAGAAACUAAGUAUCCCUAUACCCUUCAGAGCUGUCCCAUCCCCAACUAUAACAUGGCACAAAGAUGGCAAAGAGUUGAAAGCUGGUGACAGAACAACAAUGAAGAGUGACUACACCUCUGCAUUGCUUGAAGUGAUAGACAGUGUUCAUGCUGAUGCUGGUGUUUAUACUAUCACACUGGAGAACAAGCUGGCAUCAACAACUGGUUCAGUCAAUGUCAAAGUCAUAGGUCCACCUGGACAGUGUAAAGACAUUAAGGCAAGCGAAGUAACUAAGAAUUCUUGCAAAGUAUCCUGGGAGCCUCCAGACUUUGAUGGUGGUACUCCUAUUUUGCAUUAUGUUCUGGAACGCAGGGAAGCAGGUCGUAAAACAUACAUCCCAGUCAUGUCUGGUGAAAAUAAGCUUUCAUGGCAAGUCAAAGAUCUUAUCCCAAACUGUGAAUAUUACUUCCGUGUUAAAGCUGUCAAUAAGAUUGGAGGGGGUGAUUAUCUUGAACUAAGAAACCCGAUCAUUGCAGAAGACCCAAAACAGCCCCCAGAUCCGCCUGUCGACCUUGAAGUCCAUAAUCCAACAUCAAAAUCUGUAACUCUUACAUGGAAACCACCCCUGUUUGAUGGUGGAAGCAAGAUUAUGGGCUAUAUAAUAGAAAAGCUUGCUAAGGGCAAAGAGAGGUGGCAGAGAUGCAAUGACUAUCUGGUACCCUUACUAACUUACACAGUGAAAGGCCUUGAGGAAGGAAAUGAGUACCAGUUCCGUGUUCGUGCUGAGAAUGCUGCUGGCAUCAGUGAGCCUUCUCGGAUUACUCCUUUUGUGAAAGCUGUGGAUCCUAUUGAGGCUCCAAAAGUCUUCCUUGCUGCAAACCUACAGUCUGGCCUUGAGGUGAAGAGAGGUGAUGAGAUCGUACUUGAGGCACAUAUUUCAGGGUCACCCUAUCCAUCUAUCACUUGGCUGAGGAAUGAUGAAGUUGUCAGACCAGAGGAUAUCAAAAAGAGAGUAGUGGCACCUAAGAAGAAGAAGGGUGAAGCUGAAGAAGAGAAACCUUUCCAGCUUUCACUGCCAGAACGUAUGAGUGUUGACAACCACAAGGAAGGAGAGUCCAUACUAUCAGUUCGUGACUCCAUUAGAGCUGACCAUGGCACAUUUACAAUUAAAGUAGAAAAUGAUCAUGGAGUUGCAAAAGCCUCAUGUGAAGUCAAUGUGUUGGAUACACCUGGGCCACCAGUCAACUUUGUAUUUGAAGAUUUGAGGAAAAAUUCUGUCAUUUGCAAGUGGGAACCUCCCCUUGAUGAUGGUGGAAGUGAAAUCCUAAACUAUGUACUGGAAAAGAAAGACAAUACAAAAGCUGAAAUGGGCUGGGUCACUGUCAGUUCAACACUCAGACAUUGCAAAUUCCAUGUAACAAAACUGAUAGAAGGGAAAGAAUAUCUAUUCCGUGUAUUUGCUGAAAACAGAGUUGGAGCAGGACCACCAUGUGUUUCAAAACCAGUGACAGCUAAAGAUCCUUUCUCUCCACCAGAUGCACCUAAUAAGCCUGAUGUGGAAGAUGUAACCAGCAACAGUAUGCUGGUUAAGUGGAAUGAACCAAAAGACAAUGGCAGCCCUAUCAUAGGAUACUGGAUUGAAAAACGUGAAAUCAACAGUACUCAUUGGGCUCGGGUCAACAGGAACCUUGUGAAUGCUCUGGAAGUAAAAGUUGAAGGACUGUUGGAAGGUUUAACUUACAUCUUUAGAGUGUGUGCUGAAAAUGCAGCUGGCCCUGGUAAAUUUAGUCCACCAUCAGAUCCAAAAACUGCACAGGACCCAAUAAUGCCACCUGGUCCACCAAUUCCAAGGAUUGCUGACACAAGUGCAACUUCCAUUGAGCUAGAAUGGGAACCUCCUGUGUAUAAUGGUGGUGGAGACAUCACUGGUUACCAUGUGUACAAACAACUGAUGGGAGUAAAUGAGUGGUCACGCUGUACAGCAAAACCCAUUAAGGUCCUGCAGUUUACUGUUGGAGAAGUCAGGGAAGGUGCAGACUAUAAACUCCGUGUUACUGCACUCAAUGCAGCUGGUGAAGGACCACCUGGAGAAACUGAACCCGCAACAGUUGCAGAACCUAAAGAGCCUCCUACUGUUGAGCUGGAUGUUUCUGUGAAAGCAGGCAUUCAGGUCAUGGCUGGGCAGACUAUUAAAAUUCCUGCUACUGUGACAGGGCGUCCUACUCCCACCAUUGUAUGGGCUGUAGAGGAGCGUGAAUUAGACAAAGAUCGAGUUGUUAUUGAAAAUGUUGGCACAAAAUCUGAGUUAACCAUUAAGAAUGCAUUGAGAAAAGACCAUGGAAGAUAUGUAAUUACUGCUUCCAAUAGCAGUGGUUCAAAAUCUGCAGGAACCAGAGUAGAAGUAUUUGAUGUUCCCGGACCAGUCCUUGACCUAAAGCCAGUGGUCACAAACAGAAAGAUGUGUUUGCUUAACUGGUCUGAUCCUGAAGAUGAUGGUGGCAGUGACAUCAUAGGUUUCAUUGUUGAACGGAAGGAUGCCAAAAUGCAUACAUGGAGACUAGCUGUAGACACAGAUAGAUCUAAAUGUGAUAUUACAGGUUUAAUUGAAGGGCAGGAAUAUAAAUUCCGUGUUAGUGCCAAGAACAAAUUUGGUACUGGUCCACCUGUUGAAAUAGGACCCAUUCUUGCAGUUGACCCAUUAGGUCCUCCAACAGCACCUGAGAGGUUUAUGUACACAGAGAGGACUAAGUCAUCCAUUACACUUGAUUGGAAGCCUCCACGCAGUGAUGGUGGUAGUCCCAUCUUAGGAUAUAUUGUUGAGAAGAGGAGACAUGAUUCAAAAGAUUAUGAAAGAGUUAAUGCAAGGCUCUGUCCAAAAACAUCUCUUCUAGUUGAAAAACUUGAUGAACUUCAUAUGUAUGAAUUUCGUGUGAAAGCUGUCAAUGAGAUUGGAGAAAGUGAGCCGUCACUGCCCCUCAAUGUAGUUAUACAAGAUGAUGAAGUGCCUCCAACUGUUACAUUGCGUUUGGCUGUGAGAGGAGAUACUAUCAAAGUCAAGGCUGGAGAACCAGUUAACAUUCCUGCUGAUGUAACAGGCCUGCCAAUGCCAAAGAUUGAAUGGGACAAGAAUGAAGUUUUAAUCGACCAAACAUCCAAUGCACUGAAGAUAACCAAGGAAGAAGUAUCUAGAACUGAGGCAAAAACUGAACUUAGCAUGCCUGCAGCAGUGAGGGAUGAUAAGGGCACUUACACUGUGAGAGCUUCCAAUCGUCUUGGCACUGCAUUUCGCAAUGUGCAUGUCGAAGUGUAUGAUCGUCCUUCUCCACCAAGAAAUCUUGCUGUUUCUGAUAUUAAAGCAGAAUCAUGCUAUUUAACAUGGGAUGCACCUCUUGAUAAUGGUGGUAGUGAAAUUACCCAUUACAUUAUUGAAAAACGUGAUGCUAGUAAGAAGAAAUCUGAGUGGGAAGAAGUCUCCAAAGGCGCUGUUGAGAGAAGAUUUGGGGUAUGGAAUCUUGCAACAAAUGAAAAAUACCAAUUUAGGGUCCGGGCUGUAAACAAAUAUGGAAUAAGUGAUGAAUGCCUCUCAGAAAAAGUUGUUAUUAAGGAUCCCUAUGGUCUUCCUGGACCUCCUGGAAAACCAAAAAUUUUGGAUCGCACCAGAUCAUCUAUGCUGGUGACUUGGGAGCCUCCUUUGGACAAUGGUGGCAGCCCAAUAACUGGAUAUUGGUUGGAGAAGAGAGAGGUGGGAGGUGUCUACUGGGCACGUGUCAACAGGGCUCCAGUAACAAAACCAUCAGUAAAAGGUCUAGAGCACAAUGUGCUUCGUUUGGCUGAAGGAGUUGAAUACCAGUUUAGAGUUAUGGCUGAAAAUCUUGCAGGAAUUGGUCCUCCCAGUGAACCAUCAGAUCCAGCUUUGGCAGCAGAUCCCAUAUUUGUACCUGGUCCACCAUCUUGCCCAGAGGUCAAAGACAAAACCAAAUCAUCUGUAGCACUUGCAUGGAAGCCUCCUCAAAAGGAUGGUGGGAGUCCUAUAAAAGGAUAUAUUGUUGAAAUGCAAGAUGAAGGUAGUACUGACUGGAAAAAGGUGAACGAAGGAGACAAACUCUUUCCUACUUGUGAAUGUGUUAUUCCCAACUUGAAAGAGCUCAGAAAAUACCGAUUUAGGGUGAAAGCUGUAAAUGCUGCUGGAGAAUCAGAACCAAGUCCUGCAACUUCAGAGAUACCUGUCCAAGAUAUUCUAGAGGAACCAGAAAUCUUCCUUGAUAUUGGAGUACAGGAUUUGCUCUCUUGUCGUGCUGGCACAACAAUUAAAAUCCCAGCUGUUAUCAAGGGUCGUCCAGUUCCAAAGACAUUUUGGGAGUACGAAGGAAAAGCAAAAACAGCAGCAAAGGAGGGAGGUCAUAAUGUACCAGAAGAAGCUAAGGUGGAAGCUACUGAUACACGUUCAGAGAUUAUCAUCCCUGAGUGCAACAGAAGCCAUUCUGGACGAUACAGUAUUACAGCAAAGAACAAAGCAGGGCAAAAGACAGUGCAUGUCAGAGUCAAUGUGCUUGAUGUCCCUGGUCCACCAAAAGACCUAAAAGUAAGUGAUAUCACAAGAGGUAGCUGUAAACUUUCAUGGAAGAUGCCAGACGAUGAUGGUGGAGAUAGAAUCAGAGGCUAUGUUAUAGAGAAAAGAAAUAUUGAUGGGAAGGCCUGGACGAAAGUCAAUCCAAACUGUGGCAGUACUUCCUUUGUGGUACCUGAUCUAAUAACUGGCCAAGAGUAUUUCUUCCGGGUACGUGCAGAAAACCGUUUUGGAGUUGGCCCUCCUGCAGAAACCAUCCAGCGGACCACAGCCAGGGAUCCAAUCCAUCCUCCUGAUCCGCCCAUUAAACUGAGGAUUGGCCUUGUAACCAAGAACACAGUGAGCCUGACGUGGAAACCACCAAAGAAUGAUGGUGGAGCUCCUGUUACACAUUAUAACGUUGAAUGUCUCCGCUGGGAUCGUACUGGAGAAGUGAAAGAGUCUUGGAAGCAGUGCAACAGACGUGAUGUGGAAGAAACAAAGUUUACUGUUGAGGAUCUUGUAGAAGGUGGAGAAUAUGAAUUCAGAGUCAAAGCUGUAAAUAUAGCAGGUCCUAGCAGACCUUCAGCCACUGUUGGCCCACUUGUUGUCAAAGACCAGACAUGUCCACCAUCUAUUGAGCUCAAAGAAUUUAUGGAAGUUGAAGAAGGAACAGAUGUUAAAAUUGUGGCCAAGAUAAAGGGUGUACCCUUCCCCACAUUAACAUGGCUCAAAGCUUCUCCAAAGAAACCAGAUGACAAAUCACCAGUGGUGUAUGAUCAACAUGUCAACAAGAUCGUUGAUGAAGAUACUUGCACUUUAUUGAUCCAACAGUCUCGCAGAAACGAUACAGGCUUAUAUACUAUAACAGCUGUAAAUAAUCUGGGAACUGCUUCAAAGGAGAUGCGGCUGAAUGUUCUGGGUCGUCCUGGACCUCCAGUAGGACCUAUUAAAUUUGAAUCCAUUUUGGCCGAUAAAAUGACAAUAUCAUGGCUUCCUCCAUUAGAUGAUGGUGGUUCUAAGAUUACAAACUAUGUUAUAGAGAAAAAAGAAGCAAAUAGGAAGACAUGGGUGUCUGUUACUAAUGAGCCUAAGGAAUGUAUAUUCACUGUUCCCAAGCUGAUGGAAGGCCAUGAAUACGUAUUCCGCAUUAUGGCACAAAACAAAUAUGGUAUUGGAGAACCUUUGGAUAGUGAGCCAGAAACAGCACGAAACCUUUUCACUGUCCCUGGACCACCUGACAAGCCAACAGUUAGCAGUAUAACACGUGACUCAAUGACAGUAAACUGGGAAGAACCAGAACAUGAUGGUGGCUCUCCUAUUACUGGUUACUGGUUGGAGCGCAAAGAGACCACUGGAAAGAGAUGGACCAGGGUUAACCGAGAUCCCAUCAAGCCCAUGACACUGGGGGUUUCAUACAAAGUUACAGGCCUUAUUGAAGGCUCUGAAUAUCAGUUCCGUGUUUCAGCUAUCAAUGCAGCUGGUGUUGGCCCACCAAGCAUGCCAUCCGAUCCAGCACUUGCUAGAGAUCCUAUUGCCCCACCUGGCCCUCCUGUACCAAAAGUUACUGAUUGGACAAAGUCUUCUGUAGACUUGGAGUGGACUCCACCAGUAAAGGAUGGUGGUUCUAGAGUCACUGGCUACAUUGUUGAGUUUAAAGAAGAAGGAAAGGAAGAAUGGGAACGGGUAAAAGAUAAAGAAAUCAGAGGAACCAAGUUUGUUGUGACAGGAUUAAAAGAAGGUUGUUUUUACAAAUUUAGAGUUAGAGCAGUAAAUGCUGCUGGCAUCGGAGAGCCUGGAGAAGUUACAGACAUUAUUGAAAUGAAGGACAGAAUUGUGGCUCCUGAUAUUAACUUGGAUGCAAGUGUCAGGGACAGAAUUGUUGUUCAUGCUGGAGGAGUAAUUCGGAUCAUAGCAUAUGUCUCAGGAAAACCACCUCCAACAGUGACUUGGAGCAGGGAUGAGCAAGCUUUGCCAGAAGAAGCCAAAAUUGAAGAAACAGCUAUUAGUUCUUCUGUGGUCAUCAGGAAUUGCAAAAGGAGUCACCAGGGUUUAUACACUCUUCUUGCUAAAAAUGAUGGCGGUGAGAGGAAGAAGACCGUUAUUGUUGAUGUGCUAGAUGUGCCAGGCCCAGUUGGAAUGCCACUCCUUACAGAAAAUCUAACCAAUGACUCAUGUAAAUUGUCGUGGUUUACUCCAGAAGAUGAUGGUGGCUCUCCUAUAACCAACUAUAUAAUUGAAAAACGUGAAUCUGACCAUAGAGCUUGGACUCCAGUGACCUACACAGUUACAAGGCAGAAUGCUACUAUUCAGGGACUCAUUCAAGGGAAAGCCUACUUCUUCCGAAUUGCAGCUGAGAAUAUAAUUGGCAUGGGUCCUUUCACAGAAACAACAAAAGAGAUUCUCAUUAGAGAUCCAAUAACUGUUCCUGACCGUCCAGAAGACCUAGAAGUAAAAGCAGUUACCAAGAACUCGGUUACACUAACUUGGAACCCUCCAAAAUAUAAUGGAGGCUCAGAUAUCACCAUGUAUGUUCUAGAGAGCCGUCUCAUUGGAAAAGACAAAUUCCACAAAGUUACAAAGGAGAAAAUGCUUGAUAGGAAAUUCACUGUAGAAGGCUUGAAAGAGGGUGACACCUAUGAGUAUCGUGUGAGUGCCUGCAAUAUUGUGGGGCAAGGCAAGCCAUCAUUUUGCACUAAACCAAUCACGUGCAAGGAUGAAAUUGCUCCUCCCACACUUGACCUUGACUUUAGAGACAAGCUUAUUGUCCGAGUUGGUGAAGCUUUCAGCUUGACUGGACGUUACUCAGGCAAACCUGCACCAAAGGUUACUUGGUUAAAGGAUGAUAUUGUUGUGAAAGAAGAUGACAGAAUAAAGAUCAAGACAACUCCUACAACUCUUUGUUUGGGGAUACUAAAAUCUGUCCGUGAAGACACAGGCAAAUACUGUGUUACUGUGGAGAACAGCACAGGAUCAAGAAAAGGAUUUUGUCAAGUUAAUGUCGUCGAUCGCCCAUCACCUCCAGUAGGCCCAGUUAUAUUUGAUGAAGUCUUUAAAGAUCAUAUGGUAGUUUCCUGGAAACCCCCAUUAGAUGAUGGAGGCAGUGAAAUUACAAAUUACAUAAUUGAGAAGAAGGAUACACACAAAGACUUGUGGAUGCCAGUUACAUCUUCCACAGUGAAGACAACAUGCAAAAUUCCCAAGCUUCUUGAAGGAAGAGAAUAUCAAAUUCGAAUUUAUGCUGAAAAUCUUUAUGGCAUAAGUGAUCCUCUCAUCUCUGAUGAGAUGAAAGCCAAGGACCGUUUCCGUGUUCCUGAUGCACCUGAGCAACCAGUCAUUAAAGAUGUAACCAAAGACUCUGCAGUAGUGGUUUGGAACAAACCAUAUGAUGGAGGCAAGCCAAUAACAAACUACAUUGUAGAAAAGAAGGAAACAAUGGCUACCAGAUGGGUCAAAGCUACCAAAGACCCAAUUUUCCCCAGUACAAAGUUCAAAGUACCUGAUCUCCUUGAAGGCUGUCAGUAUGAAUUCCGUGUUUCAGCAGAAAAUGAAAUUGGUGUUGGUGAUCCUAGCCCACCAUCAAAGCCAAUUUUCGCUAGAGAUCCAAUCGCAAAACCAAGUCCACCUGUUAAUCCAGAAGCAGUAGAUAAAACUAAAAGUUCAGUUGAUUUAUCGUGGCAACCACCGCGCCAUGAUGGAAAUGGCAAGAUAAUCGGCUACCUUAUAGAGUAUCAGAAAGUUGGAGAUGAAGAAUGGAAACAGGCUAAUCUUACAGCAGAUUCUUGUCCUGAAACAAACUACAAAGUCACUGGUCUUACUGAGGGAUUAACCUAUAAAUUCAGGGUCAAGGCAGUCAAUGCAGCAGGCGAAUCUGAUCCAGCCCAUGUUCCUGAUCCAGUGGAAGUAAAGGAUAGGCUUGAACCUCCUGAGCUAAUACUUGAUGCUAAUAUGGCCCGAGAACAGCAUGUAAAAGCUGGAGAUACCCUGAGACUUAGUGCUGUUAUUAAAGGUGUUCCAUUCCCAAAAGUUACUUGGAAGAAAGAAGAUCAUGAGGUCUCACCCAAAGCAGAUAUUGAAGUUACGGGAGUUGGCAGUAAGCUUGAAAUCCGUAACACUGUCCAUGAAGAUGGUGGAAUGUACUCCUUGACAGUUGAAAAUCCAGCUGGUUCAAAGACUGUUUCAGUAAAAGUUGUGGUCUUAGAUAAGCCUGGUCCACCCAGAAAUCUGAAUAUCAGUGAUGUUAGAAGUGACUCUUGCUAUCUUACUUGGAUGGAACCAGAAGAUGAUGGCGGCUCUGUGAUUACUAACUAUGUGGUGGAGAGGAAAGAUGUAGCUUCUGCACAGUGGGUAGCCAUCUCAUCAUCCUCCAAGAAACGCAGUCAUAUGGCUAAAUAUCUGAUGGAAGGCACUCAGUAUCUCUUCCGAGUUGCAGCUGAGAAUCAGUAUGGUAGAGGUCCAUAUGUGGAAACACUUAAGCCUAUCAAAGCUAUAGAUCCACUGCAUCCUCCAGGGCCACCAAAGAAUUUGCAUCAUGUAGAUGUUGACAAGACUGAAGUUUCCCUUGUUUGGAAUCGACCAGAUCGUGAUGGUGGUGCUGAGAUAACUGGGUAUUUGGUGGAAUAUCAGGAAGAUGGUGCAGAUGAAUGGACAAAGUUCCAGACGGUCCCUAUGCUAGACUGUGUUGUUACAGGCCUACAGAAAGGAAAAAUAUACAAAUUCCGUGUGAGAGCUCAAAACAUUGUUGGUCUUAGCCUUCCAGAUACGACAAUACCAAUAGAGUGUCAAGAAAAACUAGUACCUCCAUCUGUGGAUCUAGAUGUGAAGUUAAUUGAAGGUCUCGUUGUUAAAGCUGGCACUACAGUGCGCCUUCCAGCAAUUAUGAGAGGUGUGCCAGUUCCCACAGCAAAAUGGGUUACUGAUGACACUGAAAUUAAACCAGAUGGCAAAUACAAGAUUGAGACUGACAAUUACUCAACUGUGCUUACUAUCAAAGACUGUGUAAGAAAAGAUACGGGAGAAUAUCUGCUCACAGUAUCUAAUGCAGCUGGCAGCAAAACUGUGGCUUUGCACCUUACAGUUUUGGAUGUUCCAGGCCCACCAACUGGUCCUAUUAAUAUUCUUGAAGUUACACCAGAAUAUAUGGUUAUUUCUUGGCGUCCUCCUAAAGAUGAUGGUGGGAGUCCUAUAAUAAAUUACAUUGUUGAGAAGCGCCAGUCAAAGAAAGAAACCUGGGGAGUGGUUAGCUCUGGAACAAGUCACACAAAAAUUAAGGUUCCACGAUUGCAGAAAGGCUGUGAAUAUAUUUUCCGUGUUCGUGCAGAAAAUAAGAUAGGCAUUGGUGCACCCCUGGAUUCGGAACCAACAGUUGCUAAAUACAUGUUUGAUCCACCAUCCCCACCUGGUAAACCAACUGUUUAUGAUAUUACAGAAAAUGCUGCAACAGUGUCUUGGACUCUACCAAAAUCUGAUGGUGGAACUCCAAUAACUGGUUAUAUACUUGAGCGUCGGGAAGCAUCUGGUAAAUGGGUGCGUGUCAAUAAGGCACCUAUACUUGAUAUGAAAUACAGAGUUACUGGUCUUUUUGAAGGCAACACAUAUGAAUUCAGAGUUUUUGCAGAAAACAUGGUGGGCUUAAGCAAACCAUCUCCAAGCUCUGAUCCAAUAAAAGCAUCACGUCCUAUCACUCCUCCUGGACCACCUAUAAAUCCAAAAUUAAAAGACAAAACUAAAGAAUCAGCUGAUCUUGUGUGGACAAAACCCCUCAAAGAUGGUGGCAGCCCAAUUCUGGGAUACAUUGUGGAAUGCCAGAAAACUGGAACUACACAGUGGAACAGGAUUAAUAAGGAUGAACUCAUUAGACAGUGUGCUUUCAGAGUACCUGGAUUAAUAGAAGGAAAUGAAUAUAAGUUCCGAAUAAAAGCUGUCAACAUUGUGGGAGAGGGAGAACCAAGAGAGCUACCAGAAACUGUACUUGCAAAAGAUAUUCUUUCUCCUCCAGAAAUAAGCCUAGAUGUGACCUGUCGAGACUUAAUUACUGUCCGAGUAGGUCAAACAAUACGUAUUACUGGUAAGGUAAAAGGCAGACCAGAUCCUGAAAUAACAUGGUCCAAAGAUGGCAAAGUGCUAGUCCAAGAAAAGCAUGUUGAAAUACUUCAUGACCUACCUAAUGUUGAGCUGCAAGUGAAAGAAGCCAAAAGAUCUGAUCAUGGCAAGUAUAUAAUAGCAGCAAAGAACAGCUGUGGACACGCUCAAGCUUUUGCUAUUGUUAAUGUACUUGACAGACCUGGACCAUGUCAGAACCUGAAAAUAAGCUAUGUCACAAAAGACUCUUGUAUGAUCUCUUGGGAGAGUCCAGUGGAUAAUGGUGGCUCUGAAAUUACAAAUUACAUAGUAGAAUACCGUCAACCAAAUCAGAGGGGAUGGUCAAUUGUCUCCUCUGAUGUUACUAAAAGAUUAGUAAAGGCAAAUCUUGUAGAGAACCGUGAGUACUUCUUCAGAGUUUGUGCAGAGAACAAAAUAGGUCCAGGUCCUUGCAUUGAGACCAAGACUCCUAUCCUUGCUAUCAAUCCUAUUGACAAGCCUGGAGAGCCAGAAAAUCUUCACAUUGCAGAGAAAGGAAAGACAUUUGUAUAUCUGAAAUGGAGAAGACCAGAUUAUGAUGGUGGAAGUCCCAAUUUAAGUUAUCACGUUGAGAGAAAACUGAAGGAUUCAGAUGAAUGGGAAAGAGUUCACAAAGGCAGCAUUAAGGAAACACACUACAUGGUAGAUAAAUGUGUGGAAAAUAAAAUUUACCAGUUCCGAGUUCAAACUAAGAAUGAGGCUGGUGAAAGUAACUGGGUAAAAACAGCUGAAGUUGUUGUGAAGGAAGAUCUCCAGAAACCAGUGCUAGAUUUGAAGUUAAGUGGGGUUCUAACCGUGAAAGCAGGUGACACAAUUAGAAUUGAGGCUGGAGUCAGAGGAAAACCACAACCUGAAGUUGUAUGGGCAAAAGACAAAGAUGCCACAGAUCUCACCAGAUCUCCAAGAGUCAGUAUUGAAAACACUCCUGACACAUCUAAGUUUGUUCUCACAAAAUCAAGGCGUACUGAUGGUGGGAAAUAUGUGAUUACAGCAACUAAUACAGCUGGUAGCUUUGUAGCGUAUGCUACUGUUAUUGUCUUGGAUAAACCAGGUCCCGUACGAAACUUGAAAGUCACUGACAUUUCAAGUGAUAGGUGUACUGUUACUUGGGAUCCUCCAGAAGAUGAUGGUGGUUGUGAAAUACAGAACUACAUCCUGGAAAAAUGUGAGAGCAAGCGUAUGGUUUGGUCUACAUACUCUUCCUCUGUCCUAACAAACUAUGCCAAAGUGACACGCCUCAUUGAAGGUAAUGAAUAUAUAUUCAGAGUGCGUGCAGAGAAUAAAAUGGGCACUGGUCCACCAACAGAAACACAUCCAAUUAUUGCAAAAACGAAAUAUGAUAGACCUGGACGCCCCGACCCUCCAGAAGUCACGAGAGUCAGCAAAGAAGAGAUGACUGUAGUUUGGAAUCCACCAGAGUAUGAUGGUGGCAAAUCAAUUACAGGAUACAUUUUAGAGAAGAAAGAGAAACGGUCACUAAGAUGGGUUCCUGUUACUAAAACUCCAAUCCCAGAGAGACGCAAGAAGGUUACUAAUCUCUUCCCUGGUCACGAAUACCAGUUCCGAGUCAGUGCUGAAAAUGAAGUCGGACUUGGAGAACCAAGCUUGCCAUCAAGACCUGUAAUAGCCAAAGACCCAAUAGAACCGCCUGGUCCUCCCACAAACUUGAGAGUGGUUGAUAGCACAAAGACUUCCUUAACCCUUGGCUGGGGAAAACCAGUGUACGAUGGUGGUGCUCCGAUUAUUGGAUAUGUUGUGGAAAUGAGACCAAAAGUUGAGGGUGCUGAUCCUGAAGCAGGGUGGAAACGAUGUAACGUUGCUGCUCAAGUUAUUCAUACAGAAUUCACAGCUACCAGCCUGGAUGAGAAGCAAUUAUAUGAGUUCAGGGUUUCUGCCCAAAACCAGGUUGGCCUUGGCCGACCAGCGGAAUUGAAAGAAGCUGUGUCUCCCAAAGAAAUUCUUGAACCUCCUGAGAUUGAGCUGGAUGCAAGCAUGAGAAAGUUAGUCACAGUCAGAGCAGGAUGCCCUAUUAGACUUUUUGCCAUUGUUAGGGGUCGCCCUGCACCAAAAGUCACCUGGAGGAGAAUGGGUGUUGAUAACGUUAUCAGAAAAGGACAAGUUGAUCUGGUUGACACUAUGGCCUUCUGUGUCAUUCCUGAUUCAACACGUGAUGACUCAGGCAAAUAUUCAUUGACACUUGUUAAUGCAGCUGGAGAAAAGGCUGUAUUUGUGAACGUCAGAGUUCUGGAUACUCCUGGACCUGUGUCAGACUUCAAGGUUUCAGAUGUCACCAAGAUGUCCUGCCAUCUUUCAUGGGGACCUCCAGAGAAUGAUGGGGGUAGCCCAGUGACUCAUUACAUCCUGCAGAAACGGGAGGCUGACAGGAAGACCUGGGCAACUGUCACGGCAGAACUAAAGAAAACUAGUUUCCAAAUAGCAAACCUUGUGCCUGGAAAUGAAUAUUACUUCAGAGUAACAGCAGUAAAUGAAUAUGGGUCAGGUGUUCCAAGUGACAUACCAAAACCUGUUCUAGCAACAGAUCCUCUAAGUGAACCUGAUCCACCAAGAAAACUUGAAGUUACUGAAAUUACAAAGAAUAGUGCUACUCUAGGCUGGCUGCCACCACUGCGUGAUGGAGGCUCUAAAAUUGAUGGAUACAUUGUUAGCUACAAAGAACAUGAUCAACCAGCAGAUCGCUGGACAGAAUAUUCAGUCGUUAAAGAUCUCUCCAUUGUUGUAGCUGGUCUGAAAGAAGGAAAGAAGUACAACUUUAGAGUGGCAGCUAGAAAUGCUGUGGGAGUAAGUUUGCCAAUAGAAGCUACAGGAGAAUAUGAAAUUAAAGAACAACUCAUCCCACCUAAGAUUCUGAUGCCUGAUCAUGUUCACAUUAAAGCUGGAAAGAAACUGAGAAUUGAAGCUCAUGUAUAUGGGAAGCCUCAGCCAGUCUGUAAAUGGCUAAAAGGAGAUCAAGAUGUAGUUACAUCCAGUCGCCUUGCUGUGCAUAAAGCAGAAAAGUCUUCUGUUCUUAUCAUUAAGGAUGUGACUAGAAAAGAUACUGAUUUUUACACUCUUACUGCAGAAAAUAGCUCUGGUACUGAUAGUCAGAAAAUCAGAGUGACUGUCAUGGAUAAACCAGGUCCGCCACAGCCUCCAUUUGAUAUUUCUGAAAUAGAUGCCGAUGCUUGCACUCUUUCUUGGCACAUACCUCUUGAAGAUGGUGGCAGCAACAUUACAAACUAUGUAGUUGAGAAAUGUGAUGUAAGCCGAGGAGACUGGGUAACAGCUUUAUCUUCUGUCACAAAGACAAGCUGCAGAAUUGGAAAACUGAUUCCUGGAGAAGAGUAUAUGUUCCGUGUUCGUGCUGAAAAUCGUUUUGGGAUUUCUGAGCCACUCGUUUCUGGCAAGAUGAUCGCAAGAUACCCAUUUGAUGUUCCCAGUGAACCAAAGAAUGCACGUAUUACCAAGGUCAAUAAGGACUGCAUUUUUGUUGCUUGGGAUAAACCAGAUAGCGAUGGAGGCAGUCCAAUCACUGGCUAUCUUAUAGAGCGCAAAGAAAGGAACAGUUUACUGUGGGUGAAAGCUAACGACACAGCUGUGCGCUCCACAGAAUACCCUUGUGUGGGCCUCAUCGAAGGUCUUGAGUAUACUUUCAGAAUUUAUGCAUUGAACAGAGCUGGAGCAAGUAAACCUAGUAAACCAACCGAGUUUGUCACAGCAAGAGCACCAGUUGAUCCCCCUGGAAAACCUGAGGUUAUUGACGUCACUAAGAGUACUGCAUCACUGGUAUGGACAAGACCAAAGCAUGAUGGUGGUAGCAAACUUAUUGGCUACUUUGUCGAAGCUUGCAAAUUACCUGGUGAUAAGUGGGUUCGUUGCAAUACAACUCCAUAUCAAAUACCCCAAGAAGAGUACACUGUGACUGGUUUGGAAGAGAAUGCUCAGUACCAAUUUAGAGCAAUUGCCAAGACAGCAGUUAACAUUAGCCAACCUUCAGAACCUUCUGAUCCUGUGACCAUUCAUCCAGAAAAUGUUCCUCCCAGAAUAGAGUUGGAUCUGUCUAUGCAAUCACAGCUUACAGUGAAAGCUGGAACUAAUGUGCGUCUGGAGGCAAAUGUGUAUGGCAAACCAAUGCCAGCAAUCACCUGGAAGAAAGAAGGAGAUGUUUUAAAGCCAUCUGAAGGUGUAAAGAUCACCACAAAGAGAAAUCUUGCUACAGUUGAGUUGUUCAGUGUUAACAGGAAGCAAACAGGAGACUACACUAUUACUGCUGAAAAUGCAAGUGGAUCAAAGUCAGCAACCAUUAGGCUUAAAGUACUUGAUAAGCCUGGCCCACCAGCCUCUGUCAAAAUCAAACACAUGUAUGCAGAUCGUGCAAUGCUUUCAUGGGAGCCUCCUCUGGAAGAUGGAGGUUCAGAAAUUACUAACUACAUUGUAGACAAGCGUGAAACAAGCAGACCUAAUUGGGCCCAAGUCAGUGCCAAUGUACCCAUUACAAGCUGCACAGUGGAGAAACUAAUAGAAGGACAUGAGUAUCAGUUCCGCAUUUGUGCUGAAAACAAAUAUGGUGUUGGAGACCCCAUCUUAACUGAACCAGCAGUUGCUAAGAACCCAUAUGAUGUACCUGGACCUUGUGAUCCACCAGUAAUUAGCAAUGUAACAAAGGACUUUAUGACUGUUAGCUGGAAGCCACCAGCUAGUGAUGGUGGAUCCCCAAUAACUGGUUAUAUACUUGAGAAGCGUGAAACAAAAGCUCUUAACUGGACAAAAGUAAACAGAAAGCCUGUUAUUGAAAGAACUGUGAAAGCCACUGGACUCCAAGAAGGAACAGAAUAUGAGUUCCGGGUGAUAGCAUUGAAUAAGGCUGGACCUGGCAAGCCUAGCGCACCAUCUAAAGCAGUGUAUGCUCGAGAUCCUCAAUAUCCUCCUGGCCCACCUGCUUUCCCAAAAGUGGUUGAUACUACUCGUAAUUCGAUAAGCCUGUCAUGGAGCAAACCAGCAUAUGAUGGAGGAAGCCCUAUCAUUGGUUAUUUAGUGGAAUCAAAACGAGCUGACACAGACAACUGGGUCAGAUGCAAUCUACCCAAGAAUUUACAGGCUACACAGUUUGUGGUAACAGGGCUGAUGGAAGAUACAGAGUACCAGUUCCGUGUUUAUGCUGUCAAUAAGAUUGGGUACAGCGAUCCAAGUGAUGUUCCUGAUAAACACACUGCCAAAGACAUUUUAAUUCCACCUGAAGGAGAACUUGAUGCGGAACUAAGGAAAGUCCUUGUGUUGCGUGCUGGAGUCACAAUGAGACUUUACGUGCCAGUAAGAGGACGUCCACCUCCUAAGAUUUCAUGGUCUAAAGUGGGUGCCAACCUAAGAGACAGACAAGGAUUAGACAUCAAGUCAACUGAUUUUGAUACCUUCCUGCGUUGUGAAAAUGUAAAUAAAUAUGAUGCUGGAAAAUACGUCCUCAGUCUGGAGAACAGCUGUGGCCAAAAGUCAUACACCAUUGUUGUAAAAGUACUUGAUACUCCAGGCCCGCCCAUUAACUUGGUUGUAAAGGAAGCAUCUAAAGAUUCUGCCUACAUUACGUGGGAACCUCCUCUAGUAGAUGGGGGCAGUCCAAUCACAAAUUACGUUGUUGAAAAACGUGAUGCAGAAAGAAAAUCAUGGUCCACAGUAACAACAGAAUGUCCAAAGACAAGCUACAGGAUAACUAACUUAGAAGAAGGCAAAUCUUACUUCUUCAGAGUGUUUGCUGAAAAUGAAUAUGGUAUUGGUGAUCCUUGUGAAACUCGUGAUGCUGUCAAAGCUUCUGAAACACCUGGGCCGGUUGUGGAUCUAAAAGCUUCAACUGUAACAAAAUCCUCAUGCAAUUUGGUAUGGAAAAAACCUAUCAGUGAUGGUGGAAGCCGUAUUUCUGCAUAUAUUGUUGAGGUUCUGGUUGGUGAAGAUAAAUGGCAAGAAGUCAUGCGGGGAAAGAACCUCCAUUUUUCAAUGAGAGACUUAAAGGAAGGACAAGAAUACACUUUUAGAGUGAGAGCCCAAAAUGAUGCUGGAUAUGGAACUCCAUCAGAGAUCACAAUUGUAGCAAGAGAUGAUGUUGCGGCACCUGAACUUGACUUAAGAGAUCUACCUGAUUUGUGCUAUACAGCUAAAGAGGGUAGCAAUUUCCGUCUUAAAAUCCCUAUGAAAGGCAAGCCUGUCCCAACUGUAACUUGGAAGAAGGAUGAAGACCAGGCAAUUACUGAGAGUGGAAGAGUUGCAUUUGAAUCUACAGCAGUUAACACCACCCUUGUAGUACAUGACUGCCAGAAAGCUGAUGCAGGAAAAUACACAAUAACUCUGAAGAAUGUUGCUGGCAGCAAGGAAGGCACUAUUUUUGUGAAAGUUGUUGGCAAACCUGGCAUACCAACCGGUCCAGUGAAAUUUGAAGAAGUCACAGCUGAUGCCAUAACCUUAAAAUGGGGCCCUCCAAAAGAUGAUGGUGGUUCAGAAAUCACUAACUAUGUUCUAGAGAAGAGAGAUAAUGUAAACAAUAAGUGGGUGACUUGUGCCUCUGCAGUCCAGAAAACCACAUUUAGAGUUACAAGACUUCAUGAAGGAAAUGAAUAUACUUUCAGGAUCAGGGCUGAAAAUAAGUAUGGAGUAGGGGAAGGUCUUAAAUCAGAGCCUGUCAUUGCAAAACAUCCAUUUGAUGUCCCAGAUGCUCCUCCACCUCCCAAUAUUGUUGCUGUUCGGCAUGAGUCUGUAGCUUUAACUUGGACUGAUCCCAGGAGAAAUGGAGGUUCGCCAAUCACAGGUUAUCACAUUGAAGUUAAAGAAAGAAAUAGUCUUCUGUGGAAGAGAGCAAAUACAACGCCAAUAAGAAUGAAAGAUUUCAGAGUGACAGGGUUAACUGAAGGUCUGGAAUAUGAAUUCAGAGUAAUGGCAAUCAAUAUGGCUGGAGUGGGUAAACCAAGUCUUCCAUCUGAACCAAUUGUGGCACUUGAUCCUAUCGAUCCUCCUGGGAAACCUGAAGUCAUCAAUGUAACCAGAAACUCAGUAACACUCAUUUGGACAGAACCAAAAUAUGAUGGUGGACAUAAAUUAACUGGCUAUAUUGUUGAAAAGCGUGAUUUACCCAAAAAGACUUGGAUGAAAGCUAAUCACGUGAAUGUUCCAGACUGUGCAUUUACUGUAACUGACCUUACUGAAGGCUGCAAAUAUGAAUUCAGAAUUAGAGCAAAGAACACUGCUGGAGCUAUCAGUCCUCCAUCUGAAUCCACAGGAACCAUAAUAUGCAAGGAUGAGUAUGAGGCACCAAGCAUUGUUCUGGAUCCUACUUUGAAGGAAGGUUUAACAGUAAAAGCAGGGGAAACCAUCACGCUGUCUGCUAUUAGUAUUCGUGGCAAACCACCUCCAACUUCAGCAUGGUCAAAAGCUGGAAAAGAUUUUAGACCCUCAGAGCUUGUGCACAUUGAAACCAAACCAACUUCUUCUACUCUAAGUGUCAAAUAUGCAGCCAGAAAAGAUUCUGGAGAAUACACAAUCACUGCAACCAAUCCUUUUGGCACUAAGCAGGAGACUGUACAUGUGAAAGUUUUAGAUAUUCCAGGACCUCCAGGGCCUAUUGAGAUCAGCAAUGUUUCAGCAGAAAAAGCGACUCUUACAUGGACACCUCCUGCAGAAGAUGGUGGAUCACCAGUAAAAUCAUAUGUUCUUGAAAAGAGAGAAACUAGUCGACUGCUCUGGACAUUGGUUGCUGAGAACAUUGAGAGCUGUAGGCAUGUUGUUAGCAAGCUCAUUCAAGGAAAUGAGUAUGUUUUCCGUGUCUCAGCAGUAAAUCAGUAUGGCAAGGGUGAACCAGUACAAUCAGAACCAGUUAAAAUGGUGGAUAGAUUUGGUCCUCCAGGCCCUCCUGGAAAACCAGAAGUAACAAAUGUGACUAAAAAUACUGUCACAGUUACCUGGAAAAGGCCAGUUGAUGAUGGUGGAAGUGAAAUCACAGGUUACCAUGUGGAACGAAGAGAAAAGAAAGGUUUAAGAUGGGUGAGAGCAACAAAGAAACCAGUUUCAGAUCUUAGAUGCAAAGUAACUGGUCUUCUGGAAGGAAACGAGUAUGAAUUCCGUGUCAGUGCAGAAAACAGAGCUGGAGUUGGACCACCAAGUGAUACUUCAAAUUCAGUCCUUUGCAAAGAUGUUGCAUACCCACCUGGUCCACCUUCAAAUCCAAGAGUGACUGAUACCACAAAGACAAGUGCAUCUUUAGCCUGGGGCAAGCCUCACUAUGAUGGUGGACUUGAAAUCACUGGCUAUAUAGUAGAGCAUCAAAAAGAAGGAGAAGAUGAAUGGGUGAAAGACACAAUAGGGACUGCUUUAAGAAUCACUCAGUUUGUUGUAGCUCAUCUGCAGACCGGGGCCAAGUAUAAUUUCAGAAUCUCUGCCAUGAAUGCUGCAGGUGUCGGUGAACCAGCAAUAAUUCCAAGUGUGGAAAUCACUGACCGAGAAGAAAUUCCUGACUUUGAACUGGAUGCUGAGCUAAGAAGAACUCUUGUUGUUAGAGCUGGAUUAACUAUUCGGAUUUUUGUACCAAUUAAAGGACGUCCAGCUCCAGAAGUUACCUGGACAAAAGAUGAUGUUUCACUCAAAGGACGUGCCAGUAUUGAAAAUACCGACUCUUUUACACUCUUGAUUGUCACAGAGUGCACCAGAUAUGAUGCAGGAAAAUACGUAAUGACUCUUGAAAAUGCUGCCGGUAAGAAGACUGGCUUUGUAAAUGUAAAAGUCUUGGAUACACCAGGUCCACCAAUAAACCUUAAGCCUAGAGAAAUAACCAAAGACAGCAUCACCCUCCAAUGGGAUAUGCCUCUGGUAGAUGGAGGUUCACGUAUAACAAACUAUAUUGUUGAGAAACGUGAAUCAACUCGGAAGGCAUAUUCAACAGUCACAACCAACUGCCAGAAGUGUUCCUUCAAGAUUCCUAAUUUGGCUGAGGGCUGUGAAUACUAUUUCAGAGUACUGGCUGAAAAUGAGUAUGGUAUUGGUGAACCAGCUGAAACUACAGAACCAGUAAAAGCUUCUGAGGCCCCAUCCCCACCUGAGAGCCUUAAUAUUAUGGAUGUAACACGAAACUCAGUUAGCCUAGCUUGGCCAAAACCAGAACAUGAUGGUGGCAGCAAGAUCACUGGGUAUGUGAUUGAAGCACAGAGAAAAGGAACCAACCAGUGGGCACACAUCACCACUGUAAAAACGCUGGACUGUGUAGUAAAGAAUCUAACUGAAAAUGAAGAGUAUACUUUCCAGGUUAUGGCAGUGAACAGUGCUGGAAGAAGUGCCCCAAGGGAAAGCAGACCAGUUAUUAUCAAGGAGCAAACAAUGUUACCAGAGUUUGACCUCCGUGCUCUUUACCAGAAGACAGUUAUUGCCAAAGCUGGUGAUAAUAUCAAGAUUGAAAUCCCUGUACUUGGUCGUCCAAGGCCUACUGUGACUUGGAAGAAAGAAGACCAGAUACUUAAGCAGACACAAAGGGUAAAUUAUGAAAAUACAGCGACUGCAACCAUACUGACCAUCAAUGAAUGUAUAAGAAGUGAUAGUGGUCAAUAUCCACUGUCAGCUAAAAAUAUUGUUGGAGAAGUUAGUGAAGUAAUCACAGUUCAGGUUCAUGAUAUACCUGGACCACCUACUGGACCAAUCAAAUUUGAAGAAAUUUCAUGUGAUUUCCUAACAUUCUCGUGGGAGCCUCCUUUGAAUGAUGGUGGUGUGCCAGUAAGUAACUACAUUGUAGAAAUGCGCCAGACUGACAGUACCACAUGGACUGAAUUGGCAACUACAGUGAUACGUACUACAUUUAAAGCCAUUCGUCUUACCACUGGAGUUGAGUAUCAGUUCCGUGUUAAAGCUCAAAACAGAUAUGGAGUUGGUCCAGCCAUUACUUCAGAGUCUGUAGUUGCCAACUACCCAUUUAAGGUCCCUGGGCCUCCUGGCACUCCUCAGGUGAUUGCAGUCACCAAAGAAACCAUGACCAUUAGCUGGAAUGAGCCAGUUACUGAUGGUGGAAGCCCAAUACUGGGAUAUCACAUUGAAAGAAAAGAGCGAAACAGCAUUGUUUGGCAGACUGUAAGUAAAAUGUUGGUGUCAGGAAAUAUCUUUAAAUCAUCUGGACUUACUGAUGGCAUUGCAUAUGAAUUCCGUGUUAUAGCAGAAAAUCUGGCUGGGAAGAGUAAGCCAAGCAAGCCUUCUGAGCCUGUGUUUGCCCUGGACCCAAUAGAUCCGCCUGGUAAACCAAUACCUCUGAACAUCACAAGACAUGCAGUUACACUGAAGUGGACUAAACCAGAAUAUAAUGGAGGUUUUAAGAUAACUGGCUACACUGUUGAAAAAAGAGACCUUCCUAAUGGCCGUUGGCUGAAGGCUAAUUUCAGCAAUAUACUAGAGACUGAAUUCACUGUAAGUGGUUUGACAGAAGAUGCUGCCUAUGAAUUCCGUGUCAUUGCUAGGAAUGCUGGGGGAGCUGUUAGUCAGCCCUCAGAGCCAUCAGAUGCAAUCACUUGUAGAGAUGACAUUGAAGCGCCAAGGAUAAAGGUGGAUGCUAAAUACAAGGACACCAUAGUGCUGAAAGCAGGUGAAGUUUUCAGACUUGAGGCCGAUGUUUCAGGUCGCCCACCACCAACUAUGACAUGGACAAAGGGAGAAAAAGAACUUGAAGACACAUCAAAAUUAGAAAUAAAAAUAGCCGAUUUCUCUACCAUUCUAAUCAACAAAGAUUCCUCAAGAAGAGAUGGUGGUGCUUAUACGCUUACUGCAACAAACCCUGGUGGCUUUGCCAAGCAUAUCUUCAAUGUUAAAGUUCUUGAUAGACCAGGUCCCCCAGAAGGGCCUUUGGCUGUGUCUGAAGUUACCGCAGAAAAAUGUGUGCUGUCAUGGCUACCCCCACUGGAUGAUGGAGGAGCAAAGAUUGACCAUUAUGUGGUUGAAAAACGUGAAACAAGUAGAUUGGCAUGGACAUCUGUAGGCACAGAAGUUCCAGUGACUAAACUGAAGGUUACUAAACUUUUGAAGGGCAAUGAGUAUGUGUUCCGAGUUAUGGCUGUUAACAAGUAUGGAGUUGGUGAGCCUCUGGAAUCAGAGCCCAUUCUUGCAGUAAAUCCGUAUGUUCCACCUGAUCCACCUAAAACGCCUGAAGUUACAGCAAUUACAAAGGAUUCUAUGGUUGUCUGUUGGGGCCAUCCUGAUUCUGAUGGUGGGAGCCCAAUAACUAACUAUAUUGUGGAACGUCGAGAUAAGACUGGUCUUCGGUGGGUGAAAUGUAACAAAAGGAUUGUUACUGACUUACGUUUUAAAGUGUCUGGACUGACAGAAGGCCAUGAAUAUGAGUACAGAGUCAUGGCGGAAAAUGCUGCUGGUGUCAGUGAGCCAAGCCCAACCAGUCCAUUCUAUAAAGCCUGUGAUACUGUAUUUAAGCCUGGUCCCCCAGGUAAUCCUCGUGUUUUGGAUAGCAGCAAGUCCUCUAUUACAAUAGCAUGGAACAAACCAAUAUAUGAUGGUGGUUCGGAGAUCACAGGUUACAUGGUUGAGAUUGCACUACCUGAAGAAGAUGAGUGGAAGAUUGUAACUCCACCAAUGGGUCUAAAGGCUACUUCUUUUACCAUCACUGACUUGAAGGAAAAUCAAGAGUAUAAAAUACGGAUAUACGCUAUGAACUCUGAAGGUCUUGGGGAACCUGCUCUUGUUCCUGGCACUCCAAAAGCUGAAGAAAGAAUGCUACCUCCGGAGAUUGAACUUGAUGCAGAACUACGUAAAGUUGUAACUAUUAGAGCUUGCUGUACUCUAAGACUCUUUGUCCCAAUUAGAGGAAGACCAGCACCUGAAGUGAAAUGGACAAGAGAACAUGGGGAAUCUUUGGAUAGAGCAAGCAUUGAAUCAACAAGCUCUUAUACUUUACUUAUUGUUGAAAAUGUGAAUAGAUUUGAUAGUGGCAAAUACAUACUGACAAUUGAAAACAGCUCAGGUAGUAAGACAGCAUUUGUAAAUGUCAGAGUUCUUGAUACUCCAGGGGCACCUCAAGAUUUGAAAAUAAAGGAAGUUACAAAAUCUUCAGUUACACUCACAUGGGAGCCUCCUCUCAUAGAUGGUGGGUCUAAAAUAAAAAAUUACAUAGUUGAAAAGCGUGAAUCAACAAGAAAAGCUUAUUCAACUGUUAAUGCCAAUUGCCACAAGACCAGCUGGAAAGUUGAUUCACUGCAAGAAGGCUGCAACUACUACUUCAGAGUCCUAGCUGAAAAUGAAUAUGGAAUAGGCCUUCCAGUUGAAACUUCAGAAUCCAUAAAAGUAUCAGAAAGGCCACUGCCACCAGGGAAAAUAACUUUGUUGGAUGUGACAAGAAAUAGUGUAACCUUAUCUUGGGAAAAACCUGAACAUGAUGGUGGUAGCAGAAUUCUGGGCUAUAUUGUAGAAAUGCAAAGCAAAGGCAGUGAAAAGUGGUCAACCUGUGCUACAGUAAAAGUUACUGAAGCCACCAUCACAGGAUUGAUCCAAGGUGAAGAAUACACUUUCCGUGUUUCAGCUCAGAAUGAGAAAGGUAUCAGUGAUCCUCGCCAGCUGGGUAUUCCUGUUGUUGCAAAAGAUCUUGUGAUCCCACCAGCUUUCAAACUACUGUUUACUACUUUCAGUGUUCUAGCAGGAGAGGACUUAAAGGUUGAUGUUCCUUUUGUUGGUCGACCCAAACCAGCAGUGUCUUGGCAUAAAGACAAUGUGGCAUUGAAGCAGACUACAAGAGUAAAUGCAGAAAGCUCAGAAAACAACACAGUGUUGACAAUAAAAGAAGCAUGCCGAGAUGAUGUGGGAACGUAUUUAGUUAAACUUACAAACUCUGCGGGUGAAGCAACUGAGACACUAAAUAUUGUUGUCCUUGACAAACCAGGACCUCCAACUGGACCAGUAAAAGUAGAUGAAGUAACAGCAGAUAGUAUUACCAUUUCCUGGGAGCCACCCAAGUAUGAUGGUGGUAGCUCUAUCAAUAAUUACAUUGUAGAAAGAAGAGACACUUCCACCACAACUUGGCACAUUGUGUCAGCUACCGUUGCAAGAACAACUAUAAAAGCAUGUCGUUUGAAGACUGGCUGUGAAUACCAGUUCAGAAUCGCAGCUGAGAACAGAUAUGGCAAGAGUACAUAUCUCACCUCAGAGUCAAUAAUAGCCCAAUAUCCAUUUAAAGUUCCUGGUCCACCUGGAACUCCUUUUGUAACAAAUAUUUCAAAAGACAGCAUGGUGGUACAGUGGCAUGAACCAGUCAAUGAUGGCGGUAGCAGGAUCAUUGGUUAUCACUUGGAGCGCAAAGAAAGAAACAGCAUUCUGUGGGCUAAACUAAAUAAAACACCUCUUUCAGAUACCAAAUUUAAGACAACUGGCCUUGAGGAAGGCCUUGAAUAUGAAUUCAGGGUCUAUGCAGAAAACAUAGUGGGAAUUGGAAAGGCAAGUAGAGCAUCUGAAUGCUAUACUGCACGUGACCCAUGUGACCCUCCAGGUCGUCCAGAACCUGUAAUUGUCACCAGAAGCUCAGUAACACUCCAGUGGAAGAAACCUAUAUAUGAUGGUGGAAGUAAAAUCACAGGUUAUGUUGUUGAAAAGAAGGAAUUACCUGAUGGCCGUUGGAUGAAAGCAAGCUUUACAAAUGUCAUUGAUACUCAGUUUGAAGUAACUGGUCUAGUUGAAAACCAGCGAUAUGAGUUUCGUGUUAUAGCACGAAAUGCUGCAGGUGUUUUCAGUGAACCAUCUGAGAGCUCAGGAGCAGUUACAGCAAGAGAUGAAGUAGAACCACCUCAAAUAAGUAUGGAUCCAAAAUACAGAGACACUAUUGUAGUGCAUGCUGGUGAGUCAUUCAAGCUUGAUGCUGAUGUUCAUGGCAAACCCAUACCUUCCAUUCAGUGGUUAAAAGGUGAUCGUGAGCUGACAAGCACCGCUCAUAUGGAAAUAAAAACUACUGAUUUUGCAACAAGCCUCAGUGUGAAGGAAGCCACCAGAGUUGACAGUGGGCAGUAUGUACUACUAGCAAAGAAUGUUGCAGGAGAAAAGAAGGCUCCUGUUAAUGUCAAAGUUCUCGAUCAACCUGGACCUCCGGAAGGACCUGUUGAGUUUACAGGCGUUACAGCUGAAAAAUGCACACUGUCAUGGAAACCUCCACUACAAGAUGGUGGUAGCGAUAUUUCACACUAUGUUGUAGAAAAAAGGGAAACUAGUCGCCUGGUGUGGACUGUCGUUGACUCAAAUGUGCAAACCCUGAGUUGCAAAGUUACAAAACUUCUAGAAGGAAAUGAGUAUGUUUUCCGCAUCAUGGCAGUAAAUAAAUACGGUGUUGGUGAACCUCUCGAAUCUGACCCAGUAGUCGCAAAGAAUCCAUUUGUUGUGCCACUUCCUCCAAAGGCUCCAGAAGUCACAGCAGUUACCAAGGAUUCUAUGAUAGUUGUAUGGGAAAGACCAGCCUCGGAUGGUGGCAGUGAAAUCCUAGGCUACGUCCUUGAAAAACGAGAUAAGGAAGGUAUUCGCUGGACAAGAUGUAACAAACGCCUCAUAAGUGAACUGCGAUAUAGAGUGACUGGACUUAUAGAAAAUCAUGAUUAUGAGUACAGAGUUUCGGCUGAAAAUGCUGCUGGUCUUAGUGAACCAAGUCCACCUUCUACUUACUACAGAGCAUGUGAUCCUAUUUACAAGCCAGGUCCACCCAAUAAUCCUAAAGUUACAGAUGUUACAAGAUCAUCAGUUUUUCUUUCAUGGGGUAAACCCAUAUAUGAUGGUGGCUCUGAAAUUCAGGGAUACAUUGUGGAAAAAUGUGAUGUAAGUGAUGGUGAAUGGGCAAUUUGUACCCCUCCAACUGGAAUUAAGAAUACUCACAUGGAAGUAGAAAAAUUAGUGGAAAAACAUGAAUACAAAUUCCGCGUGUGUGCAGUUAAUAAAGCAGGAGUUGGAGAGCAUGCAGAUGUUCCCGGUUCUGUCAUUGUAGAAGAGAAGAUGGAGGCACCAGACCUUGACCUUGACAUGGAAUUGAGGAAGAUUGUAAAUGUGAGAGCAGGAGGUUCGUUAAGACUGUUUGUUCCCAUCAGAGGUCGGCCAACACCUGAAGUGAAAUGGGGUAAAGUGGAUGGUGACAUCAGAGAAGCAGCUAUUAUUGAUACCACUAGCAGCUUUACUUCUCUUGUUCUAGAUAAUGUUAACAGAUUUGAUAGUGGAAAAUACACUCUGACCUUGGAAAACAGCAGUGGAACAAAGUCUGCCUUUGUCAGUGUAAGAGUACUGGAUACCCCAAGUGCACCUGUUAAUUUAAAAAUCAGAGAGAUCACUAAAGACUCUGUUUCACUUUCAUGGGAGCCUCCUCUUUUGGAUGGUGGAGCAAAAAUAAAGAAUUUCAUUAUUGAAAAGCGUGAAGCAACAAGAAAGGCAUAUGCAGCUGUUGUAACAAACUGCCACAAGACUUCAUGGAAAGUAGAUCAACUUCAGGAGGGCUGCUAUUACUUCUUCAGAAUCUCUGCUGAGAAUGAAUAUGGAAUUGGCCUCCCUGCAGAAACCAGUGACCCAAUUAAAGUUGCCGAAGUUCCACAGCCUCCUGGGAAAAUAACAGUGGAUGAUGUCACAAGAAAUAGUGUCUCACUGAGCUGGGCAAAACCUGAACAUGAUGGUGGUAGCAAAAUCAUACAGUAUAUUGUUGAAAUGCAAGCAAAGGGUAGUGAAAAGUGGUCAGAGUGUGCUCGUGUUAAAACACUUGAAGCAGUUGUUACUAAUCUAACUCAAGGGGAAGAGUAUCUUUUUAGAGUAAUGGCUGUAAAUGAAAAGGGCAAGAGUGAUCCUAGAGCACUUGCAGUUCCAAUAGUUGCCAAAGACCUGGUGAUUGAACCUGAUGUAAGACCUGCUUUCCACAGUUACAGUGUUCAGGUGGGACAGGACCUAAAAGUAGAAAUACCAAUUGCAGGUCGACCUAAACCAACUGUUACCUGGGUUAAAGAUGGCCAGCCAUUAAGACAGACAACAAGAGUCAAUGUUAGCGAUUCAACUGAUCUCACUAUAUUGAACCUUAAGGAAACUAGCAAAGAAGACAGUGGCACUUAUGAAAUCACUGUGGCUAAUGUCGUUGGGCAAAAGUCUGCCUCUGUUGAAAUUAUUACUCUAGACAAACCUGACCCUCCAGUUGGACCUGUGAAGUUUGAUGAAAUAAGUGCAGAAAGUAUUACCCUGUCAUGGAAUCCCCCAGUGUACACAGGCGGCUGCCAAAUCACCAACUAUGUUGUUCACAAGAGAGAUACAACAACCACUGUAUGGGAAACAGUUUCGGCUACUGUUGCAAGAACUACACUGAAGGUGACUAAACUGAAAACUGGUUCGGAAUACCAGUUCAGAAUAUUUGCUGAGAACAGGUACGGGCAGAGUUUUGCAUUGGAAUCUGCACCGGUCGUAGCACAGUAUCCCUACAAGGAACCGGGACCUCCUGGCACACCAUUUGUGACAGCAGUUACAAAAGACUCCAUGGUUGUACAAUGGCAUGAACCAGUAAAUGAUGGUGGCAGUAGAGUGUUGGGCUACCAUCUUGAGAGAAAGGAGAAAAACAGCAUUCUAUGGACUAAAGUAAACAAGACUAUUAUUCAGGACACAAGUUUUAAGACAAAUAACCUUGAAGAAGGAAUUGAAUAUGAGUUUCGAGUUUCUGCAGAAAAUAUUGUUGGUGUGGGCAGAACAAGUAAAGUUUCUGAGUGCUAUGUAGCUCGUGAUCCAUGUGAUCCUCCAGGUCGCCCAGAAGCUAUAAUAAUAAAAAGAAGCUCUAUUACUCUACAGUGGACCAAACCAGAAUAUGAUGGUGGAAGUAAGGUUACUGGUUAUAUUGUAGAGAAACGUGACUUACCAGAUGGUCGCUGGAUGAAAGCAAGCUUCACAAAUAUCAUUGAAACUCAGUUCACUGUAACAGGACUUACGGAAGACCAAAGAUAUGAAUUUAGAGUAAUUGCAAAGAAUGCUGCAGGUGCAAUAAGCAAACCUUCUGACAGUACAGGACCAAUAACAGCAAGGGACGAAGUUGAACUUCCACGAAUUUCAAUGGAUCCAAAGUACAAAGACACUAUUGUUGUAAAUGCUGGUGAAACAUUCAGACUUGAGGCUGAUGUUCAUGGAAAGCCGCUGCCAACCAUUAAGUGGUACAAAGGAGAUAAAGAGCUUGAGGAUACUGCUAGAUAUGAAAUAAAGAACACAGAUUUCAGUGCAUUAAUAAUUGUAAAAGAUGCUAUUAGAGUUGAUGGUGGACAGUACAUUCUAGAAGCCUCUAAUGUUGCAGGAACAAAGACAGUUACAGUAAACGUAAAAGUCUUGGACCGGCCAGGACCUCCAGAGGGCCCAGUCCAAGUGACAGGAGUUACAGCUGAAAAAUGUGCAUUGGCAUGGGGUCCUCCUCUUCAUGAUGGUGGCAGUGAUAUUUCUCAUUAUAUUGUAGAGAAGAGAGAAACUAGCCGCCUGGCAUGGACUGUGGUUGCUGCAGAAGUUUUGCCUACAAUGUUGAAAGUAACAAAACUCUUGGAAGGAAAUGAAUACAUCUUCCGUAUCAUGGCAGUUAACAAGUAUGGGGUUGGUGAGCCAUUAGAAUCUGUGCCAGUAAUGAUGAAAAAUCCAUUUGUGGCUCCUGGACCACCAAAAGCCUUGGAAAUUACCAACAUCACCAAGGAUUCUAUGACUGUCUGCUGGACCCGGCCAGAUAGUGAUGGAGGUAGUGAAAUCAUAGGUUACAUUGUAGAAAAGAGAGACCGAGCAGGCAUCAGGUGGAUAAAAUGCAAUAAACGCCGCAUUACAGAUUUGCGAUUAAGAGUUACAGGUUUAACAGAGGAUCAUGAAUAUGAAUUCAGAGUUUCUGCUGAAAAUGCUGCUGGAGUUGGUGAACCAAGCCAAGUUUCUCCCUACUUUAAAGCUUGUGACCCGAUGUUCAAGCCUGGCCCACCUACAAAUACCCAUGUUGUGGAUACCACCAAAAGUUCAGUUAUACUUGGUUGGAGUAAGCCUAUUUAUGAUGGAGGUUGUGAAAUCCAGGGAUACCUUGUAGAAAUCUGUAAAGCAGAUGAAGAUGAAUGGUCACUUGUUACUCCUCAGACAGGUGUACGUGCCACUAGAUUUGAGAUCAAAAAGCUUAUUGAACAUCAAGAAUACAAACUACGAGUGUGUGCUCUCAACAAGAUUGGUGUGGGAGAGGCUGCAUCAGUUCCUGGCACUAUUAAACCAGAAGACAAACUUGAAGCUCCAGAACUUGAUAUUGAUUCAGAGUUAAGAAAAGGGAUAGUGGUUAGAGCUGGUGGGUCUGCUAGGAUUCACAUACCAUUCAGGGGACGACCAACACCUGACAUCACAUGGUCCCGAGAAGAAGGUGAAUUCUCAGAAAGAGUUCAGAUCGAUAAAGGCAUAAACUAUACACAACUUUCAAUUGACAACUGCGAUAGAAAUGAUGCUGGAAAGUAUAUUCUUAAGCUAGAGAACAGCAGUGGUUCUAAAUCUGCAUUUGUUACAGUGAAAGUCUUGGACACACCAGGACCUCCACAAAAUUUAGUGGUAAAGGACAUAAAGAAGGAUUCUGCUGUAUUAUCUUGGGAGCCACCAAUUAUUGAUGGUGGUGCAAAGGUAAAGAACUAUGUGAUAGACAAGCGUGAGUCAACCAGGAAGGCAUUUGCAAAUGUAAGUGCUAAGUGUGGCAAGACAAGUUUUAAAGUUGAAAAUCUUACAGAAGGUGCAAUUUAUUACUUCAGAGUUAUGGCUGAAAAUGAAUAUGGAAUUGGUGUUCCAGUGGAAACUAGGGAUGCUGUUAAAGCCUCAGAGCCACCUCUGCCUCCUGGGAAAGUAACACUCAUUGAUGUGACUCAGAGAAGUGCAUCACUUACAUGGGAAAAACCUGAACAUGAUGGAGGUAGCAGAAUUUUGGGAUACCUUGUUGAAAUGUUGCCAAAAGGAACAGAAAAAUGGAGUGUUGUUAGUGAGACAAAAACAUGUAAUGCAGAGGUGUCUGGUUUGAGUCCAGGACAGGAAUAUCAAUUCCGUGUGAUUGCCUACAAUGAAAAAGGCAAAAGUGAUCCCAGAGCACUUGGAAUUCCUGUGAUAGCUAAAGACUUGACUAUUGAGCCAAGUUUCAAACUGAUGUUUAAUACAUAUAGUGUACAAGCUGGAGAAGAUCUGAAGGUAGAAGUACCAUUUAUAGGUAGACCCAAACCUACGAUUACUUGGACAAAAGAUGAGCAGCCACUGAAACAGACAACCAGAUUAAAUAUUCAGAAUACUACAACAUCAACUAUUUUACAUAUUAAAGAAAGCAACAGGGAAGACUUUGGUAAAUAUACAGUAACAGCAACAAAUGCAGCAGGUACUGCCACAGAGCACCUGAGCAUAAUUGUACUAGAAAAGCCUGGCCCACCACAAGGACCUGUCCGCUUUGACGAAGUUAGUGCAGACUUUGUUGUUUUAUCAUGGGAUCCACCUGAUUAUACUGGUGGCUGCCAGAUAAGCAACUACAUAGUAGAAAAGCGUGACACGAGCACUACCACAUGGAACAUUGUGUCAGCAACAGUUGCAAGAACAACCAUCAAAGCAACAAAGCUUAAAACAGGUUCUGAAUACCAAUUCAGGAUUUCUGCUGAAAAUAGAUAUGGAAAGAGCUCUCCUUUGGCUUCUAAAUCAAUUGUUGUGCAAUACCCCUACAAGGUGCCUGGACCACCUGGAACCCCAUUUGUUACAGCAGCUUCCAAGGACCAUAUGAUCGUACAAUGGCAUGAACCGGUUAACGGAGGAAGCAAAGUUCUUGGCUACCAUCUUGAGCGUAAAGAUAAGAACAGCAUUCUUUGGACAAAACAGAACAAGUCACUUAUUGUGGACACCAAAUACAAAAUAGACGGCCUUGAAGAAGGUCUUGAAUAUGAGUUCAGAGUUUUCUGCUGAAACAUUGUUGGCAUUGGCAAAGUCAGCAAAGUUUCAGAACUGUAUGUUGCCCGAGAUCCUUGUGAUCCACCUGGCCGUCCAGAGGCCAUUGUUGUUACAAGAAAUAAUAUUACAUUGAAGUGGAAAAAGCCAGAAUAUGAUGGUGGAAGCAAAAUAACUGGUUAUAUUGUAGAAAAGAAAGAACUGCCAGAUGGUCGCUGGAUGAAAGCCAGCUUUACAAAUGUGUUGGAAACAGAAUUUACAGUAAGUGGUCUUGUUGAAAACCAACGAUACGAAUUCAGAGUAAUUGCAAGAAAUGCAGCAGGUUGCUUGAGUGAACCAUCUGAAAGUACAGGGCCUAUUACUGCCAGAGAUGAAAUUGAAGCACCAGGAGCAUCAUUAGAUCCUAAGUACAGAGAUGUCAUUGUUGUUCGUGCUGGAGAAACCUUUGUUCUUGAAGCUGAUAUCCAUGGCAAACCUAUUCCUGACAUUACAUGGUCAAAAGAUGGUAAAGACCUUGAAGAAACAACUGCAAGAAUGGAAAUUAAGUCUACCAUUGAGAAAACAGUUCUCACUGUUAAAGACUGUAUAAGAGUGGAUGGAGGUCACUAUACUCUUAACCUCAAAAAUGUUGGUGGCACCAAAUCUAUACCAAUCACUGUAAAAGUCCUUGACAGACCAGGACCUCCAGAAGGACCUUUGAAUGUUACAGGUGUCACUGCAGAGAAAUGUUACUUGUCAUGGUCUCCACCUUUGCAUGAUGGUGGUUCUAGUAUCUCACAUUAUAUCAUUGAGAAGAGAGAGACAAGUAGGCUUUCAUGGACGCAAGUAGCAACAGACGUGCAGGCUCUUAACCACAAAGUAACCAAACUCCUUCCUGGAAAUGAAUACAUUUUCCGUGUAAUGGCAGUGAAUAAAUAUGGAAUUGGAGAGCCCUUGGAAUCUGAACCAGUAGUGGCUCGUAAUCCAUACAAACCCCCUGGUCCUCCUUCAACACCUGAAGUUUCAGCAAUCACAAAAGAUUCUAUGGUGGUAACAUGGGGUCGCCCAGAAGACAAUGGCGGAGCUGAAAUUGAAGGUUACAUCCUUGAAAAACGAGACAAAGAUGGUAUCCGGUGGACCAAAUGCAAUAAGAAAAGGCUAACGGACUUGAGAUUCAGAGUAACAGGUCUAACUGACGGGCAUUUCUAUGAAUUUAGAGUGUCUGCUGAAAAUGCUGCUGGGGUAGGGGAACCCAGUGAGCCAUCCAUUUUCUAUCGUGCUUGUGAUGUAUUAUAUCCACCAGGUCCACCUAGUAAUCCAAAGGUUACAGAUACUUCCAGGUCGUCAGUCUCCCUUGCCUGGAGUAAGCCCAUUUAUGAUGGUGGUGCUCCUGUUAAAGGAUAUGUAGUAGAAGUAAAAGAAGCUGCUGCUGAUGAAUGGACUACCUGCACCCCACCAACAGGCCUACAAGCAAAACAGUUCACUGUGACAAAACUAAAAGAGAACCAGGAGUAUAACUUCCGCAUCUGUGCCAUCAACUCAGAAGGAGUAGGAGAACCUGCGAAUAUACCUGGUGCAGUCUUAGCAGAGGACAAGGUUGAACCUCCUGAAAUUGAACUUGAUGCAGAUCUCAGAAAAGUUGUCACUGUACGUGCUAGUGGUACUUUACGCCUGUUUGUCACCAUCAAAGGAAGACCAGAACCUGAAGUUAAAUGGGAGAAAGCAGAAGGAAAAAUUAGUGAGCGAGCUCAGAUUGAAGUCACCAGUUCCUACACAAUGCUGGUCAUUGACAAUGUCAAUAGAUUUGAUAGUGGCAGAUACAAUCUUACUUUAGAGAACAACAGUGGCAAAAAGUCAGCUUUUGUUAAUGUCAGAGUGCUUGAUACACCUAGUGCACCUCUAAACCUGACAAUCAGAGAAGUGAAAAAAGAUUUUGUAACUUUAGCCUGGGAGGAACCACUUAUUGAUGGCGGAGCUAAAAUUACCAACUAUGUAGUUGAAAAGCGAGAAUCCACGAGAAAGGCAUAUGCCACAGUUACAAGCAACUGUACUAAGAAUUCCUUCAAGAUUACUCAACUACAAGAAGGAUGUAGUUAUUACUUCCGUGUUCUAGCUGUAAAUGAAUAUGGGGCUGGCUUACCAGCUGAAACUGCUGAUCCAGUUAAGGUGUCUGAACCACCUUCUCCACCUUCAAAAGUCAUUCUUGUUGAUGUGACUCGCAAUUCUGCUUCAAUUAAAUGGGAAAAGCCAGAGAGUGAUGGUGGUAGUAAAAUUACUGGUUACAUAGUAGAAAUGCAGACUAAAGGAAGUGUAAAAUGGAGUGCAUGUACACAGGUGAAAACAUUGGAAACAACAAUAACAGGUUUAAGUAUGGGAGAAGAGUACAGUUUCAGGGUGAUUGCUGUUAAUGAAAAAGGAAAAAGUGAUCCAAGAGAACUUGGUGUCCCGGUCAUUGCAAAAGAUAUCGAAAUCCAGCCAUCUCUUGAGCUCCUUUUUAACACAUUCACAGUAAAAGCUGGAGAUGAUCUUAAGAUUGACAUUCCAUUCAGAGGGCGACCUCUUCCCACUGCUAUCUGGAAAAAGGAUGGGAAUCCCUUAAAACAGACAACCAGGGUAAAUGUUCAGACAUCAAAGACUUUAACUUCACUGUCCAUCAAGGAGGCUACAAAUGAAGAUCUAGGGCAGUAUGAAUUACAUCUUUCAAAUACUGCUGGAUCAACAACAGCUUCUCUAACUGUAGUUGUCCUUGACAGACCAGGACCACCAACUGAUGUUAAAAUUGAUGAAGUUAGUGCUGAUAGUGUAACUCUGUCUUGGAAACCUCCAGCAUACGAUGGUGGAUGUCAUAUUAGCAAUUACAUUGUGGAGAAGAGAGAUACCACCACAACAACAUGGGAGGUAGUAUCUGCAGCUGUUGCAAGAACAUCAGUUAAAGUAUCUCGACUUGUCACUGGAUCUGAAUAUCAGUUCCGUGUUUGUGCAGAAAACCGCUAUGGGAAAAGCUCUUACAUCAAUUCUCCUUCUGUUGUGGCAGAGUAUCCAUUUAAGCCUCCAGGUCCACCUGGAACACCUCGUGUGGCACAUGCAACUAAAUCUUUCAUGAUUGUAACUUGGCAGGUACCAGUUAAUGAUGGAGGUAGCGUAGUACUAGGAUACCACUUGGAGCAUAAAGAAAGAAGCAGCAUUCUUUGGACAAAAGUCAACAAGAGCCUCAUAACUGAUACACAAAUGAAAGUUACAGGUCUUGAUGAAGGACUGAUGUAUGAAUAUCGUGUGUAUGCAGAAAACAUUGCUGGAAUAGGCAAAUGCAGCAAAGCAUGUGAACCGGUUGCUGCAAGAGAUCCAUGUGAUCCUCCUGGUCAACCAGAAGUUACUAAUAUUACAAGAACAUCUGUCUCAUUGAAAUGGACAAAACCAGAAUACGAUGGUGGAGCUAAAGUAACAGGAUAUAUUAUUGAACGCCGAGAACUACCAGAUGGUCGUUGGCUAAAAUGUAAUUUUACUAAUGUGCAAGAAACAUACUUUGAUGUAGGUGGACUUACAGAAGACCAGCGUUACGAAUUCCAUGUGAUUGCAAAGAAUGCUGCUGGACUCUUCAGUCAACCAUCUGAAUCAACUGGGCCUGUGACCGUGAAAGAUGAUGUAGAGGCUCCAAGAAUUAUGAUGGAUGCCAAAUUCAGGGAUGUUGUAGUUGUGAAAGCUGGAGAAGUAUUUAAAGUUAAUGCUGAUGUUGCAGGACGGCCAUUACCAGUGAUUUCAUGGACAAAGGAUGGCAAGGAGCUUGAAGGAAAAGCUAGAGUUGAAAUAGUCUCAACAGAUUACACUACUGCAAUAACCAUUAAGGACUGUAUCCGAGGUGAUUCAGGACAGUAUGUACUAACAUUACAGAAUGUUGCAGGAACAAAAUCUUUGACAAUUAAUUGCAAAGUACUUGAUAGACCUGGCCCACCUGCAGGUCCAUUAGAAAUAAAUGGCCUUACUGCUGAAAAAUGCCAUCUAUCAUGGGGUCCCCCUCAAGAAAAUGGUGGUGCAGAUAUUGAUCAUUAUAUUGUGGAAAAACGUGAGACCAGCAGAAUUGCAUGGACACUUUGUGAAGGAGAGCUUAAAACAACAUCUUGUAAAGUGACAAAAUUACUGAAGGGUAAUGAGUAUAUUUUUAGAGUAAUGGGAGUUAACAAAUAUGGUGUUGGUGAGCCUCUAGAAAGUGUUGCUGUCAAAGCCUUAGAUCCGUUUACAGUUCCAACUCCACCUAUGUCUUUAGAGAUCACCAGUGUGAGCAAAGAUUCAAUAACGCUGUGCUGGGCAAGACCUGAGUCUGAUGGAGGCAGUGAGAUCUCUGGAUAUGUAAUUGAAAGGCGUGAGAAAACCAGCCUAAGAUGGAUUCGUGUAAACAAAAAGCCAGUUUAUGAUUUAAGAGUGAAAUCAUCGGGUCUCCGUGAGGGUUGUGAAUAUGAAUUCCGGGUUUAUGCAGAAAAUGCUGCUGGCCUCAGUCUCCCGAGUGAAACCACACCACUGAUUAAGGCAGAAGAUCCAAUCUUCUUGCCAUCGCCCCCAUCUAAACCUAAGAUUAUGGAUUCUACAAGGUCAAAUAUCACAAUUGGUUGGACAAAGCCACUGUUUGAUGGAGGUGCUCCAGUAACAGGAUACACUGUUGAAUACAAGAAAACUGAUGAAACUGACUGGACAACAGCUAUUCAGAAUUUAAGAGGCACAGAAUAUACCAUAACUGGGUUAACAUCAGGCUCUGAGUACGUUUUUAGAGUGAAAUCCAUUAACAAAAUGGGUGUCAGUGAACCAAGCGAUGUCUCAGAGCCUCAGGUAGCAAAAGAAAGAGAGGAAGAACCUGCCUUUGAAAUUGACAGUGAAAUGCGGAAGACUUUAAUAGUAAAGGCUGGUGGAUCAUUCACAAUGACUGUUCCUUUCAGAGGCAAACCAGUCCCAAAUGUAACAUGGAACAAACCAGACACUGAUCUCCGUACACGUGCAAGCAUUGACACUUCAAGUAAUUGUACAUCUCUUACUAUUGAAAAAGCAACAAGAAAUGAUUCUGGAAAAUACACAUUAACAUUGCAAAACAUCCUAAACACUACCACCUUGACUUUAAUUGUCAAAGUUCUUGAUACCCCUGGCCCACCAUCUAAUAUUGCAACAAAAGAUGUAACUAAAGAAUCUGCUGUGUUAUCUUGGGAUGUUCCUGAAAAUGAUGGUGGAGCACCUGUAAAGAACUAUGUAAUUGAAAAACGAGAAGCUAGCAAAAAGGCAUGGGUUACUGUGACAAACAACUGUCAUCGCCUGUCCUACAAAGUAACUGGUUUGCAAGAAGGUGCCAUUUACUACUUCCGUGUCUCUGGAGAAAAUGAAUAUGGUGUUGGAGUGCCUUCUGAGACCAAAGAGGGAACAAAAAUAACAGAAAAACCCAGUCCACCAGAAAAGCUAGGAGUAACAAACGUCACAAAGGACAGUGUUGCUCUUUCAUGGCUAAAACCAGAACAUGAUGGUGGAAGCAGAGUUGUUAGCUACCUUCUUGAAGCUCUUGAGAAAGGACAACAAAAAUGGGUUAAGUGUGCAGUUGUAAAGACAACUCAUCACGUUGUCCAUGGUCUUAAGGAAAAUGUUGACUAUUUCUUCAGGGUGUCUGCAGAAAACCAAGCCGGUUUAAGUGACCCUAAGGAACUACUGCUCCCUGUUACAGUUAAAGAACAAUUAGAAUCUCCUGAGAUUGACAUGAAGGGCUUCCCUCAUAACACUGUAUAUGUUAGAGCAGGCUCAAACCUGAAAGUUGAAAUUCCAGUUUCUGGAAAACCAGUGCCAAAGGUGACACUGUCUAGAGAUGGUGUUGCACUGAAACCUACCAUGAGAUUUCACACAGAAACCACGGCAGAAGGUCUCAUCAUUAACCUUAAAGAAAGUGUGGCUGCUGAUGCUGGCAGAUAUGACAUCACUGCUGCCAACUCAAGUGGCACCACAAAAUCUUUUGUUAAUAUUGUUGUGUUGGAUAGACCCGGUCCUCCUGUUGGUCCUGUUGUCCUUAGCGAUGUCACUGAAGAGAGUGUAACACUCAGAUGGCAACCACCAGCUUAUGACGGUGGAAGUCAGGUUACCAACUAUAUUGUACUGAAAAGAGAAACAAGUACUGCUGCUUGGUCUGAAGUGUCUGCCACUGUUGCUAGAACUGUUAUCAAAGUUAUGAGGCUCACAACAGGAGAAGAAUACCAAUUCCGCAUCAAAGCUGAGAACCGCUUUGGCAUCAGUGAUCACAUAGACUCGCAAUGUGUGGUUGUCAAGCUUCCUUACACUACCCCAGGCCCUCCUUCUACACCAUGGGUCACUAAUGUUACUCGAGAGAGUAUUACAGUCGGUUGGCAUGAACCAGUCACUAAUGGUGGCAAUGCUAUCGUUGGAUAUCACCUGGAAAUGAAAGACAGAAAUAGCAUAUUAUGGCAGAAGGCUAACAAGACCCUUAUUCGUACCACUCACUUCAAAGUCACCACAAUCAGUGCUGGUCUUAUCUAUGAAUUUAGAGUUUAUGCAGAAAAUGCGGCUGGCAUUGGAAAAGCAAGUCGUCCUUCUGAUCCAGUCCUUGCAAUUGAUGCUUGUGGUAUAACCACCAGAAAUGUUCGUGCCUCAGAUAUUUCCAAGACCUCCAUCACUCUCUCCUGGCAGAAGCCAGCAUUUGAGUGGUCGUGCAAAAUCACUGGAUACAUUGUAGAAAAACGUGAUCUUCCAGAUGGCAGAUGGAACAAAGCUAGCUUCACCAAUGUAUUAGAGCCUCAGUUCACAGUAUCUGGCCUGACACAGAAUUCCAAGUAUGAAUUCCGGGUCUUUGCAAAGAAUGCUGUUGGUUCCAUUAGUAAUCCAUCAGAUGUUGUGGGUCCUAUCACAUGUGUUGAUACAUACGGUGCACCUGAAAUCGAUGUGCCACCAGAAUAUACGGAAGUGGUGAAAUACAAAGCAGGAACUUCAGUUAAGCUAAAACUAGGCAUCUCAGGCAAGCCUCUACCCACAAUUGAAUGGUUCAAAAAUGGCAAUGAGGUACUAACCAGUGCACUAGUGUCUUUUGAAAACACAACAGAAUUUGCUUCUAUACUCAUCAAGGAUGCAAAUCGACUUGACAGUGGCACCUAUGAAUUAAAAUUGAAGAAUGCCAUGGGUUCAGCAUCAGCCCACAUUAGAGUACAGAUACUUGACAAGCCAGGACCCCCAGGUGGACCUAUACAGUUUAAGACAGUCACUGCUGAAAAGAUAACAAUAAUGUGGGACCCGCCAGCAGAUGAUGGUGGUGCACCUAUAACACACUAUGUUGUUGAAAAGCGGGAAACAAGUCGGGUUGUAUGGUCUUUAAUUUCUGAAAAACUUGAAGCAUGCAUCGUAACGACAACAAAACUCAUCAAAGGAAAUGAAUACGUGUUCCGUGUCCGUGGUGUGAACAAGUUUGGAAUUGGUGAUCCACUGGAAUCUGAGCCUGUUAUAGCCAAAAAUUCAUUUGUUACACCUGGACCACCUAGUACACCAGAAGUCACGAAGAUAACCAAGAAUUCUAUGACUGUUGUCUGGAAUAGGCCCACUGUUGAUGGAGGCAGUGAAAUAUCAGGAUAUUUUCUGGAGAAACGUGACAAGAAGAGUCUGAGUUGGUUCAAGGUCUCUAAAGAAACCAUUCGGGACACCAGACAGAAAGUAACAGGUCUGACUGAAAACAGCGAAUAUCAUUUCCGAGUUUGUGCUGUCAAUGCAGCUGGACCAGGUCCAUUCUCUGAGGCUUCUGACUUCUACAAAGCUGCAGAUCCUGUUGAUAAGCCAGGCUCACCAACAAAGCUUAAAGUUGUGGAUACAACCAAGACAUCUGUUACCCUUGGCUGGAUUAAACCUGCUUAUGAUGGAGGAAGUCCAAUUACCCACUAUGUGGUGGAGAAGAGGGAAGGUGAAGAGCAAGAAUGGACUGUAGUCAGUACCAAGGGAGAAGUGAGAACAACUGAAUAUGUUGUAUCCCACCUUCAGCCAAGCGUUAAUUACUAUUUCCGUGUAUCUGCUAUGAAUUGUGCUGGACAAGGAGAGCCUAUUGAAAUGAUGGAACCUGUUCAAGCUAAAGAUAUUCUUGUGGCACCAGAGAUUGAUCUGGAUGUUGCUCUUCGGACAUCUAUUGUUGCUAAAGCAGGUGAAGAUGUGGAAAUAAUGAUUCCAUUCAAGGGAAGGCCUCCUCCAACAGUCACAUGGAGAAAGGGUGACAAGAAUCUUGGGAGUGAUGAAAGAUAUGUCAUCCAGAACACAGAGUCAUCUACACUACUUAUUAUUCCUCAAGUUACACGAAAUGAUACAGGAAAAUAUGUUCUUACAAUUGAAAAUGGAGUUGGAGAAGCAAAAUCAUCAUUUGUGAAUGUAAAAGUACUUGACACACCUUCUGCAUGCCAGAAGCUGCAGCUCAAGCAUGUUUCUCGUGGCACAGUUACACUGGUAUGGGAGCCACCUCUCAUCAAUGUGGUUCUGAAAAUAACAAAUUAUGUUGUUGAAAAAAGAGAUGCUACAAAGAGGGCCUGGUCAACUGUUACAACAAAGUGUUCUCAUACCACCUUUAAACUGACUAACCUGUCAGAAAAGACUUCAUUCUUUUUCCGUGUUCUUGCUGAAAAUGAAAUUGGACUAGGUGAACCCUGUGAAACAGCUGAACCAGUGAAAGCUGCAGAUGUUCCUGGACCUGUAAAAGACCUAGCCAUGAAAGACCUACAAAGAGUUCUGUUAAAUUGCAGUGGGAGCAAGCCUGACUAUGAUGGUGGUAGCAUUAUAUCAGACUAUGUUAUUGAAAAGAAACUUCAGGAAGAGAAAGAAUGGACAUAUGCAGGCACAAGCAAGAGCUGUGAAUUUGUAGCUGACAAACUUAAAGAGCUUUCUGUCAUGGAAUUCAGAGUCUUUGCUAAAAACGAAAAAGGCAUGAGUGACUCUGUUACUGUUGGACCCAUUACAGUGAAAGAACUUAUUAUAACACCUGAAGCUGACCUUUCUGAUAUUCCUGGAGGUCAGAUUGCAGUAAGAAUUGGACAUAACCUGCAUGUUGAAUUGCCCUAUAAGGGUAAGCCUAAUCCAUCAAUGAGCUGGCUCAAGGACAAUCUCCCUCUUAAAGAAACAGAACAUCUUCGUUUCAAGAAAACUGAAAACAAGAUAAGCCUAAGUAUCAAGAAUGUGAAAAAGGAGCAUGGUGGGAAAUAUACUUUAAUUCUUGAUAACGUAGUCUGCAGAAAGUCAUUCACAAUCACUGUAAUCACUCUUGGUCCUCCAUCUAGGCCAAAAGCACCUUUAAGAAUAGAUGAAAUCAAAGCAGAUAGUGUCGUUUUGUCAUGGGAUGCUCCUGAUGAUGAUGGGGGAGGAGAAAUUACUGGCUACAGUAUUGAGAAGAGAGAAACAUCACAAAUGAACUGGAAGCUGGUGUGUUCAAGUGCUGCAAGAACAACCUUCAAAGUACCAAACCUUGUUAAAGAUACUGAGUAUCAGUUUAGAGUUCGUGCAGAAAACAGAUACGGAGUGAGCCCACCUCUUGUCUCAGCAGAUGUUGUGGCAAAGCAUCAGUUUAAACCACCAGGUGCCCCAGGCAAGCCUGUUGUAUACAACGUAACUGCUGAUGGAAUGACCAUUUCUUGGGAUGCUCCCGUUUAUGAUGGUGGUUCAGAGAUUAUGGGAUACCAUGUUGAAAAGAAGGAAAGAAACAGUAUUUUGUGGCAGAAGGUUAAUGUUGCAUUAAUAUCUAACAGAGAAUACAGGAUUACUGGACUGCUUGAGGGCCUGGAUUACCAGUUCCAAGUAUAUGCUGAAAAUGCUGCAGGUCUAAGCCGAGCUAGUGAGCCAAGCAAAUUUACUUUGGCAGUCUCUCCAGUGGAUCCACCUGGUACUCCUGACUACAUUGAUGUCACUAGAGAAACAAUCACCCUGAAAUGGAACCCCCCGUUGCGUGAUGGAGGCAGUAAGAUUGUGGCUUACAGCAUUGAGAAGCGGCAAGGAAGUGCAGACCGUUGGCUCAGGUGUAACUUUACUGAUGUCAGCGAGUGCCAAUAUACAGUUACAGGGCUCAGUCCAGGUGACCGAUAUGAAUUCAGAGUGCUUGCAAGAAAUGCUGUUGGUACAAUCAGCCCACCUUCACAGUCUUCAGGCUAUAUCAUGACCAGAGAUGAAAAUGUUGCUCCAACAAUUGAAUUUGGUGCUGAACACUUUGAAGGCCUUACUGUUAAAGCUGGAGAGAGCAUUAGACUUAAAGCUCUAAUCAAAGGACGUCCAGUACCUAAAGUGACAUGGUUUAAGGAUGGUAAAGAGAUUGAUAAAAUGAUGAAUAUAGAAAUCACUACAGCUAUUGGAUAUAGUACAAUCUUCAUUAGAGAUGCUCUCCGGGAACAUCGUGGAGUGUACACAGUAGAAGCCAAAAAUGCAUCAGGCACUAAACGAGAAGAUAUUACCAUCAGAGUACAAGACGCACCAGGAAAAGUUGGUGGACCAAUACGAUUCACAAACGUCACUGGAGAAAAAGUCACAUUAUGGUGGGAGCCUCCAGCUAAUGAUGGUUGUGCUUCUGUUUCUCACUACAUAAUUGAAAAGCGUGAAACCAGCAGGAUUGCUUGGGCAUUAGUUGAAGAUAAAUGUGAAGCUUGCAGCUAUACAGCACUUAAAUUAAUUAAAGGCAAUGAGUAUCAGUUCCGUGUCUCUGCAGUGAACAAAUUUGGAGUUGGCAGACCAUUGGAGUCUGAUCCAGUCAUUGCACAAAUCCCUUACACUCUCCCUGAUGCACCAGGAACUCCAGAGCCUACCAAUGUAACAGGAGACAGUAUCACACUCACAUGGGCAAGACCGGAGUCAGAUGGUGGAAGCGAGAUAAACGAAUACAUUCUUGAAAGGAGAGAAAAGAAGAGCAUGCGCUGGGUUAAAGUGUCCAGUAAACGGCCCAUUACUGAGAACAGAUACAGAGUAACUGGCCUUAUUGAAGGCAAUGAGUAUGAGUUCCAUGUCAUGGCUGAAAAUGCUGCAGGAGUUGGACCUCCAAGUGAUGUUUCAAAGCUGAUUAAAUGCAGAGAGCCAGUCAGCCCACCAAGUGCUCCUAAUGUUGUAAAGGUGACAGACACAUCAAAGACUAGUGUAAGCUUAGAGUGGACAAAGCCAGUUUUUGAUGGAGGCAUGGAAAUAAUUGGGUACAUCAUUGAGAUGUGCAAAGCUGAUCUUGAAGCAUGGCAGAAAGUCAAUGCAGAGACUGUUAUUGCUACUAAAUAUACCGUUGUUGAUCUGGAGGCAGGAGAACACUAUAAAUUCAGAGUUAGUGCUGUUAAUGGUGCUGGCAGAGGAGAAAGUUGCGAAGUUCCUGCUUCAGUCCAAACCGUGGACAGGCUUUCUGCACCUGAAAUAGAUAUUGAUGCAAACUUCAAGCAGACCCAUAUUGUAAGAGCAGGUGCAAGCAUUCGUCUAUUUAUUGCCUUCUCUGGAAGGCCAGUUCCUACUGCAGUGUGGUCCAAAGCAGAUGCUAAUCUUAGUUUGCGUGCUGACAUUCAAACAACGGAUUCAUUCGGCACAUUGACUGUAGAGGAAUGCAAUAGAAUGAUGCUGGCCAAGUAUGUAUUUACUGUGGAAAACAACAGUGGAAGCAAGUCUAUUACAUUUACUGUCAAGGUUUUGGACACACCUGGUCCACCAGGUCCUAUUACAUUUAAAGAUGUGACUCGAACAUCUAUUACUUUAAUGUGGGAUGCUCCUGUUCUGGAUGGAGGUUCUCGUAUCCACCACUAUGUUGUGGAAAAACGCGAAGCAAGUCGUCGUAGCUGGCAAGUAGUGAGUUCAAAAUGCACUCGACAAAUCUUUAAGGUCACAGAUCUAGCAGAAGGUAUGCCAUAUUACUACCGAGUAUCAGCAGAAAAUGAAUAUGGUGUUGGUGAACCCUGUGAAUUAACAGAACCAGUUGUGGCCACUGAAGAACCUGCUCCACCAAAGAGACUAGAUAUUGUUGAUACAACCAAAUCUUCUGGUUUAGCUUGGCUUAAACCUGAUCAUGAUGGUGGUAGCCGUAUUACUGGAUACCUUCUUGAAAUGAAACAAAAGGGAUCUGACUCCUGGACUGGAGCUGGACAAACCAAGCAACUUACUUUCACUGUUGAAGGCCUUGUGGAGAACACAGAAUAUGAGUUCCGGGUCAAGGCAAGGAAUGACGCUGGCUACAGUGAGCCGAGAAGCUUUCUCUUCUGUAUUGUUAAGGAGCCACAGAUUGAACCAACAGCAGAUCUCAGUGACAUAAGCAGACAGCUUAUAACAUGCAAGGCUGGAAGCAUUACUAUUGAUAUACCAAUCAGUGGGCGCCCAGCUCCAAAAGUGACAUGGAAGCUUGAGGAGAUGAGGCUGAAGGAAAACUGAAGAGUGACCAUCAAGACAACAAAAGACCGAACCACACUGACUGUAAAAGACAGUAUGAGAGGUGACUCUGGUAAAUACUACCUUACACUUGAGAACACUGCUGGUGUGAAAACAUUUACUGUCACAGUGGUAGUCAUAGGAAGGCCAGGUCCUGUCACUGGCCCAAUUGAAAUAUCGUCUGUAAUCUGCAGUCCUGUGGUGUUGACCUGGAAAGAACCUGAAGAUGAUGGUGGCAGUGACAUUACAAACUACAUUGUAGAGAAACGUGAAUCUGGCACAACAGCAUGGCAGCUGGUGAAUUCCAGUGUGAAACGCACACAGAUCAAAGUUAGUCAUCUCACGAAAUAUCAAGAGUACAGUUUCCGAGUAAGCUCAGAAAAUAGAUUCGGUGUCAGCAAGCCAGUUGAAUCAAAAACAAUUGUUGCUGAGCAUCCAUUUGUCCCACCAAGCCCACCUUCAAGGCCAGAAGUCUGUUCUGUGUCUGCAAGUGCCAUGGCCAUACGCUGGGAGGAACCCUACCAUGAUGGUGGCAGCAAAGUCAUUGGAUAUUGGGUGGAAAAGAAGGAGCGCAACACCAUCCUUUGGGUGAAGGAGAACAAAGUACCAUGCUGUGACUGCAACUAUAAAGUCACUGGGUUGGUGGAAGGCCUAGAAUAUCAAUUCAGAAUCUAUGCUCUAAAUGCUGCAGGUGUUAGCAAAGCUAGUGAAGCUUCCAGACCUGUAGUGGCUCAAAAUCCGGUUGAUCCACCAGGUAGACCAGAAGUAACAGAUGUCACCAGAUCUACAGUGUCUCUGAGCUGGUCACCUCCACUUUAUGAUGGUGGAGGAAGCAAAAUAAUCGGAUAUAUUAUUGAGCGCAAACCAUAUAAUGAAUCUGGUGAUGGACGCUGGCUGAAAUGCAAUUAUACCAUUGUCUCAGAAAACUUUUUUACUGUGAACAGCCUUAGUGAAGAUGAAGCCUAUGAAUUCCGUGUACUAGCAAAGAAUGCUGCUGGUGUGAUUAGCAAAGGAUCUGAAUCAACUGGUGCUGUCAUUUGCAAAGAUGAAUACACACCACCAAAGGCUGAACUUGAUGCCAGACUGCAGGGAGAAGUUUUGACCAUUAGGGCUGGAUCAGACCUCGUUCUUGAUGCAGCCAUUGGUGGAAAACCAGAACCAAAAGUCUUCUGGUCCAAAGGUGACAGGGAACUGGAGUUAUGCAGAAAGAUAUCUCUGCAAUAUACCAGCAAACGAGAUGCAAUUAUCAAGUUCUGUGACAGAAGUGAUACUGGAAAAUAUACCCUAACAGUUAAAAAUGCCAGUGGGAUGAAACAAAUUUCUGUUCUUGUCAAAGUGCUUGAUUCACCAGGUCCAUGUGCAGGCAAAAUCACAGUUAGCAGAGUAACAGAAGAGAAAUGUACUCUGGCUUGGAACAUUCCUGAGGAAGAUGGAGGUGCAGAAAUCACUCACUAUAUCAUAGAAACUGAAACCAGCAGACUUCACUGGGUUAUUGUUGAGGCUGAAUGCCAGACUUUAUCAACUGUGGUAACAAAGCUUAUUAAAAAUAAUGAAUACAUUUUCCGUGUGAGAGCUGUCAACAAAUAUGGAGCAGGUGUUCCCCUUGAAUCAGAACCUGUGAUUGCCAGGAAUGCUUUCACUAUUCCAACACAGCCUGGUGCUCCUGAGGAAGUGACUGUCGGCAAGGAACAUAUCAUUAUUCAGUGGUCAAAGCCAGAAUCGGAUGGUGGCAGUGAGAUUAAGGACUAUCUUGUGGACAAACGUGAAAGGAAAAGUUUGCGCUGGACACGAGUGAAUAGAGAUUUUACCAUUUAUGACACCAGACUGAAAGUCACUGGUCUCAUGGAAGGGAGCCAGUACCAAUUCCGUGUUACUGCAGUGAAUGCUGCUGGAAACAGUGAGCCAAGUGAACCUUCACAAUACAUGUUAUGUAAAGAACCAUCAUACACUCCUGCGUCACCUUCAGUUCCAAGAGUUGUGGAUACUACAAUGCACAGCAUAAGUUUAGCAUGGUCAAAGCCCACAUAUGACGGUGGUGCUGACCUCUUAGGCUAUGUUCUUGAAAUGAAAGAAGAAGGUAGUGAACAGUUAGGCGAGCACAUACAAACUGCCACUCUGAGGAAUGCUGAGGUUCACCGUGACUGUCUUAAAACAAACCAGAAAUACCAAUUCCGAGUUGCCUGCACAAACGUGAAUGGUAUGAGUGAAUUUAGCGAAUCAUCAGCAGAACUAGAACCUGUGGAAAGAAUAGAAACACCUGAACUUGAGCUUGCUGAUGAUCUGAAGAAGACUGUUACAGUCAGAGGUGGUUCCCUGCGCCUAAUGGUCUCUGUAUCUGGCAGACCUACUCCUGUAAUCACAUGGAGCAAGCAGGGUGUUGACCUAGUAAGACCGAGGUUAUUAUAUGAUACUAACAAGCAGCUACACUUGCAUUAUGGUGAUAAAGUUAAUCGGUAUGACGCUGGAAAAUACAUCAUUGAGGCUGAAAAUCAAAUCAGGGAAAAAAAAUCUGCAACUAUUGCUGUGAAAGGUGUAUGAGAUACACCUGGUCCACCACCUGAAGUGAGAGUUAAGGAAGUAUCAAAAGAUUCUGUGACACUUACUUACAUUCCAGUCAUUGAUGGUGGAGCCCCAGUCAACAAUUACAUAAUUGAGAAACGUGAAGCUUCCAUGAGAGCUUACAAGACUGUCACUACCAAAUGCAGCAAGACAUUUUACAGAGUUACCGGACUUCUGGAAGGAGCUUUGUAUUAUUUCAGAGUACUACCAGAAAAUAUUUAUGGCAUUGGUGAAGGCUGUGAAACAUCUGAUGCAGUACUGGUAUCUGAUGUCCCCAUGGUACCACAAAAACUCGAAGUGAUUGACACCACUAAAUCAACUGUUACACUUGCCUGGGAGAAACCAUUGCAUGAUGGUGGCAGCAGAUUGACUGGUUAUGUUAUUGAGGCUAGCAAAGCUGGAACAGAAAGAUGGUUGAAGGUAGUGACAUUGAAGCCUACCGUCUAUGAACAUACCAUUAUCUCUCUCAAUGAAGGUGAACAGUACUUGUUCAGGGUCAGAGCACAGAAUCAGAAGGGCGUGUCAGAACCACGAGAGAUUGUCACAGCAGUGACAGUUCAAGACCGAAAAGUUCUACCAACAAUUGACUUCACUGGAAUACCUCAGAAGACAAUCCACGUACCUGCUGGCAAGCCCAUUGAAUUAGCCAUUCCAAUUGAAGGACGACCACCUCCAACUGCAUCUUGGUUCUUUGCUGGUUCUAAACUAAAAGAAUCAGAACGCAUCAAAAUGAGACUGCUGCCAAAGUUGGCCAAAUUAACUGUGCGUGAGACCACCACUGAUACUGGGGAGUAUACACUUGAAUUGAAGAACACAACUGGAACAGUAACUGAUACAUUAAAGGUUAUAAUCCUUGACAAGCCUGGACCACCUGUUGGACCUAUCAGAAUUGAUGAAAUUGAUGCAAAUUAUGUAACCAUCUCCUGGGAGCCUCCUGAGCUGGAUGGUGGAGCUGCCCUUAGUGGGUAUGUGGUAGAGCAGCGUGAUGCUCACCGUCCUGGAUGGCUGCCAGUUUCAGAGUCAGUAACAAGGACAACAUUUAAGUUCACCAGACUUGUUGAAGGUGCAGAAUAUGUGUUCCGUGUGGCUGCUACAAACCGCUUUGGAAUUGGAUCUUAUCUGCAGUCUGAAAUUAUAGAAUGCAAGAGCAGAAUCCGUAUUCCUGGUCCUCCUGGCACUCCAGAAGUGUUCGAUAUCUCUCGAGAUGGCAUGACAUUGACUUGGUAUCCUCCAGAAGAUGAUGGUGACUCACAGAUUACUGGUUAUAUUGUGGAACGCAAAGAAGUUAGAGCAGAUAGAUGGAUCCGUGCAAAUAAAGUUCCAGUCACCAUGACUCGUUACCGUUCCACUGGGUUGGUUGAAGGAUUAGAGUAUGAACACCGGGUCACAGCAAUCAAUGCCAGAGGCACUGGGAAACCCAGCCGUCCUUCCAAGUCUGCUGUUGCCAGAGAUCCAAUUGCUCCUCCAGGUAAACCUCAGAAUCCAAGAGUCACUGAUACUACAAGAACAUCUGUCUCCCUGGCUUGGAGUCCACCAGAAGAUGAAGGUGGUUCUAAAGUUACUGGCUACUUAAUUGAAAUGCAGAAAGUUGAUCAAUUUGAAUGGACCAAAUGCAAUACUACGCCGACCAAGAUUCGGGAAUACACCUUGACACAUCUUCCCCAGGGUGCAGAGUACAGAUUCCGAGUGCUAGCCUGUAAUGCUGGUGGGCCAGGAGAACCUGCUGAAGUGCCAGGAACAGUCAAAAUAACAGAAAUGCUUGAAUAUCCUGAUUAUGAACUUGAUGAAAAAUACCAAGAAGGUCUCAUGGUGAGACAAGGAGGAGUAAUCAGGCUUACAAUACCCAUUAAGGGUAAGCCCAUCCCAGUAUGCAAAUGGACAAAAGAAGGACAGGACAUCAGCAAGAGGGCCAUGAUUGCAACUUCUGAGACUCACACAGAACUUGUGAUUAAAGAUGCAGAAAGAGAAGAUUCAGGCACCUAUGAUUUGGUACUUGAAAACAAGUGUGGCAAGAAAGCCGUGUACAUUAAAGUCAGAGUGAUUGGCAUUCCAAAUCCACCAGAAGGACCACUUGAGUAUGAUGAUAUACAAGCUCGUUCUGUCAGAGUAAGCUGGAGACCUCCUACAGAUGAUGGCGGAGCAGAUAUCCUGGGUUAUAUUGUUGAGAGAAGAGAAGUACCAAAGAGUGCCUGGUACACUGUUGACUCUCGAGUGAAAGGGACAUCACUAGUGGUGAAAGGACUCAAAGAAAACGUGGAAUAUCACUUCCGUGUUUCUGCUGAAAACCAUUUUGGUAUUAGCAAAUCUCUCAAAUCUGAAGAACCAGCAGUACCAAAGACACCUCUAAAUCCACCAGAGCCUCCAAACAACCCGCCUGAAGUGCUUGAUGUUACAAAGAGUUCUGUCAACUUGUCCUGGUCCAGACCUAAAGAUGAUGGUGGUUCUCGUGUAACUGGCUACUAUAUUGAACGUAAAGAGACAUCUACAGAAAAAUGGGUCCGGCAUAAUAAGACACAGAUUACCACUACAAUGUACACAGUCACAGGACUUGUUCCAGAUGCUGAAUAUCAAUUCCGUGUCAUUGCUCAAAAUGACAUCGGGGAAAGUGAAGCAAGUCCUGCUUCUGAACCAGUUGUAUGCAAGGAUCCAUUCGACAAACCAAGCCAACCUGGAGAAAUUGAGAUCACUUCUAUAUUUAAGGACAGCAUUACAUUAGAAUGGGAACGACCUGAAAGUGACGGUGGCAAAGAGAUCCUUGGCUAUUGGGUUGAAUAUCGCCAGUCUGGAGAAAGCACCUGGAAAAAAUGCAAUAAGGAACGCAUCAAGGACAGGCAGUUUACAGUAGGAGGUUUACUUGAGGCCACAGAAUAUGAGUUCCGUGUUUUUGCAGAAAAUCAGACUGGCCUCAGCAGACCUCGAAGGACUGCUAUGGCAGUGAAAACUAAAUUAACAUCCGGAGAAGCACCUGCCAUAAAGAAAGAAAUGCAGGAUGUUACAACUAAACUGGGAGAGGCAGCUCAGCUGACAUGCCAGAUUGUUGGGAGACCUUUGCCUGAUAUUAAAUGGUACCGUUUCGGCAAAGAGCUGGUACAAAGCAGAAAAUACAAAAUGUCGUCUGAUGGACGCAAUCAUACACUGACAGUAAUGACAGAUGAACAGGAGGAUGAAGGUCUCUACACUUGUAUGGCUACCAAUGAUGUUGGAGAAAUUGAAACUAGUGGCAAGCUAUUAUUGCAGGCUCCUCCUCAGUUCCACCCCGGCUUCCCAUUGAAAGAGAAAUACUACGCAGGUGCAGGUGGCACCCUCCGCCUUCACGUUGUGUAUAUUGGCCGGCCAGUACCAGCAAUAACUUGGUUCCAUGGCAACAAACCUUUGAGAGGAUCAGAAACAGUUACUAUUGAGAACACAGAACAGUAUACUCAUCUUGCUAUUAAGAAUGUCCAGCACAAGACUCAUGCUGGGAAGUACAAAGUACAACUCAGUAACACAUUUGGAACAGUUGACACUGUACUUAAAGUGGAAAUACAAGAUAAACCAGAAAAACCAGUAGGGCCAAUUGUCCUAGAGUCUAUACUGAAGAAUUCUGUGGUGAUAAGCUGGAAACCACCAGAGGAUGAUGGAGGUGUUAUGAUCACCAAUUACAUCAUAGAGAAACGUGAAGCCAAGGAAGGAGCAGAAUGGCAACUUGUAUCUUCAAGUAUUUCAGGCACAACCUGUAGAAUUGUUAACCUAACUGAAAAUGCAGGCUAUUAUUUCCGUGUUUCUGCUCAGAAUAUAUAUGGCAUUAGUGACGCAUUGGAGGUCUCAUCAGUAGUUUUUAUAAAGCCUCCGUUUGAUAAACCAGGACAACCUGGCCAGCCAGUAGCAAGUGCUGUCACAAAGGAUUCUUGUGUUGUCUCAUGGAAGCCACCUGCAAGUGAUGGUGGUGCAAAGAUUAGAACCUACUAUCUUGAGAAGCGUGAGAAAAAACAAAACAAGUGGAUUUCUGUAACAACAGAUGAAAUUCGUGAAACAGUCUACUCUGUGAAAGAUCUUAUUGAAGGUCUUGAAUAUGAGUUCCGUGUAAAAUGUGAAAAUCUUGGCGGUGAAAGUGAAUGGAGUGAGGUAUCCCAGCCAGUCAUUCCAAAAUCUGAUGUACCAAUUAAAGCUCCACAUUUCAAGGAAGAACUAAGGAAUCUGAAUGUGAAAUUUCAAGCUAAUGCCACAUUUGUCUGCAAAGUCACUGGUCAUCCUAAGCCAAUUGUGAAGUGGUACAGACAGGGCAAAGAAAUCAUGCCAGAUGGGGAAAAGAUCAAGAUACAGGAAUUCAAGGGUGGAUAUUACCAGCUGGUCAUCACAAACGUAACAGAUGAUGAUGCCACGGUAUAUCAAGUUAGAGCUACCAACCAAGGAGGAUCCGUGUCUGGCACUGCCUCUCUGGAUGUUGAAGUUCCUGCAAAGAUUCAUUUGCCCAAAAACUUGGAAGGCAUGGGAGCUGUUCAUGCCCUCCGAGGGGAAGUGGUGAGCAUCAAGAUUCCAUUCAGUGGCAAGCCACCCCCUGUGAUCACAUGGCAGAAGGGACAAGAUCUCAUCGAUACUAAUGGACACUACCAAGUCAUUGUUACACGAUCAUUCACAUCUCUUGUUUUCCCAAAUGGUGUUGACAGAAAAGAUGCAGGAUUUUACAUUGUUUGUGCCAAAAACAGAUUUGGAAUCGAUCAAAAAACUGUUGAAUUAGAUGUGGCUGAUGUGCCUGAUCCACCAAGAGGUCUGAAGGUAACUGAUGUUUCACGGGAUUCAGUCAACUUAACCUGGAGUGAACCAGCCACUGAUGGUGGAAGCAGGAUCAUAAACUAUAUUAUUGAGAAACGCGCUACAACAGCAGAGCGAUGGAUUCGUGUUGCGCAAGCUCGUGAUACACGAUACACAGUGGUGAACCUAUUUGGCAAGACCACCUACCAGUUCCGUGUAAUUGCAGAGAAUAAGUUUGGCCAAAGUCAGCCUUCUGAACCUACUGAUCCAAUUGUUACAAAGGAAGAUAAGACCAGAGUAAUGAACUAUGAUGAAGAAGUUGAUGAAACAAGAGAAAUUACAGCAGCUAAAGCAGCUCACUAUUCUACAAAGGAACUCUAUGACAAAUAUAUGAUUGCAGAAGAGCUUGGACGUGGGCAGUUUGGCAUUGCACACCGCUGUGUUGAGGCAGUUUCAAAAAAGACUUACCUGGCCAAAUUUGUCAAAGUAAAGGGUGCUGACCAAGUUUUGGUAAAGAAAGAAAUUUCCAUCCUAAACAUUGCUAGGCACCAAAAUAUCCUGUAUCUUCAUGAAUCAUUUGAGAGCCUAGAAGAAUUGGUCAUGAUCUUUGAAUUCAUUUCUGGGGUUGACAUCUUUGAAAGAAUCGGCACAGCUUCAUUUGAACUUAAUGAAAGGGAAAUAGUAAGUUACGUACGCCAGGUCUGUGAUGCACUAGAAUUUUUACAUCGUCAUAGCAUUGGACAUUUUGAUAUUAGACCAGACAAUAUUAUUUACUUUACAAGAAGAAGCUCUGUAAUUAAAAUUGUUGAAUUUGGUCAAGCCAGACAGUUAAGGCCUGGAGACAGCUUUAGACUCCAGUUCACUUCUCCUGAAUAUUAUGCGCCUGAAGUACAUCACCAUGACUUGGUCAGCACAGCUACGGACAUGUGGUCAGUUGGUGCUCUAACAUACAUACUGCUCAGUGGCCUUAACCCUUUCAUUGCUGAAACAAACCAACAAGUUAUUGAAAAUAUUCUGAAUGCUGAAUACAGCUUUGAGGAUGAAGCAUUCAAAGACAUAAGCAUUGAAGCCAUGGACUUCAUUGAUCGCCUACUAGUAAAGGAAAGAAAAUCUCGGAUGACAGCUGCUGAAGCACUUAAUCACGUGUGGCUAAAACAGCAGACGGAAAAGACCAGCACUAAAACCAUUAAAACCUUGAGGCACAGGCGUUACUAUCAAACUCUAGUAAAGAAGGAGUGGAACACAGUUGUGUCAGUAGCCCGCAUUUCCUGUGGAGGCGCAAUUAGAUCCCAGAAAGGCAUAACAGUGGCUAAAGUUAAAGUUGCCCCAAUAGACAUUGGGCCUAUUGCUGGGCAAAUAAAGCAUAAUGUUGCAGAAGAAGGAGGCCAUGCCAAAUAUGUAUGUACAAUUGAAAACUAUGAUGAGUCCACACAAGUCACAUGGUACUUUGGUAUGAGGCAGUUAGAAAACAAUGAGAAAUAUGAAAUCAAAUAUGAAGAUGGUGUGGCAACCAUGUAUGUCAAAGAUGUUUCUAAAUCAGAUGAUGGAACUUACCGAUGCAAGGUAGUAAAUGAUUAUGGUGAGGACAGCUCUUAUGCAGAACUUUUUGUUAAAGGUGUGAGAGAAAUUUCUGAGCACUACAGAUGCAGAACUGUUAGGAAAGUGAAACGACGGGUUGAUACUAUGAGACUAUUAGAGCAUCCCCCAGAAUUUACUCUGCCUUUGUAUAACCGCACUGCAUAUGUUGGAGAAAAUGUCAGGUUUGGAGUAACCAUAACAGUUCACCCAGAACCUCGCUUAACAUGGUACAAAUCAGGCCAGAAAAUCAAACCUGGGGAUGAUGAUAAGAAGUAUACUUUUGAAUCAGAUAAGGGUCUUUACCAACUUGUCAUCAAUAAUGUCACUGAAGAGGAUGAUGCUGAAUACAGUAUUGUGGCACGCAAUAAAUAUGGUGAAGACAGCUGCAAAGCUAAGCUGACUGUGAUUCCGCAUCCGCCUCCAGCAGAUGCCACACUCAGGCCAAUGUUUAAAAGAUUGCUGGCAAAUGCUGAAUGUCAAGAAGGCCAAAAUGUCAGUUUUGAGAUCAGGGUAUCUGGUGUGCCAAAACCAACUUUGACAUGGGAGAAAGACGGUCAACCUCUAUCCUUUGGUCCCAACUUUGAUAUAAUUCAUGAAGGUUUAGAUUAUUAUGCUUUGCAUAUCAGAGAUACUUUACCAGAAGACAGUGGCUACUACAGAGUUACUGCUACAAACAGUGCUGGAUCUACAAGCUGUCAGGCUUAUCUAAAAGUUGAACGCUUGAAAUAUGUCAAGCGUGAGUACAAGACAGAAGAAGAGCGGGAGAAGCAUGUACAAAGGCAAAUUGACAAGACAUUACGAAUGGCAGAAAUCCUUUCUGGGGCUGAAGCUGUUCCACUGACACAAACUGCACAAGAAGCUCUCAGAGAAGCUGCUAUCCUAUAUAAACCAGCCGUUAGCUCAAAGACUGUUAAGGGUGAAUAUGAAAUUCAGAAAGAAGAAAAGAAGGAGAAGGAGGAAAGGAGACUUCGUAUGCCAUAUGAGAUCCCAGAGCCUCGCAAACAUGUGCGUGCUGCUAUUGAGGAAGAUCAGCAUAUUAAACACUUUGUGCCUCUGUCUGACAUGAAGUGGUACAAGAGGCUGCGAGACCAGUAUGAAAUGCCAGGAAAACUUGAGAGGACUGUUCAGAAACGCCAGAAACGCAUACGUCUUUCCAGGUGGGAGCAAUUUUAUGUGAUGCCACUGCCACGCAUUUCUGAUCAGUACAAGCCUAAAUGGCGCAUACCAAAGCUGACACAAGACGAUCUUGAAAUUGUGAGACCAGCACGCCGGCGUUCCCCAUCUCCAGAGUAUGAAUAUCACUAUAGACCAAGAAGGCGAUCACUUGGCGACUUGUCUGAUGAGGAAUUGCUCAUGCCAAUAGAUGACUACUUAGCCAUGAAGAGAACUGAAGAGGAAAGACUGCGCCUUGAAGAAGAGCUGGAGUUAGGCUUUUCUGCUUCCCCACCAAGUAGAAGCCCUCCACGCUUUGAACUGUCUGCCCUUCGAUACUCUACUGCAGGAGCACAGGUCAGUUCCGAGGAAGAAAGAAAAAGAGAGCUGAGGUAUUCAAGCUAUCACAUUCCAACUAAAGCUGAGACCAGUGCAAGCUAUGCAGAACUUCGUCAACGUCAUGACAGGGCUGCCUACAGACCACCUAAACAAAAGCAAAGGAUAAUGGAUGAGAGGGAGGAUGAAGAAUUGCUCCGGCCUGUUGGCACUGAUCAGCGACUCUCUGAAUACCGGAGUGAGCUCAAAUAUAUGGCAGAGGAAGAAAAGAGUAGACUCAGGAGAAGGAGGGAAAGAGAAAUAACUGAGAUCACAUCAGAAGAAGAAGAAGAAAUAGAAAUGGUGCAAUAUGCUCACAGGGAAUUUUCACCUCCCUCUAGAUUACUAAGGAGAAGAAGAUCCCUUUCUCCAACUUACAUUGAGUUGAUGCGUCCUGUAUCAGAAUUAAUUCGACCUCGGUCACGGCCUCCUGAAGAAAGUGAGAGAAGAUCCCCAACACCAGAGAGAACUCGACCACGCUCACCUAGCCCAGUCUCUAGUGAAAGAUCUCUCUCCCGGUUUGAGAGGAUGGCAAGAUUUGAUAUAUUUUCUAGAUACGAGUCCAUGAAAUCUGCUCUGAAAACUCAAAAAACGAUGGAAAGGAAAUACGAAGUUCUGACUCAGCAGCCUUUCACCCUUGACCAUGCUCCUCGCAUUACCCUGAGAAUGCGCUCACACCGGGUACCGUGUGGCCAUAAUACCAGGUUCAUUCUAAAUGUCCAAUCAAAACCAACCGCCGAAGUGAAGUGGUACCACAAUGGUAUUGAGCUCCAAGAGAGCAGUAAAAUACACUUCACCAAUACGAGUGGUGUAUUAACUCUGGAGAUUCUCGACUGCCACAUUGAUGACAGUGGAACAUACCGAGCUGUAUGCACAAACUACAAAGGGGAAUGCUCUGAUUAUGCAACACUAGAUGUUACUGGAGGAGAUUACACUACAUACUCUUCCCAGAGGAGAGAUGAAGAAGUACCAAGGUCAAUUUUACCUGACUUGACAAAAACAGAGGCAUAUGCAAUCUCCUCAUUUAAGAAAGCAUCUGCAACAGAAGCAAGUUCCUCAGUAAGAGAGGUCAAAUCAGAAGUGUCAGCCACAAGAGAAUCACUUUUAUCCUAUGAACACUACGCUGCUUCUGAAGAAAAAGUCACUGCAGCUGAAAAAAAAUCAUUGGAAGAAAGGACUUCACACAAAGCAUUUAAAAGCACUCUGCCAGCAACAAUCCUUACAAAGCCACGGUCAAUCACAGUUUCUGAAGGGGAGACUGCAAGAUUUUCCUGUGAUGUUGAUGGUGAACCAGCACCAACAAUAACAUGGCUCCGUGCUGGUCAACCUAUGGUUUCUUCAAGGCGCUUCCAAGUAACACGAACACAGUACAAGUCUACCUUUGAAAUUUCUUCCGUCCAGAUAUCAGAUGAAGGAAGUUACACUGUUGUGGUAGAAAACUCUGAAGGAAGACAGGAAGCCCAUUUUACUUUGACCAUUCAAAGAACAAAAAUCCCUGAAAAAACAAUUAUAUCACCUCCAAGGAUAAAAUCUCCUGAGCCUCGUGUGAAGUCACCAGAGCCAGUUAAGUCUCCUAAACGAGUGAAAUCUCCUGAACCCAUCAGCAGUCCCCCAAAAGCUAAGUCACCACCUGGAGACAAAACGGUACCAACGGAGAAAGUACAAUUACCAACUGCUUCUCCACCAAAGAUAAAACAGCAUCUGAAAGCCGAAACUCUUGGAGAUAAGGUGAAGUUAUCCUGUGCAGUUGAAAGCAAUGUUUUAAGUGUCAGAGAAGUGGCUUGGUAUAAGGAUGGUAAAAAACUGAAGGAGGACCAUCAUUUCAAGUUUCAUUAUGCAGCAGAUGGCACUUAUGAGCUCAAAAUCCAUGAACUCACGGAAUCUGAUAAAGGAGAAUACACCUGUGAAAUUAUCGGGGAAGGAGGUGUUUCAAAAACUAAAUUCCAGUUUACUGGCCAAGUAUUUAAAAAUAUCCAUUCCCAGGUAAGAGAUGUGUCUGAAUCUCAUAAAACAGUUCAGAAAGAAGAUGAAUUACUUAUGGUUUCUACCCAGAAGAAAUCAGUAGUGGCAACUGAAGAGAAAUCUGAAGUUCAAGAAGUCAUUAAAAAGUCAGUUGUUACCGAAGAUGUCAAACAAUUGAAAGCAGAAAUUACAGCUUCUUCAACUAAAAUGACAAUGUCUGAAGGGCAGAAAGUAACAUUGAAAGCCAACAUUCCAGGUGCCUCUGAAGUGAAAUGGGUGCUGAAUGGAAUGGAGCUGAGAAAUUCAGACGAUUACAGAUACGGUGUUUCUGGAAGUGAUCACACGCUAACUAUCAAAAAGGCCAGUAGUAAGGAUGAAGGUAUACUCACCUGUGAGGGUAAAACUGAUGAAGGCAUUAUUAAAUGCCAGUAUGUCGUGACCCUUUCUAAAGAGCGCUCCAGUGAACCAGCAUUCAUCAUGCAGCCUAAGUCUCAAAAUGUCAAUGAAGGACAAGACGUGUUGUUCACCUGUGAAGUUUCUGGGGAGCCUUCUCCUGAAGUAGAGUGGUUAAAGAAUAAUCAACCUAUUGCAGUUUCAUCGCACCUCAGAGUAUCUCGCUCUAAAAAUAUAUAUUCUCUUGAGAUUCGAAAUGCAGCAGUGAGUGACACUGGAAAAUACACAGUCAAGGCAAAAAAUUACCAUGGGCAGUGUUCUGCUACAGCAUCUUUGACUGUACUCCCUCUAGUUGAAGAACCUCCGAAAGAGGUAGUAUUGAAGACCAGUGGCGACGCAAGCAUGCACGAAAGUUUUUCUUCUCAGUCCUUUCAAAUGGCUUCUUCUAAACAAGAGGCUUCAUUCAGCAGUUUCAGCAGUAGCAGCAUGACUGAAAUGAAAUUUGAAAGCAUGUCUGCCAAAAGCAUGUCCUCCAUGAAAGAAUCCUUUAUAGAGAUGAGCUCCAGCAGUAUUAUGGGGAAAUCUAGCAUGGCUCAACUGGAGAGUUCAACUAGUAAAAUGCUUAAAUCAGGUCUGAGAGGAGUACCACCCAAAAUUGAAGCUCUCCCAUCUGAUAUCAGCAUUGAGGAAGGAAAAGUUCUCACACUAUCCUGUGCCUUUUCGGGUGAACCUGCCCCUGAAAUAACAUGGUACUGCAGAGGGAGAAAAAUUACGAGUCAGGACCAGCAAGGCAGAUUCCACAUUGAAACCAGUGAAGAUCUAACCACCCUGAUCAUUAUGGAUGUCCAGAAGAACGACGGUGGACUUUAUACUCUGAAUUUAGGGAAUGAAUUUGGUACCGAUUCUGCCACUGUGAAUAUAAAUAUCCGAUCACCUUAGAAUGCUUAAUCUGUAUUAUUUACACUUGUAUUUUUACAAGUGAUUCAUAUAUGGACUGAAAUAUCUGAUAUGUAAAUAUAAAAGAAAAAUAUUUUUUUACCUACCUGAACGAGACAAAGUCCAGAUCUAUACAUUAUGACUUAUAGUCAUUAUUGACCUAAGAAUUUAAAACACUUUUUUCACUGACAUGUACAUACUGUAUAUAGCCGAAGUUAACGGUUAUGAAGUUUUGUACCGUUUAUUUUAUGACAUUUUGAAACGUAACUUUUGGAACUAACAGUUGGCAGGGGAAAGUUUCCUAGCAAACGACUACCCUGCUCAACAUUUAACUAAUUUUUGCGCCUCAACUGAUUGUUGAUGUCUAAGAAUGCCUCAACAGGUAGAGAAGCUCCCUGUUGAAGAUUACCGACACCUGAGACAUGAUACUGUGCACAGUAUUUCAUACGUGCACAAAUAUUUAUGUUGAAUCAGAAAUGUAAGGCAUUGGUGAUGUUUGCAAUUACCCUCCUGUAAGCAUUACUUUAAUGUUUUACAUUGGAUCUGAUUAUGUCAUAAUUUUCAUACCUGACUGACAAUUUCUGAACAAAGUGCAAGCGGCCAGCACUUUGUUCACCCACUGUGUACUGUUUCUGACAUAUUGACUGCCUGAAUAGCUUUUAAAAAAGCAACAUCACCUGGCCAUCCCCUUAAUAAACAAAGCUGUUUAGGUAUUCAAGUGCAGCAGCAGUACCCCAUCUCGGAGGUUCUUAGGGUGCAGUGAUUGAGUUUGUGUGGUAGUAUUAGACACCCAGUAGUCACUCCCAGGCAACUAAGCAAUGAACCACAGUUUGAAAACAAACUGUUGCUACAACAUCAAAUACCAGCCUGCACUUCAACUUGCUUUAGUUCUCCUAAUGUAGUAAUAGAGCUUGGUAGUAGCUGUUGAACCUCCUUGAGAUAGAAUUUUCAUUUGAAAUAAAGCAUGCUUUCUGCACCAUAAA
Messenger RNA from Hirundo rustica (Barn swallow), 99442 nucleotides. It is a transcript of the gene TTN, whose product is annotated as titin. The record is from RefSeq and is a predicted model, not a curated record. Lineage: Eukaryota; Metazoa; Chordata; Aves; Passeriformes; Hirundinidae. Gene Ontology annotation, molecular function: protein binding; ATP binding; protein kinase activity. Gene Ontology annotation, biological process: protein phosphorylation.